Molecule: messenger RNA, 94106 nt
Organism: Xyrichtys novacula (pearly razorfish)
Lineage: Eukaryota; Metazoa; Chordata; Actinopteri; Labriformes; Labridae
Source: the annotation of a GenBank genome assembly
AUCCACUCUUUGUUUAUAAAGACAACACGUCAACUUCGCCGUCAGCUGUUUUCCGAUAAACAACGACGGAAUAGUGUGAAUGUCCAGCCGGGAGUUUGAUUUCCACAUCCACCGGAGCGACUCUUAACUUCAGCCGAGUUUACUUGGGCAUUUUCUGGAGACUUCAUGGUACGUCCGCUCGUUUUCAAGAUCUGUGUGUACAUAACAGUUAGCUCUUUUAAAGACGAUUAUAUCCCAUCAAAAGACUCGUAUUUCUAACUGAGUGUGUCAAAAUAUUGAAAAUAACCCUUUUUGGUCAACCUAACUGUCAGUGAAUCCAGCUGAACACAUCUGCCUGAAGCCUAAAGCCGUUGACAGGCAACUUUCCUUCCUCCUCUCCUUUUGCUUGAAGCUUGGGGCUUUUAUCCUAUCCGUCCUCAAAGUCGAUAUACUGUUCGUUUCGAUGCUGUUCUGAGCCACUUUUUUUUCUGAAGAGAAGUGCAUAUAACCAGGUAUUAGAGAGGCAUCCCCGCUGAUAGCGAACCGCACGACGGUGUAGGUUCUGCUCUCAGUUUCUGGUUUCAUCUCCGGCGCUCCUCAGGGAUGACAGGCACCGAGUCACUGACGUUUGUUAUUUUACUCAAUAUUUACAACUUUACUGGACUCAACAUGUCUGUAUGGCUGUGGAAUUUCUCUGCACUUGAGUUGAUUUGUUGCGCUAGUGAAAACCACUUUUAUCAGUUCGUGUUACUUUGAUGGAGUGUAGUUGAAUUUACCUAACGCUUGCACCAGAAGAUCAACACUGAAACCUUAGAUCAUGGAUGCAUCUUGGAGGAAUUUCUAUCACAUCUGAUAAACAGCCUUUAUUCAUAAAGAAUCAUGCCAAUGCUAUAUUGUUAUCCAUACUGUUUUGUAUACAGAGGUAAAGGGAAUAGAUAUGUUUCUAAAUAUUAAUUGAUUAUAACAAAGUACCCUUCUCAAAUUGUCAGAGCUUAAGCCUGACAAGUUGCUUGAUGAUUUUUGUGCAAACGUUUUUGAAAUAGUCAAUGAUAAACAAAAAAAUCUGCUUCACAGUACCAGCAUAAUCAAUGUUUGAGCUGUAGUGACAAUAAAUUUGCACUUUAAAGGAGUAUUUUCUUGUGCAAAUAACUUCAUUUGGGGGUAUUAAAUGCUAUUUCUCAUUGUCAGUCAAGAUUUAUGUAAAUUAACACUUUUUCAGCUAUGAUGCUCCUCUUAGUGUGAUGCAAAUAGUGCCAGGGGAAUGAUGAACUGUUGACUUUGAGCUUGUUAUGCAGGUCAAAUUCAGUGAUUAUAUCUUGAAACUGUUGUGCACAAGUAGUUUUCCUAUAUGUAGGAUAUUUAGGAGAUACAAGACACAAUGAUACAUCUGUGACACACCUGACUGAACCAUGGAAAGUUUGUUACUAAGAGACCAGCAGUCCUCAUUCAAAAAUAUUUAAGAUUCAAUGACAAGCAAUAAAAAUGGAAGCAGAAAAUGUUUUUGUUUCAAAAGCCACUUGAUACAAAUAUUGAACUUUUAGUGUCUCAUUUAGUAAAGUGGUCUGAAAUUAAGAGGAAUUAGGUCCUGCACUCAGUCCAGGGUAUGUGUAUUGUAUUAAAAACAUUGUGUGUCAUAUAUGUGUACAGGUUAUAUAAAAAUGAGGCAGGAUACUGUAGUCAGUCAUUAUGGGAUGGAAGGAAAAGGUGGUUUGGUGUUUCUCUAGUCCUCAGCCUGCAUACAAUCACACUGAAAGAGGAGAAGAGCUCAUUUGUGAUCAUUCACCAGGUCAUAUGACCACAUGAACGCCUUAAUGACUUAUAAAUAAAACCAAUGUCAAAUAAAUAGUAUCCAAUCAUGUAACGCAAGAUGCUGUGUGGAAAACAGACACUGGCUCCGCCCUCUGAGCUGCUGCUCUCUUCACAUUAUGGCUUUAUGAUUAGAGGAACAUAAGCACCUCUGGGCAUAACGACACUCAACUCCAGCGUAUGUAUGCACAUAUGAUGAAAAUUGAUACAAGCCAGGCCUUUAACAUUGAAGCUGCCACAAGUAUGCAACUUGGUUUGGGUUAUGUGCUGGACGCUCUGUCUGGGGUCUGCAUGUCCUGAUGUUCUUUCCAGAUCUUCUUUGGGUGAAAUAGUUGCUCGGCUUAGACGGUCAGGGUUGAAGAGAAGUCACAUGAGGUGAUUUGAGUUGUUGCCGCAACAAAGCUGGCACCAUGGCACAGAGCUAUUGGAAUAAAACCUGAACACUCAACACAAAAUAAAUGGGGAAAGUUCUGCUGUCUCAAAAUGAAAAAAAAAAAAAAAAAGACUGCUGUAUACACCAAAGAAGUGCACCUCUUUCUUUAAAUUUUGAACUUUCCUUUGACUUGCUCUUUGCCUCAUGGAAGGAAUUGCCAUGCAGUAAACCUGCAUUUGCUUGUGAGGAGAUAAGGGUCAAGGAGGGAAAUAAAUCAAACAGAGGGUACCGGCACUCCUGGACUUGCUGAAAGUGUAAUAUUUGUCAUGAUCUUCCAAAAUGACUCCCCAGCCCUGCACUGAAAGGCCCCUUUGUCCUUUGAAAGAAGCUUGCACUGCAGAGUGAUGCACCUCAGUACUUUGUGCAUCACUUCCCACGUAACCUUUGUAGUUCACCACUGUCAAGAUAGGUGCACAGCUGCUUUUUUACUUCAUGGUUCUGUACUUGUCACAUAUGCAACUUUUUAAACCACGGGCAAGAGCAAUUCCUGUCACAGCACCUUUACCACAUGAGGCAGGGUUACAAACUUGUUUUCUGAAAGCCACAGAUAUCUCUCAAACAUCUAGUGAGCCUAAGUUUAUCUGUAGACCACAUCUUUCUAAAAUUAUUUUGGUUGCAGCUGCAAAACAAGCAACAUGACAUUUAGAAUUUAGCAAAGCCAAAAACAUACUGUUGCAAAACCAUUCUCCAGAAUAAAUAGGUACAAAUUUAUCUUGCACUGAUCCACUUUUUAUGGCAUUGAAUUAAACCCUUAACUAAAGCCUUGAUUAUGAAAAGGAAAAGCAUUUCUUUUGUGUGUUUACAUCUUCCAAAUUGAGCAUAAUCAGCAUCCACAGCCUCCUUUCAGUGAUAGCCACAGCUCUGCGUUUUGUGGCAAUGGCAAUAUUUCCUGUCUAGUGUCUUUUUAGCUUUUAAGUCAAGGCCAGGAAAAACAUAAAAAAAUCAAAUAUUGGCAUUGAUAUUAGUAAUAACAGCAAUGCCAUAGGACAAAAAGCAGCUCUUUAAAUGCCUAUUUUUCAGCUGUAGUAAAGAGUCAGAUGUCCUUUUACUGAACUGAACUAUUAGAACUGUUACUCUCACUCUCAUUAAUCCUCUUAUAUGUAUAAAUGUUUAAGAGUAGUUUCUGCAUCUUUCUCAUUUUUUCAGAAGAGUUAGGACAGUUUUUGACAUGAGUUGUUGAAACAGCAUCUAGGUGUCGAUCUUCCCAGGUGGGGUUUUCCCAUGGUGGCUGCUGACUGACAUCUGGAGGGUUUUGUUGCUAGGAGACAGACUGGCAGUUUCUGUGGUGUGCGACUAACUGCUGCUUGUCACAUCCAACAGAAGUCAACGGAUAUUUUACCGCAAUGAAAAAGCUCAACUAGCCUGAGUUAUCUUCCGAAGCUGUAUGAUCUUUCACAAUAUUUAACUUCAGGGAGGAGACAUCACGCUGCUUGAACCACCCCACAAAAGCUGUAGUUGGUUGUCUUGCAAACAGAUUGAUUGAUUGAUUGAUCUUCAUUUCAACACCUGCUGAGUCAUCUGCAGCCCUGGCUUGCUCAAGCUUGUGUUCAUCCCACUUUAAAGGAAUAAGUCUAGUGUAAGCUGACUGUCUUUCAGUGCUCCAGUUGUGGUGGUUGAAAUAAGCAGGGGUUGAAAACUUAUAGCAUUGAGAAUUUUGCAAUCACAGAACUUACAUUGGUUUGAGUCAGGAAAUAAAUCAACAUACAUAUUGCAUGCUCCAACUUGACUGCUCAUAUUCUGACCAAUAUUCGACCAAAAUAAGCAGUGAUGCAUCUCUAUGUUAUACAAUAGUAAACGAGACCAUGGUUGACUAUAUGAAUCAUUUCUGUUUUGUAGCUUUUAAUGCCAGUAACUGCUGUGAUGGGGUAGGCAUGCUGAAGCAACAUCUUAAGUUACAUGUUUUGAAGCAAAUGUUCACAGUAAGUGAUAAAUCUCCCCUUAAAAUGAAAACAGGAGAAUAGUUUUGGGAGCUUUAAGAAAGCAUUCUUUAAGUAGGACUGUGGGAUAUUGGGAAAACCUGACUCUGGAAUGUUCUCAUUUGAUUUCAGUUGUUAGUUCACUAAAAUAUUGAACUUAUUUUAGAUAAGAGCAAAUAAAUGUCAUUUUAAACACACCAGAUUUACAGGCUAUAGGGAAAGUAUUGAAUUUGCUUUACAUUUUUCAUUGCAGUACCAAUGAUGUGAAAGUAUUUUUUUUUUCAUGUAUUCUGUUGCAUUUUGACUUCUGUGUGAAUUGUAAAUUCACAGGCUGUAAUGUCAUUAAUAUGGCAAUAUUAUUUGCAGCCCUAUUAUUGAGUAACUUCCACACUGCCUAUUCAGGUAAAUCAGUGCACAAUCCAGCUGUUAAAUAUAUACUUUAAUUUCAGCUCAAAAAUGGACUAAUGCGCAUUGUUUUUUGUAAAACUCUCCUAAAACAUUUGUUAUCAGUAGAGCGUUCUUGCAGAUAUUCAUUUUUGGCAACAGUAAAGUUUAAUUAGUUAUUAACUUUAUUGAGUAAAUUCAGAUGUCAUUUAAAGUUCAAACAUUGAACCGUCAUUAUUUUUUAAUCCUUUUUCUAAAUGCUCAAAUUGGAAGAGUUGGACAAUUGGAGUGUAUCAUGGUACAUAGACUUAUGGUUCCAUCAUGGUGGUCAGUGUUUGAGGUUAGAUUAAUAAAGUUAAAGCUUCAGAAGAGGUCAUGCUGAUUAGUAUGGUGGUACUAAGCUGCUUACUCAAGACCCCACUGGAGCAUUCUUAGUUUCCUGACGCUCUCAAUUAAAGUCUGUGAAUAACCUGUGGCAUGUUCCAAAGUGUUUCACACCCAGAGAGUCACUCAGCCGCCCCUUACUCCUCACACACUCUGUCUGGCCAUGAGCACUGGAAGGUGUUUGCGGCAGGGCCCUUUGAAGCAUGCAUGACCCCUAAUUAACCCUUCUAGAUUAAUCCCCUUCCCUCCAAACCGCUGCUUCUCUUGUCUCAUCUCAUCACUCCCACAGGGUUUAUUAAGCUGAGGCCAGUUCCCUGCUGUUUGUUCGUGCUCUGUUCAACCUGCUUCUUCUGGAUGACUUUCUCUACUUUUGUUCAUUUUGCAGCUGGGACUUGGAGCUGACUUCCUGAAUACUGCGUCAUAAAGAGGGACACCUUCAAAAAAAAAAAGCAGGAGAAAGGCCUGUUUUCCAUUUUUCCUCAUACUGGAAGCUGCAGGAUAAUUACAAAAUGGCAAGAAGAUCCCCUGUCCCCUUGUUACUGCUUGCAAUAUGCUGCCUUACAUCUGCAGGUAAGUUCGUCUUGUUGCUUGGCAACAUUUUGAAUGAAACAACACUCAGAUGUCAAGAAUUUAACUCUUUUACUUCAGAGUCAAAUCCAAUGCAACACUCCUAUUAGGGUUGACUAGUAUUGACUAUGUAUCAAGCCUUGACUGCUCUUAUGUUUGACAGCCAUAACUUUGCCUAUAGAGUGGGAUUUUCCACUGUUUCUCCCAGCAUGCCUUUCCAGACAGUGCCUGUCAGGUUUGAGACUGAGGGGGAUUUACAUUUAAGAAAGUGCUGACAAGUUCGAUCUCAGAAACACUCAGCAAGCCUGCAUGUAUCUGUCAGUUUGGUAAGAAUGAGACUCAGAUAUUGCCAAAUCCGUCAUUAUUUAUGACUGUAUAACUGAGAAACUCAAAAGAAAGAGUAUGUGUAAACUGCUGUACAGGUGCAUAAAUGCAUGGAUGCAUUUAGGUGUUCAUGUUCAUUAAAAUUAUGCUUUUAAACUUGUUCACAUUUACAGGCAUAUCAGGAGCCAAAUACAUAUUAAACAGCUUUUUUGUUUCGAAACAAUGGUAUAGCAGACAGUCUGAAAAUCACAGAUUAGAGCUACAUCCAUAUGGGGUAAUAUUUUUAAAAACUGAUUUAUCUUCUCAAUUUUCAGGAAAAAUCCAAAGCUGUUUAUGAAUAUAUCUCUGUCUCCAUGAAAAUGUAGAAAUAGUUUGAAAUGUCAAUAUGUCAUACCAGUAUGUGGCAACAAUGUCUGUCAUGUCAAACACUGUAGAGGAAAAUUGCAGACAUGCUUAUUGAGUGUCUUCUUACUUAUUCAGAAAAAUCCAUUUACUGUAUGUGAGGACAGCUUUCGAGAUAUCAGUCAUGUAGGGUGGUGCUACAGCAGAAGGAGGAGGAUCAGAGACAGUAUCUGGUGUUAAAACAUGUUAGUAUUUUGCAAAAGAGAAUUUGAUUUUGUUUAAGAGUUGGAAAUUAAUACUUAUGUUUCUUAAAAAAGUAGCGCAUUUUCCAAAGUUUUCUGUAACGUGAACAAUAGCCUACAUUUCCGAAACCAUAACUAUUCUGUUGCUUUGAUUGACCCUGUGUUACCUCACAAAGCCGCUUGACAACUUAUAAAGGUUUGGGGAUAUUUCAGUCCAAAUCCCAUGAAAAACCAGUAUGUUUCAUAUUCUCUCAUAAAGUGGUCCUAUUUUGUUUUGGUCCUGUCUUGACCUGUUUUGAUUAAAAUACAACGUGAAGGCUGAAAUGUAAACUCACACCUAUGCCCUUACCAGGAGGCUACAUAAAUGCCAUUUAAUAAAAUGUACUGCCAAUCAUAGGGUGCUUUCAGUAACUUUUGUUUCCCAAACUGUUGAACUUCACAUUAUUUAUUAAAAAUAAGAGUAAAAGCACCUCUUCAUAUGAGGGAUGUCAUACAUACUCAUGUACUCAUGUGCUUUUUGACAACCACAGUCUCAUUCAGCAAAAAGUCCCCAGUAGACCUGUUAGUUGGCCAGUCAGAUUAUUUAAGUGACUGAUAAUUCUGGUGCCAACCAACAAGGGUGAGGAGGUUUGAAUAUUUUGUUGACUCAACGCACACACCCCUUGUUUCAACUGCCGUAACGAAAGAGAAAAAGUGCAGCUCUCCUUAGUUCGUGGUCAGAUCUGUAAUGGUGUAUGGGGGGGGGGGGGAUCUAGUGACUGGAGGUGGCCAUGAGAUGUAAUCAAAGGAGCUAUUACUGUUGUAAUUGAUGUGAUGACCACAUUCCCUUCAGUACUCAGUGUUGGUUUUCGUCUCUUGGUAACUUAACCAAAAUACUCAUUUAGCUGACCAAAGGCUGACACUCGGCUCUCAAGUUUGAUGAAGAAUCUGUCAACUUGGCAACAAGCUGAACCAAACCACUCUGAGGAUCUAGUGGGCAUUCCUGUCUCUACUUUUCAGAUAGUGAGAUGUCCUGUUGACUGAAACUGGUUUCACAAUGUUUUCCUUUGGCUGUGGACUCACUCCAGCUCAAAUCUGCAACAUCCCUGUUUUGUUUCUCUGUGGUAACACAGGAAUAAUUACCCAGUAGGAGGCAUGCUACAUAUCUGGCUCUCCCAAAAAAAUGUGGUUUGUGUUUUUCAUGCUUGCUGCCUCCCUCUUGCCAACAUAGGUCAUUAUCUAAGAAGUUGUCUGGACGUUCGAACCAUACUCCACAGAGCUGACUUUUACUGAAACAAUAGCAGUGUAGUCAGAAUGUGCUGUGGGUAAAGCAAACAUCAUUUCUCCCACAAUGCCAGGAUCUGCAACACAAUGAAGGCACGUAUGAAGUUUUCCUCUAAAUUCUUCCUCAUACGGCACGAUGCAUUGUUAUACUGUGUCACAAGGGACAGAUAUUUACAGUAAGACGACUGAAUGCCCUUUCCUCUAAAGAGCACUGGCAGAGAGUUGACUAAAUGACUGAGAGCUGAAUCUUCAGAUCUUUCAUUUUUGUAAACAAACCAGAUAUUAACAGAUAAAAUGAACUCCAGUGAGCCAGUUUAUUGAAUAAUAAAAGACAAUCUGCCAUUUCCUUUUGGCCAAAUUCACUUCUUUCUUUUUUUUUUUUUACAAUAACUUCAUGCAUUAAUCUUGAUUAUUUUCCUCCAUUAUCUGUCCACUCCAGAAUCUAUCUCACCUUUUUUCUCAGUUCUAUCAUCUCACAGCAUCUGUGUAAACAGUCACAUCUGCCCUCUAAACUGUUAGGAGAGCUCUUACGUAAUGUUUAGAUUAGUCUGCAAUGAGUCUUCUCUCAGCGUAAUGCAAUCCAGGAUCUGUGCCUCCCAUAACUCUUUAAAGCCAGACUGAGUGCACCUUGACGUCCAUAUUUCAAAUCUCGGCUCCGUUCUUUCGCUCCAGUUUUUUUUUUUUUUUUGCUUUUAAUAACUUUUUUCCUCAAGUAUCCUUACGACCAUUUGUGGUUGACUGUCCUCAGCUUGCCAAACAGUUAUUUUGUAAAGGAUAUGGCAAGCACACCAGGCUGAGUUUGGGUUUGUUAUAAAAUAGAGUCUUGUAGGAGCCGUGCCAGAUAUUAAUUUGGGGCACUUGCCAGAAACAGCUCCUGCAGGAUGCUGGUUUUAGUGGAGGCGCAAUGCCGGCAUGGUGGCUCACUGGAAAGCAAGCCAACAUUAUUGAUUGCAGGAAUACUUUUUCCUCCUUUAAUGGCCUUUCCUGAUUUAACUUUUGGGACAGCUUGAUGAAUGAUGAGUGAUUAAUGUGAAUCUGUCUUAAGCUGUUUAUUACUGGACCACAUAUCUAUGCAAUGGAAUUUUUUUAAUGCAACAAUAAGUGGAAAAGGAAAUUGAAUUGUGCCCUUAGUAAGUCUGCAUGUGUUUAGUUUGAAGGUUUUUAAGAGUGUGAUUUCACAGGAACCUUGAACAGUAUGGAUAAAUAUAUUCUUGUGCCAUUGUAGACUUUCAGCAAUUAGGGAUGGGUGAUAAAUUAUCGUUCAUGAUAUUUCGUCAGAAAAAUCCUCCAUGAUAAAUAUUUGCCAGCUCAUGAUAAAUACGAUAAAUUCGAGUUGAUGACAUAAGCGCGAGCAACAGACUCGCAGCCAUUGCCCAUACUGAGCAGAAUAGCAAACAAACAUGGCCAAAGGUAAUGAAGAAGACAUUUCUGAACUGCGCAUUACUGGACAAGGAUUUCCUUCAAGAUUAGGGCUUAGAUGAAUGCAAUCAGGUAUGCCUGACAUUGGACAGUGAAUCUGCUCACUCUGUUCACUUGGUGCAAUAAGAGUUUUCAACAAAUGUUGAAAGUGUUUUCACAGUAGAGACUUGUUUGAUGUCAUUAGUUUCCUCCAUGACCUACUACUCAAACUUGUGGUUAAGUAUCUUAUUUGAGUACUACAACUGGUGUUCUCAAGACAAAAUGAGGCAAAAAUAUAGAAUUACAUUGGAAUUAUAUUUUUUAUCAGGACUUUAAUCGGUAUCACCAGAAUGGCAAAUCUUAUUGUGAUCUUUUUAGCCCAUAUUGCCCAUCCUGAUCAGUAAUGUGUCAGCUGUCACUUUUCCAUUCAGUCAACCUAUGUAAACUGUCAUAGCAUAUACAUUACUAAAGCCUCACCUUAUUGGUCUACAACCAUAUUAGUACAAUUGUUCAUAUCUGCUUAUACAGAUAAUAGCUUUUCAUCUGUCAUCUUUUGAUAACAAUAUCAAAUCAUAUUAUCAUGCCGGUGGUAUCAUGCAUCCCAAAAAAUAGACAGCUUGAAUGAGAAAGAUGUGACUGCUGUUUUUGCAACAUACUUCAAAUUAGGGCUGUACAGUAUUUAAGAAAACUAAUUCUGAGAUAUUAUUUCUCUCAGCAGUGUCUUGCUGUAUAAACAACUAUAUUUAUUUAUAUUUUUCAGCAAUACUAUAAAAUUAUCAUUCAGAUUUUUAUUUUCUGCUUGUACCACACAAUGUCCAGCCCUCUGACAGCAGCUCUGACACCUGCAUGGAUAGUGUAAACAAGUCCUCAGGUGUGAAUGCAGGAAAGACAGACAUCAAGUUUAUUUUUCAUUUAUCAUAUAUAUUUUUUUGUAUAUGUAACCUUUCGGUGAGCUGUCUGCGGCAUUGUUGGUUAGAGAUUGUUGCACACGCUUUUUGUACAUAAAUCCUGCCAUAAACAAUAUACUAUGGUGAAAUGUCAGAAGGUAUGAUGUUUUUAAAAAGUUUAUACCACCAGCCAAUUUUGUAGCUGGCAAACAACUUCCUUUCUGUCUGUUUUUUUGUAUACAGUUGGCAGACCUAAGUCAUUUCAAAGGCAAAAGUGGUUAUAAUGUUUUCCCCCCGCAGUUUAGCGAAAGGUUCAUCUCUAAAUCCACAAUGCUCUCUUAAAGCCAACAAGAAGGGGGAGUGCCAAAAUGCAUUGUGCAACCGCUGUAAUCUGAGAGGUGGGGUAGCUGGGGGGAGGAGAGAGGCAGGAGCAGGCGUAGGUUGUCUGGUCCAAAAUCGACACACUCCACACACUUACAGCGUGCCAAACCGACAGAGUCCCUUCCAGCAUGCUAAACCAGAUGUUGCCUUGUGAUUCAUGCGAGGAGCCGGAGCAGCACGGCUUGGUGCAGAGGCAGAGUGCUGCUCGGCAGAGUGGUUGGGAUGUUUACAUAGCAACGGGAGUCCCUUGUGUGUGUAAUUACAGGUCUCCUCUCCCCCAUGGUGAGGACUUUAUCUUAACAGUGCUGUCAAGGAGGACAAGGCAGACACUCUGACCAUUAAGGUUACCCCACUAUUACCCAGUUUAAUUAUCAGCAGUGUGGAUAUUAAAUCAGGACUAUCUCUCUGGAUUCACCCGCUAUUCCUCUUUUUGUGUCUCUCACAUACACACACAUUCACGAAUCUGAUCUUUUAGAUAAACUCUGAUCUACGUCCAGAUCCAUGUUGUCUGCCACUAAGGGGACACUUACGCAAAUCUGCAGGAGUAAACCAGAUCCCACCCCCUUCCGACUCACUUCUCUGUAUUUGUCUCUUUCUCUCCAUAGUUCCAGUAAGCAGGCGUGUAAAUAAUUUCAGUCAAAGCCAGUAAUGGAAGACAGCUGCUGGGAUCGUGCAUUUUCCAUUGUAUUUCAGAGCCCCGUGAAAUAGGCCACUGGAGUAAGAGAGAGUAAGAGAGAAUGACUUCAUUGAAGGAAGAGAAAGUAAUUGUGAAAAAUUGGACUCUGUCACUACAGAUAACCUUUAGAGGCAGCAAGAUAAAAGUGUGUUUGCUGUCCCGCUGUACGUGACUGAGCUGUAGUUUCUUCUUUUUUCAGAAACCAGUGUGAGUUUAUCUGGACUUUAGUUGCCUAAUAACUCUGCUGAGGUGCCACAUUUUGUGUGCAUGACUCUUAAUCUCCACCAAAAGUCCUAAUAUGGGAUUGUAGCUGAAGGCUUCCAGGUGGUGUCUUUCAUCAGAGCAGCCCCUCCUGGGGCCUCACCUUCCCCACUCUGUUUCCACCAGAUGAGUCCUGCUGGAAGACCAUGUCCCACUUUUGGAAGAAUCCUUUGGAAAUCAGGAGUGUUUGUCCAGAAAUUGACAGAGGGUCUCUAACUUUACCACGAUUUGGUUUGAAUCAUUAAAAAAAUGCCAGUCAUGUAUUUUGUCCUAGCAGGAGUGUAACAGCCUAUACAACUAGCCAGGGCUGUAACUCUGUCAACUGCCAUAAUGCUAUAUUGAUCAAGUGAAGCGAUGAAAAUAGGCACAGAUGGCAUGUUUUAGCAUAGCAUAGUUUAUCAAUAAUAUUUUGAUUUAGAAAAUAUAGAAUAGAAUUGUUUAGUGUUCAUGUACAAUUAAAUGCAGUGCAACCCUUCAUAGUGCAAAUAAAGUUGUAUGUAAGUUUGAAACCUACUGUUAAUGUUGAAUGGUUUGAAGUUAGUGGAAUCUCUUCUUACUCAUUGCUUAACUGGAUAUUGAAACAGUUGUAUAUCUUCAAUGAAUAUCUGAAUAGUCAUAUUUUUUUCAGGGUCACUGACCAAGCUAUUAUAAGUGGUAGGUUGUGGUGAAAAGGCUGCUGCUGAGGUUGUUGCUGUGAUAAAAUAGCCAAAAGCUGCAUUUAACCACCAUUCAAAGUGCUGUAAUAGGACACAUGAAUAAUAUCUGCAAUAGAAGCCUUUACUGUUGAUAUUUUAAUGGUCACAUUAAAACACAGUUAUUUUUGUUGUCAUUUAGAUGCAUAUCCCCUUUGUUGUACUUUUUGGUUUUCAACCAAAAUUCUAUUCAUAGCUUUAUGGAUUUAUGGCUGUUUCAACAAAUCUUUCAUUCAUCACACUUAUGGUUUGUUAACUGUCCAGUUAAGAGGCCCUCUCUCUGGCCUUUUCAACAUGUCAAUACUCGAGGCAGCAUGGCAUUUGACAAGUCAUUCUUCUUUUCCUGCCCUCCCGUUCCUGAAGAUGAAAAACCCCAGAGGAAUGCAGCCUCUUCCACUGGUGUGAAAACGUUGUCUGCCUUGGCCUUUCUCACCUCUCUGGCUCCUUCACACUGGGCUCACACACUGGCAUAAAGGCUUGCCAUUGUUUUACUCUUUGCUUUCUGAUGAUGGCGACCUGCUGCUUCUCAAAGACCCCUUUUAUCACAUUUGAGUGAUGAUUUUUUUGUGAAAUAUCACAGGAUCAAAGCCAGCAUUAUGGAGUGGUUUUCCAUUGAUGUUAAGAAUAAAAAAAACAUCAGUGCACUAUUUACUUGGUAAACUGAUUCAACUUUUCCUCAAGCUCCUUUAACCAAAGACCUGCAUGUUGUUUUUUCAAGUUAGGAGUGAUUUCAUCUGUGUGUCAUUUUAGGUAGAUAAGAAGAGAUGUGGAUACAUUUGGCUUUGUGUGAUACCAAACUGUUAUUGGAAUCAAGAUCUUCCAGUUUGUCCAUGCCAUUAGAUUAAAUGUUCAGUAAUGAGUAACAUAUGUGCUGUUUGUGAAGGCUUUGCAACAUAUUUUUAAACUAUAUUACAUUCUGUGGGAUCUUAUAAAUCCAUGGCUUCAAAUUAGACCUCAGCUUGUCUGAUAUAUUACCUUUCCAUCAGUGCUGGAUGAUGAUAUUAAAAUCUCUUCAUUGAGGAUUUCUGACUCAAGCUCAAAUUCAAUGAGGCUGAUAUCAAGUAGAACAACAGAGCAGACCUGAGGCCACACCUCUGUGUAUCCCGUACUGGGUUUGAAUAUUUGUAAAUGUAGAUGAAGGGUGGGCUGUUUCAGAACUCCCACUAUGCAGCUGUCAGAGACCAGUGCUUUGCAGGCAUGUAUGAUUGAUGAGUGAAGUGCCCCUGGAGCAGCAGGACAGACAUUUCUCUCUAUGAUGUUGUUUCACCAGAAAGGGCUCUUGUCCUCCAGUACUUUUAGUGUUGCUUUAAGAACAGGAAUGUGCAGGGUGAGUUGGAGCCUGAUAAAGUCCACUAAUGGUGUCUCAACAAAGUCAUGUGCAGUUUAAACAUCCCAAAAUUGCUAUAAAGUACUUCAAUCAUUUCAAAUUAUUUAGGCACGUUUUACAAACCACCUGCAGGACAUUUUUCAUGCCCUUAAAUUUUUUCUCUCUUUGUAUAACUGGAGGGACCAAAUCUUCAGCUUCUAUUAGUAACAUCACAUUCAAACAGAAAGAGGCAGUAAGAAUUUUUGGCAAAUACCAUGACAGGUGGCAAAAAGUGAAAAUUAGUAUAUAUAGUCGUAGUCUUCAAAACAGAUGCAAUUCAGGACAGUAUAGUACGAUUGGAUCCAAAACGAUACAAUACAAUAUGAUAUGAUAUUAUUGUCCACUUGGGGAAAUCUGUCUUUGGUUCAAGUUCUGCACAUGCUUAACUGCAUCCACAACUUUACCAAUAAAUAAAACAACACGAAUCAAACAAUAUUAAAAACUACCACACCAAGGCCACUACAACCAAUGAGCAGCACAUACAGUGUAAAAGCUAUUUUGAGUAUGACCACUUUGCAUAAAUGAGUCUUGCCAUCAAUUUGAAGAGGACAUAUGUCCUUUUUUUCCUACUAUGUCAUUGCAUUUGGUCUUUUUAUGUAUUUGAUAACAUAACAAAGUGACAAUUAAUUAAUCUUGAAUUGUUCACUCAAGCCAAACACAUCCUAGUUUCACAACAAGGCAGUCCCUGUAAACAAUUCUUCCUCUUUCUCAUCCUUGCUGCCCUUUUGCUUCUUAUACUCUGCAAGCUUUACAAUCUCAACGUUCUCACAUUGGCUAUGAAAUUAUGCUCUAUUACUUGGAUGUAAACAAGCAAAGAUGACAGAUAAAAUCUCAUAGGCAUGGUGUAAUUUAGAUGGUGGUGCUAGCUCUGCUAAUGUCGCUUACGUGAUCCUAUGUUCAACUAUCAAUUUACUGUAUGCUCAAUUUUUCCUUUUUUUUCUUCAAUUUUUGAUCCAGUCAGUUAGACAGAAUUUAUGUUUCCUUUGAAAAAAACUGCAAAUAUGUUGCUUCUCCGUUAUAAACUGUGUAUUUGCUGAGACUUGUUCGUACUACACUCAAAAACAAGACAGUAACAGAAGCAGAUUUAAUCUGUGAAGAAAUCCCUAUAACUCCUUAUUAGAUUACAUAAAGUCAAAUGAAUUGUUUAAAGUCCCACUCCUAUCUUUUUUUUUUUAAACUACUUAAAGUGUUCUCAGUGAUCUUUAAAACAUGAAUAUGAAGUAUUGUGUCAUUUUCAAGGGCUUUUCUUCUGCAGAGCUCCAGUAGCUCAUUAGCAAUUCACCUCUGAGGUGUGGGCAGAGACAGCGAUGCUCUCCACACUCCUCUUCAUGCUUGCUUGUAGCUUAACAUUGCUGGUGUAGUAGAAGUAGCAGGUAACAUAGGAGCUAUUCAGCUCUUAGACACUAAUGUCUUUGGGGACAUGAUGAAAGUUAAUAUUACAAUUAGCUUUCUUACGGGCAUUGCAAUCCGCUAGCACACAUGCUUAUUCCGCGAUUGUUCUCUCUACUCUUCUGAGUGUGGUCUCCACAGCGAGGCUCCAGAGGCGGAGCUUGGAUUUGCUACGUAGGAAACCUCACUGUAUUUGUACCUGCUGUUUGGGUGUGCCAGAGAUUAACAUUGAUUUAUAUGCAGAAAUAUUCAGAAAUGCAAUUUCACACUUAUUUUUCUCAUGAUAUGUCCUGUAGCAUCAGAAAAAUGCCAUAUGAACAUGUAGACAACAAGAAAAACAUGAUUUUCACCGGAGUGGGUCUUUAACUUAUAUCUGAUUAGUGUUCGAGUACCCUCUUUAUGAAGGAUUGCUUACUAGUGUUAAGCUGGUGUAGUGAUAAAUUCUGUCCUUAACCAGUUUAGUUAACUAAAAAAUGAACCACUGUGAUACUUAACAGGUCUUAAACAUUUACUGCUUUGUAGAAACCCCCCUUGUUUCACAAGUGUGCUGACAACUUUUCUGUCCUUUGAUAUUAUAGCUCCAGACAGCACAUGUCAGCACCCAUCAGCAAAGACAUACAGUACAGUGGUAGAACAGCCAGUAAAGUCUUCAGUCAUAUGCACACAUGCUCUUCCAUCUCUCCCAGCUGUCUCACUUUACACAGUGGCUCCUGUGUUCCUCUGGGACUUAGCCCUGUCAUCCAUCUCUUCAAAGCCUUCUGAUUUAUGUCUGCAUUUAGAGGUAGAGAGAAAUGCACCCGUGUCCAUCUCCUCUGCUCCACUGUUGCUUCAUAUGCUUUCAGAAAUUGGUAAAGCAUUUUUUCUCAUUACUGAUGUGAUGGUUUAGCAACAGGUGCUCACUUCCUCUGUCAGGGCUAAUGAAUAAUAACCUGGCUCACGGUCAGUUUUCAAAAAAAAAAAAAAAAGAUAUAUAAAUAUAUAUAGUGUAUAUACAGUAUACUCUAUACAUAAACUCUUUUUUUUUGAGAACUGAUUAAAUCUGUUUUUAACUUGUUUAUUUUUCUCAUAGCAGCAUCCAGCCACAGCUACUCAAUGUAUGUUUGACUGAACAUGAAUCAAGUGCUCUCUGUUAAAACAAGAAAUACCAGCUUUAUGAGCAUGAGGUGAAGAACUCAGGAAACUGAACAUUGUAUUAAACAUGAAAUAACAAGGCAAUUGAUGUAGCAAAUGUACUUUUUUUUUUUUUUGCCAGUCACUGCAUUGCAAAGAAGACGGACUAUUCCUUACACUUCGGCAUGAGGUUGACAUUCGUGGUUUUACUUUAGAUGGAUUUCCAUAAAAUCUGCUUGAGGUAUCCAUGUCUGUUUCAGCGUAAUUUGUAAUGAUUAUCCUGGUAUGUUCAAAUGAAUUCAGUACUUCAGUUUAAGACCAGUGCCUUCAAAACUAAUGACUUUCCCAUCAGUCUCAGCUGUACUGCGGUUGCUGUGUAAGCUAUUAUUUCCUUCAUAGUAAAAGUUUGUAAAUGCUUGCACCGGAAGACUAUACUUAUACGGUAAGCGAACUGAUUUAGCAUUGAGGUCCAGUUGUAAUACAGUGGUCUGAAUGGGUUAAAGCUGUUAGAUUGGGUCAGUUGAGUUGUUGAAUAUAAAAACAAAAAUCAUUGUGAAGAUUUGGUCAGAUUAGGUCAUCUAAUCCAAGUGGACACCACUAGUGUUGAAUCAUGAAGCCAAUCUAGAAGUGUAAAAAACUGCAGUACCUCAGUUGUUCACUAGAGGCUGGCUACCAAAGUAAAGGAAUUACCAGUAUGUCCCAUGUUAAAAUCCUUUUUUAUAGCAAAAUUAAAAGUUCAUUUUAUUAUUGACACAUGCUGUACCCGGGGUUAGAUAUUUUAUAAUGCAUUCAAGGUAAUAUAAAAGGAAAAAAUAAUAUAUAAAUCUGCAUAGUUGGGGGCAAAACCUGAGCUGAUUGAUGGUUGGGCAUGUUGUACCUGUUUGAUAUUAGGCUAUGAGCCCACCUCUCAUACCCUUUUUGAAUGAAAGUCAGGUUGAGUUAACAUGGCGCCUACAAUUAUUGAACUUCAUAUAGUCUCCUCACAAACCAGUGGGUGACGUCACAGAGACUGCCUGUGUUUUAUCAAGUCCAUGAUUUAUAUUGUCUAAACUGACUGUUUGUUAGGUUUUAGCAGUUAUCAUCAUGCCUUCUUUGUUUCCCCUCUCAUAACUUGACUCCUGCAAAUGAAUAAGAUGUAUAGUCACAGGUAUAUUUUUUUUCGUUUGGUAUCUAGAGCCUCAAGUGCUGCUGAAGUUUUUACAUCUACAGGGAUGUUAUUUAUGGUCUGAACACCUGUUAACAUACUUGAGGACAAAAAAAAGGUCUUAGGCUGUAUAUUCAUACAUGCUUCUGCUCCAAAUCACCCACACAGGUAAAAUGCUGGUCCUGACAACAACUUGGGGUCAGUUCCUCAAACACUGUGCCGAUCAACUGUCUUUUAUUUUUCAUUAUAUAUCCAAGAGUUUAUCAAAACAGCAAAGGGUUCUACCACUGUGAAAAAAAUCAACAAUUAUACCAGUAGCAAAAAAAGGCUCCAAAGUGCAUUAAGGAUGUCAGUCCUGUGGUUCUGACCUCUUUGGGUCCAGUUUGGAGUCUGCAGCAAAAUGGUGACUCUCUUCUACAACUGCAUGGUUGAAUCUGCCCUAACAUUUGCUAUCAUAGCCUGGUUUGGUAACAUUUCACUGGGUCUCUCUGACCUUUCAGCAACUUUUUUCAAGAGAGUGGCAUCUAAAGCUCAGGACAUCAGUCAGUGUCCUGAGCAUCCCCUGCAUGCUGAAUUUGCACUCCGUUCCUCUGGUAGGAGAUUCAGAUUACCAACAGGACGAAAAACUUUUUAAAAUGAUCCAGUUUUAAGUAUUUGGUUUUCAUCACUGAUAUCUGAUGGUAUUCAAUGGCAGUUCUUUCCUCCAGUUGCCCCCUGAUGUAUGAUGGUGUUGCAUCUAUGUUUUCUUUGUAACCAGUUUGUGUGUUGAUGUCGUUCAUGUUUUGCGUUUUAUUUCCAGGCUGUAAAGCAAUAUUUCUUCAGGGGACAAUAAAGUGAAAGUUGAAGUAAAGAUUUAUAUAUAAUCCUUUGAAACUCUCUUCUUUUUGCUGUUUUUCUCACUCGUGUGCCAGCUUACAAGAUUACAGAAGAUGAAUCCACCAAUAAAGAUGUUUAAGUGAUAUUCAGUUUUAGGCGGUUUUAUAGGAUUUUUGACUUCAGAUUUCACACUUUGAUGGGGGAGUUUACGACUUCCCUAAUGGAGUUCAGGCUCACCCCUGGGCUCCUCCCCUCAUCCCAUUCCAGCUUCCUCCUCUUAUGCCUCCAGUUUUACAGUCCAGAGAUAAAUCCUUUUCAUAGGCAGGCCAGAGAAGUGAACUUACUCUACCCUUAUGAAAGGCUUUACUCACUUCCUGUAGUAGUGGCUGAAGGUUCAGGGGUGAGUGGGCUGCGCUAAUGUCAACAGUGUACAGCUAGUGAUUCUCCAGUGCAAAGCCCCUUAGGAUAACAAGAGACGGCAGAAUAUUACGCUCUCUAAACUGGGUUGCAUGGUCCAUGGGAAUCAUGCCCUGCAGGAAAAAGGAACGGAGACCAGGGAUUCAUGUAAUCCUGGAGUCCAUAUGGGAACAGGGAUAUCUUAGGUAGGGAGGAGAUAAAGUUUAUUGAACUGGAGAGGCCCCUUCUCAUUGUUUUGUAUUCAUUCUAAUUAAAUUGGUCUUAUUAUAUCUUUGCAUUAUUGGAAAAGUGUAUUCACAAUGUAUUAAGUGUCAUUAUUGUCUUCCUUUGCUGGUUGCUUUUUUUCAUGAAGAGAAUCCUGAAAAGCAUGUGUUGACAUGUGUUAGGUAAUCUACCUUUACUUUGACUUUCUCCUGCAGCUGAGAAACACAAUUAGCGUGCCUGCUGAAGGAUUCUGGGAACUAGAUAUUUGAGGAUGUGUAUGCACACACAGAGGGGAGGGUUCUGUUUGUUUAUCUUUGGAAAUGGCUUUGUGGGAAUAUCAGAUUUGUCCCUAACUGGCACAGAGACUGACAUCACUUCCUGUACCCAACUGUUGGCUCACUGUGGACGGCAACAAAGUGCAUUCUUUGGGAACAGAGGCGUUUAUCACAUACAAGAUGGGAGAGGGCUGUAUUGAUAAAUGCGCUUUUACCAUGCAGAGUCCAGUUAGACCCUUUUAUCUUAAGCUGAUUAUAAACUGAUGCUGAGUAACCUUUUAACCUGCUAAUACAAAAAGUACACUUGCAUAUUUUUAUUAGAAAAUUGUGCUUGAAUUUCACAGGCUUUUACUAUCAUAACGCUCCCCUUCAGCAACUCACUGUUUAUCACUGAAAGGACAGAAGUUGGGGGUCUUGGGAGGAUUCUCAUUGAACAUUAUCCAAGUAAUUACAGGGCUACUUACUUGAUAAUCUUUUUUUUUUUCUCUAAAGAUAAGCAAACAGUCAAAAUUAAGAAUAAGAAUAAGAGGAACCCCGAGGGGAAAUUCACUUAGGCACCGUAAAUGAAACCUGGCUAGACUGAAUCACAGUCAGUGGAUAAAAUAGCUCAAAUGUUUUUUUUUUCAUAUGGCCAACCUUCAGUCCUCCUUGUAGGUUAAUGCCAAAGACUGUGAAAUUCCUGGACAUAGUGUUGUUGAGGUCACCCAUUUUGGCAGCAGUCGCCAUAUUGGUAAUGCUGUCUCAACCAAACAUUUGGUCAAGCUCAUAGACUGUAUAUAAGAUGGACAGAGUCUGCCUCCUCGCUGGGUGAAGCCACUCCGAGAACAGCACCCUCUGAUGGUGGGCUGCAGUACAGGUCAUAAAUCCCGCCUCCGCCAGCAAAGCUUAUGGGACUGUGGACAAACUUUAGAAAUGUAUUACACAGAACAUACAUUUUUCUCCCCCCUGGUUGUGAUGUUGACAUAUAGUUACAGUAAGACUGGUUUGUGCCCAAGUCCUUUUUUUUCUGUACAGCUCCGUUUUUUAAAGUUAUUAGGGGGUUCAUGUUUUCUAUGAUUGACACCUGGUACAGCCAAUGGGCGUUCAGGGAUACCGUAGCUCUUCCGGGGGAAUACGCUGUUUGACCCGAGCGUCAUCACAGGGACUCUCGGCGACUGCGCGGCCGAAUGCGCACAACGCUUCUGCACAGCUCUGGUUUCAAGGAAGCGGAGAAAAACCCGGAAUUACCGAGAGCUUUUUGGCUUCAAAUCCGUAUACAGGCGGAAGGCGGAACCACGGCGUCCAUCUUAUAUACAGUCUACGGUCAAGCUACCAGAGGCGGGCCUUUAGCCUCCUAGCAAAUGGCUUGCAAAUGGCUACUACAGCCCAUAUAUCAUAGUUGGAUCUUGAUUUCUAGAUCAAAUGACUGACAAACACGCCAUGCUUUGAGACACCAGGGGCCUAUUCUACGACGCAAGUUCAACCUAGCGAGGUAGCCUUGGAGCUACCUUGCUUAACUUAGCACGGUAGCCAGCGGUCUCGCUAAACGGUCUCGAAUGCAUGUAAGGCGGAGCCCGCCGCAUCUGACCAAUCGCGAACAUGGACCAGUCUGGAGCGUCAGAGCAGGCCGGAGAGCUCGCGUACUUUACAAACGAGGAGCAGGAGACGAUCAUGAGAAAGUAUAAGGAAUUCAAAUCCAUCAUAAACCUCAAAAGCAACACCGUUGCCGCUGCAAAAGCACGGAAGAAUUGCUGGCAGAAAAUUGCCGACAGUCCCAAUGCGUAAGUAUAGUGCGCAAAAAAUCUUUGAUGCCAUUAUCACCCUGAAAUAGCACUGUUCAACAUGCGCUUUUAACAUGAACCAGACAUGUCUAAUUCAUUUCCAAGAUGAAUUCUUUCAUUUGUUCAUUCCUAUCGUGUUUACAUUUUUUUGUAGGCCAUAUGAGCCUUUCAUAAAGGUGGUCAUCCAGAAAAGUAAGUGGGUCCAUGCAGUCCCUGAAAACUCUUGCGCGCCGGAGUGCUCCUCGGCCAAUGCGAGCACCGAGGUCUAUAGGAUCCUCCAAGAACGGACAAGCCUUUUUUUGAGAGAGCUCAUUGGUCAGUGGGCGGGGUUUUUAUACUCGGUGAGUUCAAUCUGGAACCUAACCUGCCCAGGAGCAGGUUAGCUGUUCAGCGUAUGUUGUCAUGGAGACUCGCCUCGCUAAGAAAUGAACCCGUGUCGUAGGAAACCGCGAACUUACCCUCGAAGUUACCUUGCUAAGCACUAAUCCUGCUUCGUAGAAUAGGCCCCAGCUCUCAUCUGUGCUUGUUUACAUCUAUAGAGUACAGCUAUACAGCACUGUGGCAAGUGGCAGGUGAGUGCAUUACAGCUUGGACAAAACAUAUAACUGGAGAGAUGUGUCAUGACCUCUGGGUAUAUGGGAGUGAAGUUUUCUUGUAAAAAACUUGGUGGUUAAAAUGACUCAGAGUACAAACACAAAACCUCUUGGAGCAUUACAAACUCAUUACAACAUCAUUUUUGACCUGACUCCAGAGUAUCUUUUUUAUUUUUGAGGACAUGCCCAGAUUUCUAUCAAAUCUUUGUAAACCUUGUCUUGUCCAAUUUUUUUUUUUCAGCUUGUGGUUUUGUUUCUUGAAAAUGACCUCUUCAAAAGGAUCAGUUUCCAUGGCAUAUGUCCUUGAAAAGGAUUAUUAUCUGUUGAUCUUUUUUCCCUUUUAAAACAUCAUGUUUUCGGUUUCCACAAAAGCUUGUGGUUAAGUAAAAGGUGUGAAAAUGAAACUAGGGCAUUCAACUACCUUCUUUUCAGUCCUAUCUGAUUAACUGUAGUCAGACAACAGAAACACACAAAUAAGACUCAUUUUAAAAUGAGUAUCUCAUUUUAAUCACAGAGUCCCCCCAAAUUUUCCAAAGUCACUCAUUAAUACUUCACCAUUACAGUGUGAAGUCUUAACUGUGGAAUGAUGGGGUGGUGGUGGGUGGAGAUGACUCUGGGGUGGCAGGACAUGACAUUAAAAUGUGUAUAUCAUGGCAAAUGGUGAAGCAAAAAAGUAAUGUUAUGAAGUUAUAAAGUUUGAACAGAAGGAUAUCAAGACUUAUUUACGCUCUCACCUUCAAAAUGAUUCUCCUUCUGCAUACUUGGAUGUUUUAUUCAUUCUGUUGAGUGUAGCUCCUACAGCUGCAUCAGAUGCGUGCAUCAGAUACCUUUGCACAUUUGUUUGUGGUGAAUUUUACCAAAUAUUUACUGGUGCAUACUCAAAUACUCAUUCUAACUUCACUUAGAAAUUUGUGAGAGUGUUGGCAGGAAUGUCAGGGUGACGUUUGGUUGAAAAAUUUGGCUGUUAGCGUUCACAUGUGCAGCUCAUCCUGAAGUGAUGUUUUUCAAGAGUCUGUGCAUGUGUUCAUACAGCUUUUUGAAUUUUUUUCACAAAAAGUGCAUUUAUUCUCUUUUUUGUUGCUUGCGGUUUUUGAUUCUAUCUACCUGAAUACACAAGAAGUAUAGGAAAUAGUGAAUAAACUUAAACGCCCCUGACUUCUUACCUAUUGAACUCUUACAACAAAAUUCUUUAAUGCUCAUGUACAUGGCUUGACUUUGUGACACAGAUGAUAGCUUUAAUGCAUGCCAUUUUGAAACCUACACCUUUAAUUUUAAUCUACACUGGAGCAAAUAAAAUGUUUCAACACCUUUUAGCUUAAAUGUGGCCUGAGAUAACAGAUUUUCAUGCAGAUUGUUUUAGUUUAAUAAAGUAAAAGAUUUUUAACCCUCUGGACAUGACUGUCUGGUCUACCUGAUCCGUCCUGAAAACCUGACUUGUACUGCGCAUGUGCGAAGUGUACAUCACUUCUUCUCCUCGCAUUUCAAUGCAUUUUACGGCAGUUAGUCGUUACUAUUGCUACCUACCUGAUCCGUACUGCGCAGGUGCAAAUUUAUGUCACCUAAAAAACGUUAUUUAAACUACCGAUUGAUUUUAGAAACCAGCUGGUGAUGUAACAGGCUAGCGAGCAGGAGGCUCCAGGGCCAAUGCCGAGGCAUUUGCCGGAGCUCCUGCCCAGCACAGUGAGACCUUUUGGGCCACAGGGUGCCACCACCCAGUCAAAAUUAUUGUUCUCUGACUUUUCAAAGUAUCAAGGGGGGAUGCUCUGGAGGUGUGUGGCAACCCAUUGUGCACCCUUCCUGGUGCUCUGCUUCAAUCGGCGGAAACACACUGUUGAGGAGAAAAGCAUGUAGCUGGUGAUAAACUGAAGCAUCUCUUCUGGCUGUAGCGAGCUGGCUGAUGCUGAAGCUGUCAAACAAGUGUUGAAGCUGUAGCAAACCGCUAGGGGCAAAGAAUUGCUGAGCUGUCGCAAAGAUGGCUAGUAGAGGAAGUGACGUACAUUUUGUACAUGCGGAGUACAAAUCGGGUAUCCGGGACAGAUUGGGUAGGGACAAUGACACCAGCUGUGAAAAUGGUUGACCAAUCCCAGCAUGCAAAGCUGAAAGAGUACUUUUGGAUCCGUGGGUGAAGUUUGAUGAAUCUUUGUUAGACAUCCUUAUAAGAUAACUUGAUCUAUACUUAGAAAUGACUCAAGUUAAUAGACUUAAUAUGGUGUAAUUAACAUUGCAAAAACAUUGAGAACUUGGAAAGAUAAAAUCAAAUUUUGAAAUCCUGUCUCAGACUUUUUGGAGAUGUCAUUGUGUUCAAAUAGUUGUUUUAGUUAGAUGAAUGAUGAAUGUGACUUAAUCUCACAGCUGGACAGAGGCUGUUUCGGGGGACUGGGGCAAUGACGAGAUGUUGAUGUUAUGUCUAUCAGGCUGGAUCAGGAUCACAAAGUCAUGACUUUGUUAGUUUGUGUCCUGAAGUAUCGUCCGCUGCUGUUGAUUCAGAGAAAAAUAGAAAGUCCUAAAAAUGAGGCUCCCUAUUGAUGACGGUACAGAAGGUUCAAGCGUAAAAUUGAGCUGCCCGGCCUUUCAGUGUAGUUUGGCUACAGGGCUAGUCUGCCUCAGUUGGCAGGAUCAAUAGUUGAUGUAAAAUACAAUGAAGCUUAAUAAUAAAAGGGAUCUCAGAUAUCAAGGAUAAGCUUAUGCAAUAUCCUUGGGAAAUGAAGCAUCCCACCACAUUUUCAAAAAAAAUCUUAAACCCAAAAGUGCACUGUAAUUAUCCUGUACCUUUCAUGGUAAUGGAUCAAAUUCAUGUAACUAGUUUAGUUAUUAAGAUAUUUCAUUGUGGCUCACCACAGUAUUUUUGUACAGCAGCCUCAGCAGUUUGGUACCAAGAAACUGAAACAAUUCAGCAAGCUUUGAGGUCUAUAAUAGAUGGUAUUGUUGCUCAUCCUGACUCUUGAUAGUCAUGAUACAUUUGAGAGGUUACUGUUAGAGCUGGAAUAUGAAAGCUACCCUCCAGUUUAUGCUGGGUUUGUUGGAUCUAAUCUGUAUUUGUGGUAUAGUCUGCAGAGUGUCUGGUCAGCCCAGACUGGACUUGUUUUUCAGGCAGCUUGAACAACAGCUUCUCUCAUUCCUCUGGUGUGGAUGUUUGGCCUGGCUGAGUAAAAAGGCAGUUCUAGCAGCUGGAUUGGACUUUCUCUGUACUCAUAAGAUGACCGAGAAAACAGAAAGAUGGCUGGCGAGGAGGAGGUGACGGAUGUGGGGGAGAGAGGCAGCUAGACAAGGUGACAAAAGACACAAAGCUGUGUCAGGAGAAGUGUUUCAAGCAUUUUCUUCCCUCAGAUAGUAUAAGCAUGUGUGAUGGGAAGAAAAAAAAAACAAUUUAAAAUGGAUCGAAAAAACUGCUGAAGUGAAAGAUUUCAAAAAGAAGGUUUAUCUCUCAAUAAUCAAUCAAUACUGCUCAAUAUCACGAAAUAUUGAGCAGUUCACCUCGAUAACAAUAAAUGGAUGAUAACUACUCCACAAGCUGCUCACCCCCUCCCACAUUAACUUCAUCUACUUCAGCCGCAGCUCCAGCUGUUACAACUUAUGAACCGUCCUCCAUCUUUCUUUCUCCAUCUUUCUUUCCCUCUUUGUUGCAGACUGGAUGGAGUGGAGUCCAGCUCUGACAUAGGACAGCGUCUUAAAGGGACAUGAGACCAUAGCCUACCUACACGCAUCCAAAACCAUCUUUUAUUUAUUUAUUUUUUUGACAUCAAACAUAUUGACACAGGCAAAAUGACAUUGGUUAUUGUCGUACAUUUCGGUAUCUGUAAAUUUUCAGUUUAUCACCCAGCCCUAGAUAACAAAUAAAAAUAGUAGUAUAUUUUAUAUAAAUAGCCUUUGCAUAAAGGUGCUAUAAUCACAAUCUUUAUCUGUCUAUUCAAGGAGCUGUGGCCCAGUGGUAUAGUCGGUGGUCUCCCAAUCAGAUGGUCAGGGGUCCGUCUGUUUACAUACAUGGUGUAGCACAUGGGCUUUGUAUUGGGUAGCCUAAAACGGUCGAAUACAGGUGAAAAUGGGCUGAAAGAUGCCAAGAGUUUCUUAUGAGUGUUUCAAAAGCAAACUACACUUAAUGACGUCAUUACUCAUUUAUCAGACACUGUACAGUAUUACGCUGCUUAAAAUUGUGCAAGAACUUGUCAAUGAUAUCACCUUAUGAGGCGGCUGAGGCUCAGCGGGUAGAGUCAGUCAUCUUUCACUUUGAAGGUCAGGGGUUCAAUCCCACAUGCUGAAGUGUGCAAGACACUUGACCCCUGCCGCCCCAUUGUCUGUGCCCAGUGGUCUGUGAAUGGGAUUAGUCAAAAACUGAUUGGCUUCAUACAUACCAGCCUCUGCCAUCAGUGUGUGAAUGUGGUGUGAAUGAGUGAAUGUGACAUGUAAUGUAACACUUUUGGUGGUGAGAAGACAAGGGAAAGAGCAUUUUAAAUACAGUUUAUUUAGCAUUUAUUUGAUCAAAUUGUUGUGCAGUCAAGAGAGGUGGAAGAGAAACUAUCUUCAUGAAGAUAAAAGUGACCUCUUAUAGAAGCCUUCUAGGGAAAGUGAAACAUUUUUGGUGAAGUUUUGACCCCUUAAGAAAUCAACUUGUUUUCUCCAAGUUUGGGGUGAUGCGAAACAGUCAAAUUUGGGAUUAUACAUGGAAUAGAUAAAAGAAAUUAAGAAAGGAUAAAAAGGGUAAAUGUUUCUAUAGGGUCCCUGUACUGCCAUUUUGGUCCACAACCUGGGCUGCACUUCAGAAUCAGUGUGCUUCGUGGCUGUCUUUGUCAUUGCCUUUUCUGUGGUUUGUUCUGUUGCUGAUAAGCAUGUUAGUCAUUGUACCCAAUGGUGAGAAAAGCGGCUAUUAGAGGUCACGUUGAAAGUCAGUGAUUAUCAUCUGGAGACAAUGAACAUAAGUUAAUUUUCUAAAAGCAGGGCUUGUAUUUGGUGAGACUCAUUGGUCUGGGGAAGAGGAUUUUGGACAGAAUGACUGAGAUCACCUUUUCCUAAGCGCUGAAAUAACAGUACCAUGCAACCAUGUCCUACUUUUCUAUCCUUGUAGUACCCUUUCCUCCCAUACGCCUCCUUUUUCUGCUGUAUUUCCAACCAAUCCAAAAAAAUCAGAUCACCCCCCCUAUGUGUAAUCUUUUGGCAGUCUCCCAGAAAGAGCUACGUUUUCUUUGUUUGGCAGUUGUUUGUUAUUCUCUUUGUGUGAGGGGAAAAAGUGAGUUGGAGUGCCCUCAGACAUGUUUGUGGGAGUGAAGCUUGAUGACAUGGGUAGAGAGGGAAUAGACUUGGGUCCUUUGGGAGGAAAAGGGAGGGAGGGGGAUGGAGGUGGGCGGGAGUUGAAAUACUGAUGCAUGCACCACAGGUUUUUGCCAUUAAGCCUUGUCCUCUUAUUUAUCACUACAGCAAGUUCUGAUAUUUAUGUUUUACAUUAGAGAUUCAGAAAUGGUUUCUCUGGGCCUGGAGUUGGUUCACAAGCAUCAGGAGACAGCAUAAAGUCCAGGUUGAGACAUCUGUCAAGGGUUUGGGAUUUGUCUCAAGAGACAAGUAACAAUAAAGCCUCUGUGUUUUUCUCACAACAAAUAGGGGAGAGGGGAGCUAUGGCAUAUACAGUCUCUGGCUUUAUGCUGAUAUAAAAGUGGCUUAUUGGGCAGCCUGACAGAGAAAACAAUAGCAAUGUGUUCUGAGUAAAAAAAAAAAAAAAAAAAAAAAAAUCCCCCCUCAGUUGCACCCCACUACUGAGGCACCGUGUUUUUGGAGUCAGUUUUAGAGAAUUUAACAUUGUUAUCUAACUGUCUUUCACUUAGACUUUAAUGAUUUCCAAAUGCUCCAUCUGAUUGCAGUUGGCAGCCAUUGUAUGUUUAGCGUGAUGUGUUUGAAAUGCGAGCAGACCUUGGCUGGCAUAAAGCUUUGGGGUAAAACACAAGGUUCGGGGGAAAACAUGAGGCCUGACCCUGCAAAAAGAAAAAAAAAAAAAACCCAGCCACAGACAUUCUCAGAGGAUACACACUCGCUAAUGGAAAAGAGGUGUUUGGCACUUCUCUCAAACCUCAGUGCUGUGCCACCCUGACUCCAUGUUCGAUGAGUAUGUUCUUGUAUGUGUUCAAGUUUCUCUCUGAAUGCACAAAGUGGGUCACACAGAUGUAAACUGUAAAAGAAGUUUACAUUAUGGGUCAGGAGGAUUUUAGGCUGUGGUUAAAUUUGUCAGCCAUCUGGGAGCUCGUGGCUUGUUUCAUAUCAUGCAGGAGAAAUUGUGAAUGCCGAGUGCAAUCCUAAAUAAGAAUAGCUCUUUAUUUGCCAUAUCUACAACAAAGUGAAGCAGACAUUGGUAGAACCAUUCUUUCUAUUUCCAGGCUGCUAUAAUAUUUUCCUCAGUUUCCCUUGGUAACACCUGGAGUUUGACUUAUAUCUAAAAUCACCAUCUCACAAGGUUCUAAUUUAAUAGAUGUGUUUUUCACUAUGGACUACAACAGAGCGAAGAGGUUUUUGGAAACUGCAGAUAUUUCCAGUCUGCUUACCUCAGAGAACCUUUGGCUCAACUAAAGAGCUUAUGUUACACCAACGAGAAUCAUCAACAAUAAGAUCGCGUGCUGCACAAACAGCCAAUAUAAUUUGACAGUGUAUUUCUCUGAAGGCUUGUGAGCUCUUUAGCCAGGUCGUUGUCUUCAAAUCUGUAAAAAGAAAGGUUGACUUCUUUAUUCAGACACACUGAAGAUCUGUUUAAGAUGUAUUUAGCUGUGAGAAAUACAUUGUAAGACAUAUAGGGGAGACUAGGGCUUGUUAUCACAUGGGUAAGUUGUCACAUUGCAAUUAUCUUUGCCACCAGAGGGUAUAACCAAAAAGUGAAAUACUAGUUUUCUUCCUUUAUAUGGUCAGGGGUCGUGUCCUGUCUGAGAAGAGAAGAGCACAUUGUGAGCUGAGAUGAGCACCAAUUAACCAUUUUGCACAACCCAAAGAAAAAAAUAACUUUAUAUAUUUUAAAAUAAGCUUCUUCCAGAUAAAAAUCUGAGCAGUGAUACACGUGGUCUUGUUAGAGGAGAGAUUAAGGCUUCCUGUCAUACCUCAGUCAUUGUUUUAAACUAAUUUUAAGCUAAAGCUAGAAUUAGCAAACAGUAGUUUGGGGCAACAUGUUUCAGUCAUUUUUGGGUUAGUUGUCACAUGUUUAAAAGGGAUUCAAAUUGACAUAGAGAGUCUGCUUAUCAGCAGUUUUCAUAUUGAAUUUUUGACUUUAUUUUUACAGAGAAAAGAGUGGUUUAAAGGAGAGGAGAAAGUGAAAAGACAUGGUCAGGAAUUCCAAAAGAAAAACUAAACGUGGCAGUGCAGUACAUGACGUGAUGCUGAGGGCAGUCAGACAGAUGACCUGAGCUAAUAAAUCAAUCUGAAGUACAAUAAAGGACUUUAAUGUCAACUACCAUACCUUGGCUCGGUACUGCAAAACAUUAAUUCCUGCCGAGAUACAGAGUCAGAAAGCUCCAGUGCAUGUUGCAUUAUAUUUUAUGUUAACGUUUGUUCAAUGGCUACGAUCAACAACUUUUUCUUGCUCAAUGAAAAACAUUUUCUGUGCCUGACUUUGAUGUUCACUUUCAUGUAAAAAAAAUGAGAACAACAAUUAUUUUGUCCUUGUUAUACUAGCUGUGAAAUCCACUGUGACAUCUUACCUCAUGUAGUGAGACAACUUACCCCAUGGUGGGGCAACAUCUCACAUGUUCACACUCUCUGUUUGAUUGCUGAUAACUCUGCACUGACUCAAGAUAUAAAAAUGACAUGCAAAAUAAAUACCUGAGACUUUGGUCUUUCAUCUGGUACACAUUUUGUUUAUGAUGUAUUGCAUACAAGAAAUAUAUGAGUGUAAAAAGCGUGACAACAUGCCCCAGUCUCCCCUACCUGUCAGUCAAAUCAGCCAUUGAUGAACGCCACGCAUUAUAAAUGACAGAUCAUCUUAAGUGUUGUGUACUUCAAAUAUUGUACCCUAGAGCACACUGUCAAUUAGUUAACACUGUGUGAAUAAGUAGCAUUACAUAAAGGUUAAUGAGGACUUUCAAGGAGCUGCGACUGUGUUUAAGUCAAGUGGUCCAGACAUUAACGGAUCACGAAAACUGCUCAUUCCAUCAUUUUAACUAACUGUGAAGUAGACAAAACACAGAUAGAGACCCAGCAGACCCUAGCCUCAGUGUCCUGUCACCCUGCUGAGUUCUACUUUGUGUGAUUGACCAAGCUCAGUCACUGUUUUAGUAGUUAGCCGCAACAAAGGCUCUGACUUAAAUAAAAUCCUUUAUAAGAGAGCAAAAGCAUGAUCCAUGUGUCUGAAUGACUUCUAAUAGCUUUGCACUAAAAAUGGAUUUCAAGUAAACAAGUAAGUUAAAAGCAUUUUUUUAAUGGGCUACAAUUAAUUUAAGUGUUUUAAACAGACAAAGGAAAAUAACUCCAGAUACCUCAUCAGAAAGGAUUAAGAUAAAUGCAGCAGGGACUAACAUAUUCUCUUGCAGCUUGUAUAGCAUUGAGUCUUUUGAUAAGAGGAUCAGGCUGCAUAAAGUUUUCUUUUCCAUCUUGUAGUGUGAAGCUCAUUCUGGUGAGACUUUCUGCAGCACUCCCUUAAGACACAGAUGACUUCUACAACUUUUCCCCACAGACUUUAAUUCGUCAAAUCAUUCGAGCUUAUUACUGUGCCUGAUUAAUAAAACAACUUUUGUCAUCACCACAGGUCCAUUUCGCAGCCCCUGUGAGCUGCUGCCUGUUGGGGUUGGACAUCCUGUGCAGGCCAUGUUGAAGAGCUUCACCGCACUGUCAGGCUGUGCAAGCCGAGGCACUACCAGCCUCCCCCAGGAGGUCCACAUCAUCAACCUGAGAGGACAUGCUCCAGAGGGACUAGACAACACCCUGGCAGAAGUGAGUCAUCCUCAACUAAAGACCUAACCUACGAAUUAUAGUCUCCACCACAAUAAUAAACUCUUCAAUAAAACAGAUUAAAUUAGACUUUGAGACGGUGAGCGAUCAUAAGCCCUCUCAUCUUUUUGUUAUUUGUAUCAUUUAACUCAUACAGAUGCAAUAACUGCUGCAUUGGAUAUUUCCACUGCCUUUGUUUUUCUCUUAUUUCUUCUAUUUUAACACAUGGCUCUGAUGAAGCCUUCAAUUCCUUUUCCCUUUACUCAGAGGAAGCUUCCUGGCCAAGGUUAGGGAGGAAAGGCAGGGUCACAAGUUACAGAGUGAAGCUGACAUGUCUUCACUGAACAGCUGAUGGACAAAGUAAUUUGAUUCGGUGACUUACUGGACUAGUCUUGUACUAGAUGCUAAGGUGACUGAGCUUUAGCGUAUCUCAUUGAUCUUUUUAUUUUGCUGUAUUACAUAAUACAACCCAAAAGGUGCACUGAAGUAAACUUAGUGUGGAGGAUGACAGACAUACGGUCUUUAAGACUUACUUAAAAGUCUUCUGCUAGAGAUUUUUCUACCACAUAAUUGUUCUGAGCAGAUUGUUUAAUUGAUGUAAUUGAAGCUGUCAGCACAUUUACAGAUAAUAGUUCAUGCAGGUUUUGAUACCCCUCCCUGUCUCAAGGUGAUUUGCUGUAUGUCUCAUUGCAGGUCUUUUCAAAGUUAGCCAUAGUUUGUUCAUGAAUCAUGAGCCCACGGCUUAAAAAAAUGCUGUGUCUGGAUUUUAAACUGUCCAAGACUCCCAUCCCCCUCAGUCACUUUAGUGUGAAAGGCAGCAUGUAUAGACUUGUCAUGACACUUCUGCUGCUGAUUUAGGUUUAAACCUUCUCAAGGCCAAACAUACAGAAAUAGUGUGUGUGAGCACGCUGCAUCAGCUGGUAAAUACAGGAAUGACUCGAUUUCCUGUGCUUGUUCUGAAGCUUCACAACACAGACUUAUAUGACAGAUUACUGCAAUCAAAGUAUGAAGAGAAAUUUGUCAUGCAAUGGUAUAACCAUGUGUUUCAUUCCACCAUCUCACAUUAUGGGCUUUCAUUUGAGUAGUGAGAUUUGUCAGAGUGUGGUAAUUUUUAGUCAACAGUGAAUUAAAAAUUGUAGAUUUAUGUGCAUGACAAGUAUUGCAAUAGAAAUUGAAAUUGGAGCAGACUGGGUUUAACAUGGCUAAGAUUCAAAAUACGAUUGGGGAUAUCUGCAGUUCAUUAGUUAGAAUUGAUCUGAGAUCAUUUAAAUUUGGAUUAUAAUGAAAUAAUUUUAUAAUUCAAACCAAUCAUUUUGGAAUGUAUUUGACAUCAUUUUGUGAUUUUCUCACUUUAGAAAAAUUGAAGCUCAGUUUGCUUUGUAGAUGACCUCUCAAAAUAACUCUCACAAAAAGGCCAGAAAAACCUUUACCUUGAAUGUCUGUGAAAUCCAUCUCUUCACAUCAGUUUAUCCAGCUGUUGGUAACCCAUCACCUUCAUGGUCAAAGGAGGACUUGUGGGGAGGAGGCACAAAUCCAGCUGUCUGUUUCCCAGCCUACAGCCUUGGCUGUAGAAGGUCACUGAGGCUGGGGUUGAUAUUAAGUGACCCAGCUGCACGUCCAUUCUGUGAGUGGACGUUUCUGUUUAUGAUGAGAUAAAAUCUCCUUAAGGACACUUAGACAGUCUGCCCACCCCUGCCCUGUCCUUGAUUGCAUUUUCACCUGGAUUGUGGGCACAGAUCAGCCUGUUCGGACACAAACAACCUCCUCCAAAGUGCUUGCCUUGGACAUUACUCUGCUGGAGGGGCGCUGUGUGCGUCAGUCUGGUCUUAUUGACACUAUCUGUUCAGAAUCUCUCAUGAUAGUGAAAGUGAAUGAUCCGGUGGGAGAAAGGAAUAAAACUUAACAAGGCAUCUUAAAAUGAUUUACACUGAAACUCCCAAGGCUGUGGAAAAGGCUCAAAGCUGAGUCAUGAGUCAUCCCAUUCCUCACUUAUGAAGCCAAUCAAAAGCUAAUAAAGUUGGAGGUUUUUUCUCACCCAAUGAAGGGUUUUUCAAAAUUUGCAACACUUUUUCCCCAUAAAAAGGGGAUAUUCCACCAGAAUUGACUAUUUAUCGUCAAACAGAUGCAUUUUUAGGUUUGAACUGUGGUGCUGAAAAGUUUCUUGCUUGCUACAACAGUUAAUGACAGAGGUUUUGGCAAAACAGACCACAGUCUUAUGUGAAGGAAUAACAAGUAGCCACCACCGUGAGGCUGUAUCUUUAGCUAAUGGCUGUUCCCAUAAUGCUAACACACUUUACUACCUGGAUGUAAUCAAGCAUGGGGACAUGUUAUAGUGCAAUUAGUUUGGCAGUAUAUUGAUCUAAAACAUGGAUCUAAAGUCAGAUGUAGGCUCUGGUUGGCAAACUUAACUAGAACAAUGUGUAAGCAGCACAUGCAUGUUCCUGUAAGUAGCACUGAAAUUAGUCUAGAUACUGAUCAGUGGCUUUACAGUUGCUGCAACCAAACAACCAAAAGGAUGUUAAAGAUAUUUGGAUUCUUUUUGCAAUGCAGCUUGAAAACUCUGAUUGGAGUAUCACAACAUAUACUUCAUAUAAAAAAAAGAAAAACUGAUAUCUUGAGGAGAGUUGAGAGAAAAAGUUUUAAGUUGCUACCUAAAACCAUAAACCAUAAUCUUGCAAAUGCUCAAUAAAUAAGGUAACAUCAGCUCCAGUGUCUAUAAAAUAGCCCUAUGUUUUCAUGCCUCUACACAAAAUUUACCUAUUAUUUCUCCAGUUUAUACAAAAGCUGACAUUUGAAGGUUAUACUUAAUGAGGGAGCAGGACAAAGGUAUAGGCCAUGUAAUAAGAGAUACUUUGCAGAAAACACCAACCGUUUCAAAAAUGAUUGAACAAGUCCUUUAAUUUUGGUGGUUUAACCUAUUUUAGUCGUCAAAUGUGGGAGCGUUCAGAUUGUUUCCUCUCUAAGUAAUGGGUGUUUUUCCCUGUUUGCUUUGGCAUGCGUAUCCUUUGCUUAUUUUUGAAGUCAGCAGAGAGGUGGCUGCUCGGUCUGUGAAUAAGUCGCUUUCUCCCCUUCACCUCUGCUGAUGUUUGAGGAAGUGGUGUCUGGGCCACAGAACAGACAGUGUUGGGAUGUUUGGAGUGAUGGCCUGCAGGACAAAAGGUGCCUGUGGCUGAUGUUUUUCUGUGCUGGACUGGAUUGCUUGUCGGGGUUGAGAGGCUGCCUGAAAACAUGCUGUGCCCCAGUGACUCCUCACUAAGUAUUUGCAAAGCCCAGUUUUUAACCAGGUAUGGGACUGCAUGUGUUGUUGCACAUGGUCUGCAUGGACUAAUGCACACAAAGGGGAUCACAUGGUCCAUUUCAGACAGUUUUACACACACACUCUGAGGCAGACACACAUCUUGCAGCUGCGAUGUGUGAGGCCUGCUUCACAUCUCUUUCACAGCCAUGUGUAAAAGUUGCGGCUUGCAGUUUGUCCAUAUUUUUCAGUAAAGACGUGAGAGCAAUGAAUCGUUUCCUGCCUGCCCCGGUGAACCCACUCUGUAUGGGUAUUAACUAAGGGGUAUGAACUGUGAGCCACAGAAAGAAAUGCACAGCUGGCCUUGACUCAGAAUACACACUUUGGCCCCUGGCCAAUUUCCACACUAAAGCUGAGUUAUUAAGUGCAACAGAACACCUCAGCAGUGACUGUGCAUAGUGCGUCGUCUGGAAUACCCUCACAUUUACAGGUCAUGCAGUCAGCGUAGAAUAACACACCGGAGAGAGAAAAUAUGCUAAUCAUCCAUUCCAGUAGCCUAAAGCUAGAAUUAGCCAUAAUAAUAUUUUGGAUAGUAUUGUGAUGAUGCACAAGCCAUGUGCUCAGAUCUGUUGGAGUAAAAGUAUGGCAGUGCCAAGUAUGCAGUAAAUCAGUCAUUUUUUUCUUGCCAUGAAGCCCCCAUAGUUGAAGUAUGCAUCCAAUCACAAAACAUAUUUAGAGUUACUGGUGACAACAGCUGCAUGGCUGUUAUAUCGUAUUUACAAAGAUUCUCACGCUAGUUCUGAAGCAACAAAAUUUCAACUCACUGAGUAUUCUGAAAGUAAGAAAACACUCAGAAAAUGGUAAAAUUUCCAGUCUUAUUUUUAGAGCCGUUGGUUGUAUUUGUUUUGGUUUAAAAUCUUUAUUUUUUGUAAUUGUCCUGGGGCUACAGCAGGUGGCUUAAAUUCCUAUGUCUGUCCAUUGUAAGUAGAAGAAGACGCAGGUGGCAGGUGUUUCUGUAGCUGGAGAGGUACACAGUUUUUAACCAUCAACAUCUUGGUCGCCAUUGUUUGGUUUUGUCUUUGUCUUUUAUUUGCUCUUGGUCGCAACAAGUCAGGGAGAAUAAACACAGAAAAUGUGACUUUGAUGAACUGUUUCAUUCACGCUGGGAAACUAGUCAGCAAAAGAAGAUGCUUCAACUGUAAAUCUGGCUAAAAGAACACCUUGGUGUAUUUUUGACCAACAUCGAAAGUCAGGAGUUAAAGUCACAUCAUGCAGCUGACUAACUUCAAAACAAAUAUUCACAUUUAUUCAAUUGUAAAGUACUCAAGAUCUCCCCCUCCCUGCCCUCAAAGCCUUUUUUUGUUGCUGUAAUCCAUGGGUGGAGUGGGUAUGAUGUUGCUGAAAGCCCUGAGGGCACACACUUCCCGUUACCAAUCUUUGUCUGCUUUUCUGAGUAUGUGCUUGAAGGCAAAUACAGAGAUUGAGGAGAAUUUUGACAGAUGGAAUAAAUCAAGAAUGACUAAAAAGGAGAUCAGACAUUUGAAAAUUGGCAGUAGAGUUAAUUGUAGGAUGAAACUUAAGCAGCAUCAAACUGAAAAAAAUGACCAACUGUUACAUAAUAUUUCUUAAAGAGUCUCCAAAGCCAGAGCAGACGUGGACAGACAGGUUUCAUUUCAAAUAAAUCUUAUGUAUAUGGUUGAGCGAGACAAAUGCGACCCAGCGGGCCUGAUAAAACUGGCCAAAACAUCCUUAAAAGUGCCUUUAUUAUGCUGGAAAGACUUUUUAUCGAAUGGCAGAACAGGUCUGUCAGUUGAUUGGUGGUCAGUUGGACUGACACAUUCAUGGUUCACAAUCUGCAGUGCCGUCAGCAAUGCAUUGUAUCUAAAAGAAGCACUUUUCAGUGGUUUUCUGUGUUUUGUCCUGAAACGAGACAUGCCCCAGACAACGCCCACCUAGCAUUAGCUAAGCAUAUUAUCCCCCCAUAACUCUCCUGUGUUCUGAAACUUAAAUAUUUUUAUGGUAAUCUGGAUUCCUACUUUACAUUCUUCGAGACAGUGGGCUGUUUGGGUCACAGGGUCCAAACUCUCCUUUUUCACAGAAUGACCAGGGCAUAAAUUGGCUUGUGUGAACAUUUUUUCUAUGCUUUAAAAGAGUUAUUCACGUUUGUCUGAAACGGAGACCAACAGUUACAUCAGCUCUGAUGAAUAUGAUCAAAGAAACAGAAGCCCCUUUUUUACUCUUGUACCAAUGUGGGCCUCUAAAAGAAAGACAGUCUAGGCUCAAUAUCCCGGAAUAGGACUAUUAAAGUGACUGUUCUUGGCUUGUAGUGGCAAUACGUGUCAAAUAUCGGCACAAUCAUUUUCACAUUUCCACAGAAUUUGACUUGAUUGAAUAAAAAGGAUCUAAUCUUUGAGAGCAAGAAAACCAAUGACAGUUAGAGUGAGCUGUCCUGCAGACAUGCUGAAAUUUCAUCCAAGCGUCUAACCCCUUGGGAUUAAGAGGCAAAAUAUUUUUUUGUGGUUUGACUACUGACCUGAAGGUGUUUUGCCAUUUAAGCUCAAAUCAAAACAAUGACCUCAUUUUGGAGUUCUUUUUUCUGAUCCCUUACACUCUGGUUCAGCAGUGUAGGUAUCAAGUUUGAACAUUGUUUCCAUAUGUUUCUGCUGUCAGACACUGAAGUGGCCUUCUGCACCUUGUAUAAAAGCCAUCAACACCACGUGUGCAUGGAUGUAGAGUUUGGCAUUAUGGUGGACACCCUUGUCCCAAGUGGAAGCUUAAAUCCAGAACAAAAAAGCUACAGGAUUGAAGAGGCCUGUCUGGGCAUACAGCCGGGUGAUAGGGUGGAAAAUAAACAAAAGGGGCCAGUGGUAUCUGAAAUCAGCCAUCUUUCUGUAAUCAGCUCACCAAAAGCAAACAUCAAACACAGCCACUUGCUGUGGAUCAGGGUGAGGCAGAGCAGAUGAUUGCUUUAUCAGCUGGAAUUUGCAGAUAUCUUGUGUGAGUGACUCUAGCUGGAAGAACUCACGAGGCUGAGAGGACAACAGCAGAUAUGAGUGGGGCUUAAACACAUGACACAUGACUUUUGUAGGGCUUUUGAAUGGACGGACACUGUUAUAAAGCAUUCAGGGCUGUACCUGACUCAGUUAAAUGAUGUUAACUGUACAAUACAAAGACUAAGAUGUGAUUUUAACUUUUUUUAUACAGUUCUUUCUCAUGCUUAGAGCCUAGAUUAGCCCACAUGGAUCUAAUGCUAUCUGCAGAGUACUUGUUUUCCAGUAAGCACUGGCUGUCGCCCUGAUAUCAGCAACUUUUAUCUUCGUGUUUCCUCCUAUGCCACAUGUAAUUUUUAUUAAAGCUCCUGUUUUAAAGAAUGAAAUGAGUACUGGUUUCUCUUUCUGACCCACAAAGGCAAAUACGACCAUCAGCUUAAAAUCUUUCUGUUUCUAUGAGGUUAUUUUUAGGGUCUGAAACCUCUAGUGGAGGGAAGAUGUCAGUUAAAGUAAUUACUGUAACUGGACUUUGUUUUCAUUUUAAAUAGCCCACACUUCCAAUCAGUGGUAUAAUGUUAAAUCAAAUAGGACAGGUUCUCAUAGGCCAUCGCGGGCGCCAUGCUGAAUAUGACCGGUUACUUGCCUUUCAGAUGUAGGACUUUUGAUGAUUCUUCAAUGCAAUGCUUUCUGGCCUCGUUUUGACUCCAUAUAUUUGAACCUGAAACUUUGAACCCCAGCAGAAUAUGUGCUUAUGAAAUGACUUUUACUGCAAGUCAGUUAAUAAAAGUUUUAUGUAAUCUAGCUGAUAAAUCAUGGUUUUGACCAAGUACAAAUGAAAACAAAGACCAAGUUGAAAAUUAAGUCUCAGUUCGUGCUAAAUGAGAUUGGGUUUUCUUUCCUUCUGAUCCAGUGCUAUGGCCUCGGUGCUGUUAUUUUCCUCAGCCUGUCCCUCGAUUCUGCCAUAUCACUCAGAUCAUUAUCAGGACGUCCUGUCUCACUUUGACGUCUUUUCAGGCUGUUCAGGCUUCUCGAAGCUUGGCGUUGAGUGCAGACUGAUUAGCAUCACAGUUCAGGGGGGAAGGCUCCAGGUAGCAUCCCCAUCGCACUCACAAAUAUGUGGGUGGCACUGAUAAGGGCAGUCAACAGGUUUUUUUUCGUCUUCUUCUAGGCCCCUCCAUCACUUAGCUCCUCUGCUCGAGCUCCUCCCUCUUCCCUCUGUACUCCCUCAGUGAUCCAGAAAGAACCAAGAUCCAGACAGACAAGACAAAUGCACAUGCACACACAUCAGAUAGCACAGUGUGAUUGGUUCCAGACAGUGUUUUCUGCUCUUGGAGCCAUGACUUCUGAGUUCCCGGGCAGAUCUCUUUGGUGUUGGGUUUUGUAGUGUUUGAGUUUAUAAUAAUUUUUAUAAUGUUGGUUAUUAAUUAACUAUAGCCCAAAUAAUGUGGGAAUUUUUUUUUAACUAGCAUGAGAUGAAAGAAAUCGCCUGGGCUGUGAUUGUGGCUGAUAUUUUAAUUAUGUUGCUGUCAAAGUAGACCUCCUUUGCUUUGCUUGUACACAUUGAAAUUAUGCACCAAUAUGUCUUUGCAAAGAAAAAUAAAUAAAUAAAUCCUGUAAUUUUGCUGCAUACAAGCCAGAGUGACAAUGUUUAAUCAGGACAAAUAUACACAAAUCCUGAUACCAGUAAGAAAGAUCAAAAACUUUUACUUAAAAAAUGUAGACAACGGAAAAAGACUGAAACUCACACCGGUAAGAGACAAACUGGCACUGAAUCAAAGGAACACAGAGACUUUGGCCUUGUACACAUGUAGCCAGGUAUUUUUAUAAACGAAUAUCCAACCCUAUUCAUUCUGUGUUUCAUGUUUGUGGAAGUCAGGACAAUUGGAUAGAAUGGGUCUAAAGUUUUUUGGCAAAUACUAACAACUCCAGGUCUGGCAUGUUUAUAACCACGGUCAAUAGCACAUUUAUGGAGUUUUGUGUGGAUGGGAUUUUAUUGGAAAACGAUGAUGUGUGUUUGUAACUUUUUUUUUUUUCAAAGGUAGGGGGUUGGAUAUUUGUUUAUAAAAAUACCAAGUACGCUAUGUGUGUACAAGGCCUCAAUACUCAAGGUGAGUGGAGACAAUCAGACACAGGUGAAACACAUUAGGGAGGUGGGCAGGUCAUCACAGAAUGGGAACACGGGAAGGCAGGAAGUGGAGGAUCUAAAGCAAGACACAGGUGAGUAUCAAAAUAAAACAGGAAACACAUGAAACUGUAGGAUAACAAAAGGUAAAUUUACUAUAGGGAAGUGAUACACAUCCUGUGCAAGAUGUAUUGUGCUCUAUUUUUACUGUUUUUGAUCUUCAGUUUUUAUGCCUAAGACUUCUCCUAGCUGAAAUAUGAAUAUUCACUGAAAUGACAGAGGAAUCGGUUAAUUUUAAACAUCACCAGGCACCUAAUGAGCUUUGUCAAUAAUGGAAACUGCAAGCUCUGAUACUGAGCUCUGACUGCGGGGUGUCAGUGUUAUGAAAGUAUCCUAUAACAGUGUUGAUGCUCUGUGUUUAUGAAGCACACUUGAAACUUGGUUUAGCUGGCCUGAAAGGUCAUGAAAUUACAACCACAUGCUGAAGACAGAGCAAACAAAUCACCCUUUAUAAUUACAGCCAUCAGUAGGUUCUAAAUCUAAGCACGGAGCUUUGUUAUGAAAGACAGGAUUGCGUAUGAUUCAUCAUUUGGGUUCCGGCUGACGCUGUUUGUUGUUGAAGCUGAAAGUUGAGCUGAAAGUUGAGGCUGUUUUGGUAUUUUUUUGAACAUUUCCAUUGUUUACAUACACUACCACCACUAAUGGUAUGCUCCCUGAUGGGCCUGGCUUAUCCUGCUACAGCUGUCGUCCCCUGUGUGGAGUGUAGUUUCAGUAACGUGAUAGGUCCCCAUCCUUUGCUGCUGGCAUAAGCGCCCCAUAACUCUGAAAAACCCUGGAUUCACAAACCCCUGUGCCAGCCUCCUGAUGAUCAAUCAAGUGUGCUCUCUUGAUCCUGGUGGACUCUCUGCUCUCUCUAGGGUUCAGUGAAGGGGACAGAAACUCAGUGGCGCUGCUCUAAGAGGCUGUGUGAAGCCUUCUGUUUCAGCAUUUCUCCUCUUCACACCCUGGCUGUCUUUUUGGUUUGUUGCUAUGUAAACUGUGACCUUGUUACGGUAACCCUGUGGGCAAGGAUGCUCACCAGCUGCUGUUGAAUCGUAAUCAUCACUUACAUUGUGCAACCCAGCUCUGGGGUCACAACUGAUAGAGCUCGGUUGACUGUUUACUUGCUCAACGUUGAAUAACAGCCUGUAGUUACUCAAGUUUUCCCUUUUUCACCAUCAACUUCUCUUGGCACUAGGCUUUCUGUUUGUGUUUGGUUUUCAGGUGACUCACGUCUUCUGGAAAUGUCUCUGUCUGGGUUUAAUUUCCUCAUCUUUUACAACUCGCUCCCUUUCACUCACUCAAGUUCUCCUUCUGUCUUUCUCUUCCAUCUCUCAAAGCCAGGGCCUCAAAGCCAGGCCAGGUAUGAGCAUAUCUUGGUUUUUGUUAUUCUCAGAGGAACGAUGAACAUGCUUUUUCCACAGUCUGGAGUAAGUGGAACAAAUAUGCACAUAAAAAAAAGAACUAGAGCAGUGAGUCUCUCAUCUGUUUGUUUGGAUCAUUAUCUGGUUUGCAGCACAAAAAGCUGCUCAGUAAUAUCUUCCAUUUGCUCUCAGAGUAAUGAUUCUGGCAGCACAUUACUGGACUACGGCACUAACACUCAUCUGUGUUGCUAUUCUCCAGCCUUGGAAUCUACAAAGGACCGAUAAUAAGGCUUUGGUUAUUCAUGUCCUCUCCGUCUUUGCUGUCUGUGUCCCUUUUUAUGGGCUUCAUACCAGCAUCACAAUGACAAGUCUUUGAACGCAGAGUAUCUACCAGAAGAUAAAAAUCACACUCCACUGACUGGAAUACAUAUCUCCUCACGUGACAAAGGUGGGUUUAGCGCACAGAUCACAACAUAAACUCCAAAAAUGGCAUUAAAAUCGGAACCAUCUGUGCGUAAAUGACGCAUCGCGCUCCGUGGCCUGGCUCUUUCUUUCAUAGAUGUUGGCAUAUAAAAUAAAUUUGGCCCACAAAACUGAAUAUUAUAAUAUCCGUAUGUCGGCUUAAAGUAGAUAACGCAUCUGAGCACUGAAACAAAUCAGCUGUUCAGCCGCAGCAGCAAGCAAGACGGACAGAGGACACAGAGACGUGUCCAGGUCGAGCUGUGCGAGAAAUAAGAGGAAGAAAGAAAAGGAGGGAGACACAUUACAUAUCUUGUUAACUUCAUCAUGUGUGUUUAUUUACUAGAUAUUUAAUUUAAUUUGAUGCAGUUUCAGCUGUAUUGAUUCGGUCAGGUUGUGUGCCCAAACGCGUGCCAAACGCGCUCAUCAGAUCAGAUAUAGAUCAGAAUAUAUCGAUAUAGAUCUAAAUGUAUGUGCUGACUCAGAUUAAUAGUUGUUGAUGAUUAUUUAUUGCACUGAAAUGUGCCUGACACUGUGGAAACCUGCCGGUGAGGCAUCAGUGACGUAUGUCGAUACGCCGCCGGUCUACCAAAAUACUACUAGACCAGCUGCGUUCCGCCUUGCGCUGAAAGCUGACCAGGUUUGAAUCGGCGAGCUUUCAGCGCACGUUACACGCCGGUGGCGAGCACGAAAAUGUCACUGCGCCAGCUGAUUCUGUCAACACCUCCCCCUGCCACGCCACCACGCCCAGCUUGGCGGAUCUCGGCUUGCCUCCGUGCGACUCAGUCCACGAAAAUACCAAACUCGCCUUACGCCGGGCUCCGCCAGACAAAAAUACAACUGCGCGGGGCUCGCCGCCCUCCGCCGCCUCACCGGCGCGAACGAAAAUAGAGCCCAUUGUGUAGAUGAGAUAUUUUGGAGCCAAAAGAUGUGCACACUCAGAAAAAUUAACCAUGACAUAGUUUAUUUACACAAGGUAUUUACAUCUAUUUGAUUUUGUUUAAAUUAUAAAAUUUCUUAGAAUUCAUUUAUUCAGACGUCUUAAAAUCAGCAAAAAUAUGUUAUUCUGAAAAGAAUCCAAUUUAAUCAGUUAAAAUAUAUGAAUUUAGUUUAAAUGUGAUAAGCUGUGGCUCAACCAAGAUUCAUUUAGUUAAAAUUUAUGAGACAGAAACAAAUACGAUUUAUCAGUGAUGAAUACGUAAAUCUUCAUCAUUUAUUCUAAACACAUGGCUUUAUUGUUAUUAUUACAUAAAUCUAAUUCUUAAUGUGUCAUUUACAUUUUUACAUUUGACCGAAAAAUAUGCUGUACAUAGAGUUUAUUGGCCUGUUUAUGUUCAAUCUAAGUCAUUCAAAUGGAUUGAAAUUUUGUAUGCAAUGAGGCCUAAAUAUUUCUGUGAGUGCAGAAGCAGUUUGCUGAUGUGGUAUCGAUGUCACACCUCUUCAGCUUGCCAAAGCACACAUUUACCCUACCCAGAGGAUCCCUCAGUUCAGGUCAGUUUCCAGCAUGACAGAUCUUUGUGUCACUUUGUAGUGGACCAUAGACUGUAUAUAGUUUGAACAGCAUGACUCCGCCUCCUGACAUUGUACGAAUUUGAAGCUAAAUUGCUCUUGUUUUUUCUGGGAUUUUCUCAAUUUCCUGAAACCGGCAUUUGCGCAGGAGCAUUUGGUAGGAGAAUCACUGUGAUGAUGCGCAAUCUUUGUGCGCCCACUGGCUGUAUCAAGUGUCAAUCAUAGAAAACAUGAACCCCCUAAUAACUCUUAAAAUUGGAGCUGCACAGAAAAAAAGAGCACAAACCAGUCUUACAAUGACUACGUGUCAACAUCGCAAGCAGGGGGGAUAAACACUAAUAUUCAAUGUAAUAAAUAUCCAUUCCACGUCCAGUCUAUAUACUUGAUACUUGCAGUUGUAGGAAGUUCAAUAACUAUUAGUUGUUGUUACCUUUCACUCACUGUUUCUUUUCUGCUUCUUUUGGAUGAGACGGCUGCAGGAGCUGCAUCUAUCACCAGAGCUGUCAGUGAUGGUGUCACAUUUGAUCUUUAUAGCACCGAACAGCACAAUAAAGCUGAGCUUUGUAGGAUGGACACCUGGAUAUAAAUAGGCAUGAUAAGAUAUAACUAUAAUGACAGAAAGUAUAUUAGAGGAAAGACUUUUUUAAUAUGGAUUUAAUAGUCUGACUCAUGUACAAUCUGUUACCAUGGAAGAGGCCGAGUUUAUGUCCUUUCCUGCAGCAUGUCAGUAGGGGGAGCCCUACAUGUUUCAGAGGCUAUUUUGAUAUCCAUCAACAUGGUCUGUGAUAUUUACCUGAAAUAGCUGAGUGAUUUCCUUAAUAAUCUGCGCUCACUUAUUCUUUCUUUCAAGGAGAGAACAGGGAGUGACAUCAGGAAAUGAGCCACUGGCUGAAAGUAAACCUGGGCCAGCCGUUUGAGGCCUAACCUCUAUGAGGUGCUCGUGUUGGUCACUAGGCCAAAGGCGCCUAGCUUUUCUUUAUUUUAGUGAUAAAACUCUCAACCCUUUGUUUUACUUCAGAUAGAAAAGUUGAAUAAGGUGAAUAACGUUAUCUCACACUGAUUGCAGGCCACUGAAUUGAAUCCAAACAGAGUUGGAACAGGGCAGAUAUUAUAGUGAUGUUAAUAUGAACUGUAUUAUUUUCAGAAAAGUAAACAAAAACAUGAUGAAACUUAACUGCUUGUUACUGAUGAUUUUGAGUCACCUUACUAGUCUUAAGAAUCAGCUGUUGGAAUUCUUGUACCUGUUAGAUCUAACAAGACCUGCCACCAACACUAACCGCAAGUUUUACCAUGGAUCACUGUAAACAUGGAUUUGAUAUGCGAGAAACAUUUGAAUUGCAAUGAGCUAGGUUUUUUUAAGUUUAAUAUCAUGGACGAUAAAUUUGACAUACAUCCAUAGACUGUAUAUAGAAUGGCGCCGUCUGCCUCUUCACUGGGUGAAUCCUCCAUGAGAACAGCACCCUCUGGUGACAGGCUGCAGUACAGAUCAUAAAUCUGGCCUCCUCCAGUUCUCCUUAUGGAGCUGUGAACAAACUUCAGAAAUUUAUUACACGGACUGUAAAUUUUCCUCCGCCCUGGUUGGGAUGUUGACAUGUUGUUACUGUCAGACUUGUUUGUGCUUGAAGCCUCUUUUUUCUGUGCAGCUCCAUUUUUAACUUGAUACAGCCCAUGAGUGUACAAAGAUUGCAUGGCUCACCCAGGCGAUUGAGCAGAAAGUCAUUAAAGCGACUCUCUCGCUGAAUGCGUACAAUGCUACUGCGCAAGUGGUGGCUCUAGGAAGUGGAGGAAAUCCCAGAAAUACAGAGAGAUUCAGCUUCAAAUUCGUAUAAUGAUGGAAGGCGAAAUGGAAGGUAUGUAGUGAAAGUUUUGCACUUACAAAAGCAGCAGGAACUCAGCAUUAAUGAAAAAAAAAGACUUUAAUUAAUGAUGUAGAUCUUCAUCUUGAUGAUGUGCACACCGUGACCAUAUUAAAACAAAUUACUGCCGUGAUUGUUCCUCACAGGUUUUAAUGGUUCUUGCUCAUUCAGACUCUCCUAAUAUGAGACUGUCAACUCAUAUUUACGACCCCGGUCAUCAUAAUUACCAAUCAUUUAUUCCAUUUUUAGGUUCAAUGGAGGCACAAAGGCUGUAUUUAUUCAGAAAAGGCGUAAGGCCAAUAUUUUUGCAGGCCGUGACUGAUUAAGUUACUGCCGGGGUCUUUAUAUCACAUAAUGUGAAUCCUUGUGAAUUAAAUUAGUGAUUUACAGGCUUUAACUGCUGACACACAGGAUGGAGCUAAUGUGAUUAGUCUGGGAACACAGAGGAGAGGAAGUUUCAAGUGUCUCAUCAAAGUUACUGAGAACAAUUGAGAGUUCGAGCACAUCUUAAGAAAUCUUUGGUUAAGGUGAUAAUUAAAACUAUUCUGCUCUGUAAAAUGGAUCAUAGAGAGCCAGAUUACUGCCUCAGAUACAACCUCAGUGCAUGCUUUGAUUGUGAGCCACUUGACUUGAAAUGGUCCAAGUGGUCCAGGCAACUCUUGCACUGAAAACAAGUAAACAACAGCAAAACAUGGAGAGUGUUUUCCCCAUUUCUCUACCAGACUGUGAAAAUCUAUUUUAAUAGCAGUCUGAGAACCAAAGGCAUAGUUGCAUACUGUAGAGAUGCUAACAGAGCCCCACUACUUUCUAUUUUUUCACUCUGUUAACAAAGACUCCACUGUGUGAAAGUUCAGAUCCCACCGAGGCUACUUAUCAGAGCUAAGCAAGUGCCUUUUAGGAAGAACACAACACACCAUCUUUGUGAAAUUAUCUACAAAGUGAGUACACAAACAACUACAGACCUCGAUAAAGAAGAACAAUCUACCACAUUAUAGCUCUGUAUUUAAACCAACAAAUAUUUCCACUUGAUCAUCUGGUAGUUUUUGUUAUACUUCAGUGAACAUGAGAAAAGGAAAACUCUGACAUUUACACAAGGUGGCUGAACUUCCUCAGUUUCUCUCCUUAUCUCCUCCUCCUCAGUAUAUCAGUACACUCUAACCCUGAUGUGUUUCUUUGCUUCACUCACAUACCUUUUUUUUCUCUCAACAGGUUGAGCUGCAUCUGAAGCCCAUACAGUCUCUCCUGCGCCAUCAGAAGCCGCUAGUCUUCGUGCUUAACUCCCCCCAGCCACUGAUGUGGAAGAUCAAGACAGAGAACCUGACCCCGGGCCUUAAACAUACCUUUCAUGUGAGUCCAGCAUCACUAAAAGCCUCUAAAUCCUACUUCCUAAAACUGUGUAUUCAUUUCCUCACAGGAUAAGCUGUAUUCCUGUUCCAGUAGCUGUCUUAUAUCAGUCAAAUAUAUGAAAUCAUAGAAGUUUGCAGAGGAGGCCAUUACACGCUCCAUGUGGAGACACUUCAAUUCCUGUGUACAAACAAAAGGACCUUGUUUUGUCCAGUUGUAUUUGAUACAGAUGCAGUCAAACUCCCUUUAGUAUGAGUGUAAAUAGGAGAGUUUUUAUUAUUUCUCCCUAACUCAGACUGGGAUCACACUCUCACAUCAGGCUGUAAGAUAUAUUCAGCUAUUAAGACACAAUGUGCUCUGUCAGCCUUAUUCCCUAACUAUAACCACAGGGCCGUUUCCCCGCCACCUCCCUCCCUCCCUCCUCCCAGCAGCCCUGUUGAUAGCUUGGCAGCUGUUCAAAUCAGACAGGGCGUAUCCGCAAAAAUCCCUAACAAGGGGGGAAUGUUUGGGAGCAAACAGAAAACUAGAGCUCUCCUGAGAAAGGAGUUGAACUCUCACCUUAAAUGUUUUUUGCUGAAAUCCUAAACUGUGUUGCAAGUUUGUUUAAAAUAAUCAGUUGAAGAGGCAAGUUGCUCAUUUAGCUGCAAAGCGUCUAUCUCUGACUUAAACUGAUACUGUGUAGCUUUUUCAAAAUUGCAGUCAUGGCCAAAAGUGGUUAUAAUAGGACAAGGAAUUAGUAAAACAUUUUUUUUAUUGUCAGUACAGGACUAUUAUAACCUAACAUGUCCUUCCAUUGUUAAUACCUGCAUUAUUUGCCAAACUUUACUGCAGUGGCAUCUCCCCACAACAUCUACAGGUUUGGAUGCAGGCUGUCCCAAACAACUCUCCACUUCUAACAUUAUUUUAUAUGUUGUUUGGAGCUUUUUGGCCUUUGUAGACGGAUAAAAAUACAGAGGAUGGAGGAAACAAGGGAGGGGACAGGGAGUGACAUGCAGGAAAGGGGCCACAAGGUAGAUUCGAACCCACACUGUCUUUGUAUGUGGGACUCUCACACUGGGCCAUCUGUGGCCCAUGUUGUUUUACUUUUGACAGAGAUUAGGAUAACAGUGAGAAGAGCCUGUGGCGCAUGUAGCUGCUCUAUUAUCUCCAUCAACAGAACUAGAGUCCCACUUAAAGAGGCUGGACACUUUGGCCCUACAUAGAAAUAAAAGAAAAGGAAAUGAUAAAAAGAAUCAGCCAUUUUGAUCCAUGUGGAUGUAGAUUAUUAUAAACAACAUUAAUGUGGCAGAUUAUCAAGUUUUUUUUCCUUUUCUCCACCAUCAGGCUGUUGUUGUAAGUCAUGUCUUAUAUUUAACAUCCAAAUGUUGUUGGAAUUAUUGAACAAAAGUUCUUUUCUCAGCAACCAUUUAACAUUUUUAAUCUGUCAUCGUUAGUAGGCAGCAGACACUGGGCUCUAUUUUUGUGUCCGCCGGUGAGGUGGCGGCGGGUGGCGGACCCCGCGCAGUGGUAUUUUUGUCUGGCGGAGCCUAGCGUACAGCCAGUUUGGUAUUUCCGUGGACUGAGGCACACCGAGGCCCGCCAGGCUGGGCGUGGUGGCGUGGCAGGGGGAGGUGUCGACAGAAUCAGCUGGAGCAGUGACAUUUUCGUGCUCGCCACCGGCGUAUAAAGUGCGCUGAAAGCUCACUGAUUCAAACCUGGUCAGCUUUCAGCGCAGGCGGAGCUCAGCUGAUCUAGUGGUAUUUUGGUAGACUGGCGGCCUAUCAGCAUACGUCACCGAUGCCUCACAGGCAGGUUUCCAGUGUCAGGCACAUUUCAGUGCAAUAAAUAAUCAUCAACAACUAAUAAUCUGAGUCAGCACAUACAUUUAGAUCUAUAUAGAUAUAUUCUGAUCUAUAUCUGAUCUGAUGAGCACAUCUGGCACGCGUUUGGACACACAACCUGACUGAAUUAACACAGCUGAAACCGCAUUAAAUUAAAUAAAAUAUCUAGUAAAUAGACACACAUGAUGAAGUUAACAAGAUAUGUAAUUCGUCUCCCUCCUUUUCUUUCUUCCUCUUCCUCUUAUUUCUCGCGCAGCUCGACCUGGACAUGUCUCUGUGUCCUCUCCCCGUCCUGCUGCAGCUGCUGCUGCGGCGGCUGAGCAGAUGAUUUAUUGUAGUGAUCAGAUGAGUUAUUUACUUUAAGCCUACAUACGAAUAUUAUAAUAUUCAGUUUUGUGGGCCAUAUUUAUUUUAUAUGCCAACAUCUAUGAAAGACAGAGCCAGGCCACAGAGGGUGAUGCGUCAUUUACGCACAGAUGGUUCCGAUUUUCAUGCCAUUUUUGGGAUUUAUUUUGUGACCUGUGCACACAACCCACCUUUGUCACGUGAGGUUUGAAUAUAUGCAACUUUAUGUGAGUGUCUUUAUUUGUGGAAAAGGGUGUUUGUCUUACUAGUGGCUCCAACAUUACACACACCAAAUCCAGGGACGCCCUCUGCAGCGCUUACAGUGACACUUGUUGAGGGGCUGACGCCAUCUUGUGGCAUUACUGUCUUCAGACAUCUCUUGAUCUCUUUGACUACUUCACGAAAAUUGUAAUACGCCUCACCGGUGGCGGAUUUAAAGGCGAGGAGAGGAGCUGAUGUUAUUGGUUAAUACAGGUCCCACUCCACGCCCUCUCUCCUCCCUCGCUACGACUUACGCCGCUGGGAGGAGCUGAGUUAGGGAGGGGGGAUACUUACACCGGGCUGCGCCGCUCACCAAAUACCAAAUUGUGCUUGGGAACACCUUGUCGGCACGGCGGACCUAACUUACGCCGCGCCUGUGGCACGUCUCCGGCGAGGCACGAAAAUAGAGCCCACUGAGUCAAUAUGACGACCACAAUGCAACAUGGCUGAACACACAAUUAGCUCACUAGAUUUGUUGACAUAGCAGGUCUUGUAGGUGUCAGUUAUUAAGGGUGGUCUGAAUAUAAGGGAUUACUUUGCAGCAUUUUGGAGACAAUUACUGUGUUCAGACAAGUUCUUCAAAGGAGCAAAUUUAGAUUCAUCAAAUCUGAAGAAAAGAUCAGAUAGUAGAAAAAGUACAUGCCAGCGUGCAGUAAGAAAAGUUUUCUUUCUUUCUUUCUUUCUUUCUUUCUUUCUUUCUUUCUUUCUUUCUUUCUUUCUUUCUUUUUUCUUUCUUUCUUUCUUUAUCUCUUUCUUUCUCAUAAGGGCCUGUGGUUUGUUAUGAAUAAAAGAGAAUGUCAUGCAUGUCCUAUACAGCAUGCCUGGACUUACUCUAAAGGUCAGUCACAUGGCCUAUUUCAGGUUGUUUCUCCUUCUUAGUAACAGUCUCAUUUUGAAAAUUGUGAGCAAAAUCCAAAUUACUUGACGGAGGUUUGCAGAAGCACUAGAGUACAUGUGAGGAAAGAAGAGACAAAGAUUUGGUGAGGGGGCAGUCAGUGCAGUAGGAGCCAGGUCCCCUGGAGAGCCAGCCAUAUUUAGUAAAGGUACCAUGGGGCCUUGCUGGGAAACUUAAUAAAAAAUGUAAAAAUGGACUCUUACAGUGCCCUUGUUUAAAGCAGUUGUCUCACAUGAGAAAAUCAUCGCAAAAUGAGGUCCAGAGGCCUCAGCCGUGGCUUACUUGGCUAUAUUGUACUGGAAUUUUUUUCUAUGCCCCUAAAUGCCGAGAGAGCUUUCCUGUCUUUUUGGCUUCCCAGAAGUAAUCAUUUUCAAUUGUAUGUUAACACCACAGCAUUCUGCAAGAAUGCAGUAUCAGGUACACAAAUGACUACCAGAUGUGGUCAAGUGUUUUUGGUGCUUACUUUUUAUGAGCAAAAUAUUCUGCUGCGAAAACCAAUGUGACACAGAGAAGAACAGAGAUUGAUUGCAAAAUCCAUGUAUUAUGUACAUGUAUGUGCACUUGUACUCGCAUAGCAGGGGGCCUUGCCGACCACAUUCAUGCAUUGUCUCAGCCUCUUUAACAUUUAGAAAGCCAGAAAAUAAGUAAAAGGCCUGUUCUUGAUAAUACUAAAUGUUGUAAGAUACAUGUAAUGUAUGACUUCUACCAUGAUUGAUAAUAGUGAAUGUACCAAAGGUGUUACAAGUAUUGUACAGUACACAAGACUAAACACAGCUGUAGGAGAAAUAUGCAACAUGAAGACAUGCAGCCCAAGUUUCAAACGCUCCCUUUAAUAACAGUUUCCUGUUGUGGUGUCACAAGUAACUGCUGCAUUUCAUGAAGAUUGAUGUGCAUCAGUUGUGCUUGUAUUUUCCUAAGCAGUGAUAUUGUGUGGCUGGAGAGACUGAUGUUUCUGCAGAGACCUGCAGGUCAGCAUCACAUUUAAUGUCUCCCCCUGUCAGCGGUGCCAGACAGAGCACAGCUGACAACCAUCACAAAAGCUGUUGGUCCAGGCAGAGCUGUUUCUCUGUGUUAUGAACACCAGGGCUUUUUCAGAGGAGGAGUUUUUACGUCCACUUAUGUUCACAUCUAAGAGUGGCUGCUGUUUUAAUGAUAAGAUACACAUCAAAGGUGUACCUACGGAGACAUUUGCAGCAGCUAUUCAUGGAGCUAAAACACAUGAUCUUAGACUGACCUUAGCGAUUAGUUUUCUCUGUUGACACUUAAUUAUGAUAUGUUUCUGGCACACAAUUACAGUUUUCAAGCAGAGCGAGAAGCGAUAAAGGUAAUCUAAUGGUGAUGGAGGAGGCUCCUGCAGUCAGACAAAACUGAGCUAAUGGCUUUGACUGACUGCAGGGCCUCUCCUGAAUGAGGUGUUAAGUAUUUAGUGUUUGAGUGACAGCUCUGAGCCCUCUUGUAGUUAAAGCUGUUGGCAUCUCAUCCUCCAGUCCGACUGCAGAUGGCUUUAACCCAGAAGAGUCUCAGAGGUUGCUGCUCUGCCCAGGUUCACCCAACAAUGAAAGCUCCUUAACAUGCUGUACAACUCAGAUACUGCACCAUGCUGGAUGAACAAUCAGCAGCUUUCACUUUGCUGUAAAAUGAACUGAUCUCAUUGUAAUACACUUCAGUUUGCCAUUCACAGAUCUCUGCUCUCCUUGUCUACAAUUGCUGCUCUUGUACAUGUCCUGCAUGGCACUUACUUUAUUCAGGGUUUCUGCUGGGACUAAAAAAAGUCUUAAAACGGCAAAAAUAUAGUAAUUUGAAUUUAAGGCCUUAAAAUUUCUAAAAUUCUCUUAAAACCUCAUAAAACGUCUUGAAUACAAAAUUGAAAGGUCUUAAAAAUGUACUGAUGUUACCUACAAAUACAGAUUGAUUUGAACUUAGUUUGAAAUGUUCCAAUUUCCCUUCAUGUCUUCUGUACUUUUUUGCCAGUAUGGAUGUAAAAUGGAUGGAAUGGAAUUAUAUUCAUUAUGGUCUUAAAACAGUCUUGUAAGUCUUAAAAUUGACUUGCUGAAACCUGCAGAAACUCUGUUUAUUACCGCAUGUGAAAUGAUUGAAAUGAUUGAAAUCAAUUACACUUUGAGAGUAAGUACGCUGUGGCUUUUGUCACACUUAGAAUAAACAAGGGGCUGAGCCCAACAUAAACCCAACCCAACCCUUGUGUCCUGUGCCUCUCUCAGUAAACAAAUUGUGCUCCGCUUAACUGGCAAAAUGUGGCUGGACAUAACCUAAUUCACUUUGCCCCAUGAGGUACACAGGGGAUUUUAGAUCAGUAAAAUAGGGUCCAAAGGUGCUUUCACAUCUUGAGUCUUGUUGUUGCUGUUGUUGUUGUUUUGAAAGAGAGGGUAUUUCCCUUAUUGGCUUGGGUUGUCUGGACAUGUCUGAACACAGCGCUGAUUCAGAUUAAACCAAGCAGAUCAUCAUUUAAGAGGUGGUCUUGGCCUGCCUCCAGUAGAAUCCUGGCUCACUGUGUUUGCAAUGACAGUGCUAUCAACCCUGCAGUCAUGACCAAUAGCUGCUUCACUCAUCACUCUCCAGUCGCAUUGGAGCUAGUAAGCAUAAAACUAGCAACAGGCUGAUGUUAUUCACCAUCACCAUCAAAUGCAACAUCAGCUGAGUGAUCGGUUAUCAGCUGGUGCUAGGCAUAGCAACAUCAGGACUCAACAAUACCUGCAUAAUUACUAAUUAGUUUAGUUCAGAGACUUUUGACCCGCUCAGGAAAUUUGUCCCUCUCUUUACUGCAGUCCCCACUUUUGCCAAGAUGGUCUCAUAGCUUUAUAAACUGCUGCCAGGGUUUAUUUACAAAGCUGAAUUAAAUGUAAUGUCCAUGGAAAACAAAGUGAGCAUUCUGGCCAGACUGUCUAACAAAGACAGUUGCACGAAUGCUUAAAUUCUGCAUUCAGGUAUAAAGCUGGUUAGUCUUUGUCAGGAAAAGUAACACAGCAUAUUUUCUAAAAAUAAAAUAUGGUUGUAACAAUCAUGACCCAAAAAUAUUGUACGCAAAAAAUGCCCGUACAUUUGUUUGGGAUUUGCCAUUCUUUGAGCAAGAUUUCUCUUGCUACCAAUACAAUAAAAAAAUAAACGUUUUAGUCAUAAACUUUUCAAAACUUCUUCCAGUUCAGUUACUGUACUAUAGAUGUAUUUUGGAGAAACAUGUUUGGGAAAAUAAAAAACUGCAUUUUUUAAGUUUAGUCAAUUGAAGGCCACUUUAAUGUUUGAGGAAAUGUGAAAACCUUGUUUGUUUUAAAUUCACCUCCUUUAUUUCAAAUGUAAGUAUUUUUUUUUUCUCAUAGCGACAGAAAAUGCUGCAGGAUGCAGACAAAAUGAUUGUUUUGGCAAAUGGAAGAGCAGUUUGAGUUGGCUGGUGUUUCUGCAGUGUAAACUUGUUUCAAUGCAAUAAGAGCAGAACAGAAUGAUGUCAACAAAGAUUCUGAAAACGCCCAGCACUGGCUUCUCCUGGUGGACAUAUAUUAGGAAUAAGAUCUGCUUAUUACAUAUGUUAUCAAUCCAUCUCUAAUUUUCAUCUCAUGAACUUUAAUUGAGAGCCAGUGAUGUUCCUUUUUGCUUUCAAAGAAAUGCUCUGGUCUGACUGUAUUUUACGCUAGCUAUCAAGCAUAAAAUGCAUGUACCUCAUCGGCUUUAUUAGACAGUGGAGGGAAUAAAGCAAAUGUUCGGCUGUAUGAAAAACUUGUUGUGGACCAUAAAAGUUAUCUCGAAUGAGCACAGUGGUAAAACUCUCUGUGUCAAUAAUGACUCUGCCAGUUCCCACACCUUCUUCAUGGUCUCUCUCUCUAAUGGAGGAGUUGUUGUGGUGAGGGCUUUAAUAACAGAGUCAAGAGGAACUAGUUUUGGGCUUAACACUCAAGAACUGAAACCCACAGCCAGACCUCCCUCACACUGCCUUUCCAUUGGAGAGGCUGUUUCCUGGGACUAAUUGGAUUCUGAAUCAGGCCUGCCAUCCCUUGUUUCCUGGUUCCAGUGCUCUGGGCUGGGUGGACACAGAUGGGCUGCCUGGAAAAGCUUCAGAGACGCUGAGCACUCUGUUGCUGUUGGCCACUGGAGGCUGCUGACUUUUAAAAUGCCAGAAUCCAGACUUUUGUUGUAAAACAUGCUCUCCACGGUACUCCUUGUCAAUCAGCAGCAGGAAGGAAUCACAGUGACGUGAAAAAUGACCUCUGAAUUUGGGCCAAAUCUUAUUUUACCAAGGGACGCUGUGAUUCAGAGUGAGACACGUGCAGAGUGUGCCGUGUUGACUCAGUGGCCGUAUGUAUAUAUUCUUUUCAGGGGCUAGGAAAGGAAGACUGGACGGCAUCUCUGCUUGAAAAGCUUGACUUGGAUCAAAUGUUUUAUGACUCUUGAUGGAACAACACUGUUGAGUUUGCUCUUGGAUUGUGUUGCCUAUUGUUUGUUUGCCAAGCGUUGCCUUUUCACUCCUGUAUUUCUUUCAUUAGCUGAGGGCCUUUCAUAAAAUAUUUGCUCUCACACAAGCUCCCUCCUCAGAGUAAUUGUUAAUGGAAAACAUGGGUAUUCACUAUAGUUUUUUUAUUUGCAGACAGAAAUGGCAGAGAAGCGCUCCAGAAUGGCGCAGAGACAUAUGGUAUUGUUUUCUGCACAACAGAGCCUGCCGGUUUACAGGAACACAUGCACAUAUGCAGCGAGCAUUCAGCGUGAUUAGUUCCACAUAUCUCAUCAAGGGAGAUAAGAUCAAAUCAGCUAUAAAAGCAUUUAUCACAUUGAUAUCACCAGGGACUGAGUGCAUGCUCAUGCUCUCUCAACCCUGUCUGCACUUCCCCUCACCCUUCUCUGUUUGCAACACCUCUUAAUUUCCAAACAGUCUUCUGCUAUUCCCAGGCUGAGGGUGUUGCUCAGUGGAGGAUUACAGCUCUAUGAUAAUUGAUGUCAAACAUUUGGCAUGCUUUCUCCUUUUAACUACACAUAUGCCUGUAAUAUGUUGAUACUUAUAGGUUGUAAAGACAGGAAAUAUACUGCUAGAUGUUUUGAGCAGGCAGAUGUGUUUGAAGAGUUUUUUGUAAAAUUUUCAAAAGGAAUGGAGGAGUUUGUUAAACAGAUGCAAUACUGAGCGGACACUAUAGAAAGCAGCAAAAAUUAAAGUUGCAUAAAGUAGUAUGCCUUCCUGCAAAUACCACUGCGAGCUUCAGUCCUCAUUGUAUGUCGCUAAUGUCUCCUCUCAGUGACGUGCAAUGAGGUUCAUGGCUGGUGAGGCACUGACUUCAUCACAAUCAGAUUUACAAACAUAUGAACCCUACAGAGUAGCUUAUUCACCAUUUGAUUGACAGCAGUUAACAGGUUAUGUUUGAAAUCUCAUAUCAGCUUUCUUCACACAUGCAAACUAGCACACAAAGAAGCACAUUUAAUAAUAACACUAAAAAGGUUAAUUAUGAUCUUACCUCAACUUGUAAAUGGUCUUCCUUAAAUGAUUACCUCCUGCUUCGAUUUAAAGUCUGGUUUAGAAAACUGAUAGAGUUUAGAUAUGUAAUCAUUUAUUUUGAAAGUACGGCCAGAGGAGAGGAAAAAACAUAUACGGAUGGCUUGACUUGCUAACUGUAGGUUGCAGCUUGCUAUCACUUACUCUGCAAUCAAGAAGACCCUAAAAGAAUCACUGGGAUCCCAAGUGCCCCCUAUCAUAAGGCAGGAGAACUGCGUGCCUCACUCAGUACCUUUUUACAGCCGAUUUAUGAUUGCUCAGCCCAAGAAACAUGUUACACAUAUACGGUUGUUGACGAAAAACACUGUACGUUGUACACAUCAGCUACACUGUGGAGAUUUAAUUGAUAUAGCAAAAGUGUCUGAACAUUUUCAAAAUGACAUACAGAGAAAUAGCAAUACGGUCUCAUAUCAUGCCAGUACAGUUAGCUAAGUCAUUGCGCAAUCCAUGGUGAGGCUCAUCUGGCUGCUGCCUCAUCACACGUCUCUUCUCAGUAUUUGAAAAUGUCAAAAUUCACCGAUUUUGAAAAAAAAAAAUCCCAAACUGGUGAAGUUGAAUGAAAAAUAUGUUCAUCGUGCAAAUCACUGGAUAAAAUAAUCAUUUAUUUAAUUUUUUCAUUUUACAUUUUUUACUUUCCAUGAUGACAUGUGAGGCAUAUCUCCUGCCUCCUGCCUCCCCUGACUGCACGUCACUGUCUCCUCUACACUCUUUGCUCUCUUUGCCAACUCCCGAUGUCCAGGUAACAUCCAGACUUCAUGUGUUUAAACUUCAGAACACAUUACAAAGCCACUGCAGCUCAAAAACCCACUUUCAAAGUGUUUUUGGCAGUAAUAGCUGGAGCAUGCUUCGGGAGAGAUGAGCUCUAUUUUCUCUCUUAGAGGAUUUUGUUGAACUUGGCAGAAGGCUGCAGCUUACAGCUCUGAAGUACUCUGGAAAAAAGAGACCUUUAUAGAAAAUUUGGUUGGUAACAAAGUCAACAUUGAUUAAACAUAAAGAUCUGUUGGAACUCUAUGUUUAAUAAUUGAGAGCAGUUUACCUGCUUGUGCCAUGCUGUAGAUUCAUUCUGUUUAAUUAUAUUGUCCAUGAGUUCCCCACCAAAUUAUAGGCUAUUUUGCUUAACGUAAAUACAUACGCAUAAAAUGUGUGUUGUAGAUCAAAGCUGGCUUCUAAAUACCAUCUAUAUUUAUAUAUUCCACAUAAACCCAUGAAUGACAUUGCUAUUUGGCUUCCAGCGCUUUCAGGGUCUUUUUCACAGAUGGGCCACACAUUAAAAAAUCAAAACACAAUCUCAGGCACCCACACAAAUGGGUGUGACAUGCAGAUCUUUGCAGUUUUGCUGACCACAGGCAUUGGCAAAAUCUGAGCGCAGCUGGAUGCAACAUAUAAGGAGAACAUUUUUAGAAUGAGGGGUACAAAAAAGCUGUUGAAUUCAGUGUGAGUUUUAGUGUAGAUCAAUCAAAUGAGCCAAUUUAUCCUUUUGAAAGAAGCCAGAGGAUGAAGUGAGGCCUCAGCUACAAAGAGGUCCACAAACUCAAUGUUAAAAUCCCCCUAAUUAUGCUGCCUGUAUGCAGUAAAAACACCACUCAUGUUUUAAGCUGCUCCAGGAAUUUUAAUAUUGCUUGAUGUUUUAUAUUAUUUAGAAUUUCAUGCUGAGAAUUGUUGAUUUGAAAUUGUUGAACUAUUUGCUUUCACAGUAAAGAGGGGGAUCUCUUCACAUACAUAUGCCUGAGAGACUCAGCCUCGUUUGAAUGCCAUCUUUUAUGUCUCCUUUUAAGUCAUGAUGUUAACCACGUUGCAAAUGAACACCAGGAUUUUUUUUUUUCUUUGAUUGGCUAUUGAUGUGAGUAUGUGUGUUAAUGGUUGUUUGACUCCAUAUCUUUGCCUUUCACCCACUGACAGCAGGGAUAGAAGAAGUAUUCUCCCCUGAAGAGAAGAAGUAAAGAUAAUGGAUAGAUGGUUGAACACAUAUGCUAUCAUACUUAGGGCCCCAACUGUAAACAUUACCAACACAACUGCAACCUGAAUAUGGUUCGACAUAAAACUCACAGUUUUCAUCUUUCUGAAAUAACAAAAAACAUGAUUUUAUAACAGUGUUUCAGUCAGCAGGAGAUGGAGAAAUCUAGUUACAACCAAACAUGAUAUUUAUAUGAUUCCAGAGCUUUGACUCUGCUGCCUCCAGAUUAUCCUUCAUCUGUGUUUGCGAAAGAGGUUGUCUGAGCAGAAACAAACCCCCAAAGUUGCCCGCAGUCUGUCUGUGCCUCUCCUCCUCCUUCUACGAGCAAACACAUUUGUUUGGUUCCAGGAAAUUACCAAACAGGCUUAGACUAAAAAAAAUAUACUCUCACAAGAGGAAAAUUGCAUUAAAACUGCAUUUUCCCCUAGUGCUGGCUGUGAGCCUGCAGGAAAAUAGAACCCUGGUUUUUUGGUCUGUCAACUGUCCAUGCAACAGAGGAGACUGAGAGCGAGAGUGAGGAAGAGAGAGAGAGCGAAAGAGAGAGAGGGAGUGAGUUAGUAAAGCGGGUCUGCACUUCCCUGUUUCACAUUCUUGAGGUUUUCAGCUCUCUGGAAAGCCUGGAGCUAAUUUGGCUUUUAGGCUUUCCCCUCUAAUUCCUAGCGACUAAUUACAGCUGUAUUCCCGCAAUUAAACUGAUAAACUUUGCUGAGCUUGGCAAAGUUAUAGCGAAGAAACCCCAGCCCCUCCUCACUGACUCAGAGUACCACCUCUUCUCCAUCUUUCUUUCUUUUGCGCCGUAGUAAACAUUCUAAAAAUGAAAUGAACCUGAAUUCUUCGACAGAGUAUGUCUCCUCGGCCGCAGUAUUUACUGCCUCUGGUGACAAUGCCAGGAACACUUAGAGGAGCGUCCAGAGGUCAGGCAGAUGUUGUGCACAAGGAGAACUCUAAAUAGUCCUGUCUGAGAGAAAUGGCCACCCUUAAAGAAUAUUAUUCCACUAUCACUGAAGCGUCAUUGCAAUUUGGGGACAGCUUUCUAGCAUUAUCUCAAAUAAGUGCAAUGUCUUUUUCCUCCUGGGCGUAAAUGGAUUUAAUGGAUUUAAUGUUGAAUCUGACCCUCCAGCUCUGUGUCAGCUCAUGCAUAGGGAUAAGAUACCUAGGGAGGAAGAAAAACAAGCAUGGAAAUAAAAUGAGGUAGGCUGUCUAGACCGUGUGCUUGGACUCAUUUGGUUGUAUGGCAGGGUUUUCAACACAUGUGAAUGUUUAUCUCCCUGAAAUGAGGCAUAUGGGCUGAGCUCCAUUGAGUGCCAAAGGGGUGGUCCCUCCUCAAUACUCCAAGGCCAGUUUCCCUGUCAAACGCAAAUCAGCACUUUCUUUGCUCUCCAUAUUAUGAAGCCCUCUCCCUGUUAGCUGUCUCCUUUUGUGUGACCAUCACAUUGAGAGUUUAGAGAGCAACCAAAGCUUAUACUUCAUUUAUGUACUCAUGUCUGUUCUCUAGUGAAAGCUCUUCAAAAACAAACCACAAAGUCAAGUCAAGUCAAGUCAAGUUUAUUUGUAUAGCACAUUUCAGCAGCAGGGCAAUUCAAGGUGCUUUACAUGAAACAAGCAGGCAAAACAUUCAACACAAUUUAAAAAGUAAAAACAGCGUAAAAGACUGAAAAUAUAUGGAACCAUUUGUCAAUAGAGCAAAAAAAUUAGGGAUAAUGUAUUGUUACAGCUAGGGGUGUACGAUUAAUCAAUUUUAAAUCGUAAUUGGAUUAUUUAAUUAUGACAAUGUUAAAAAAAUGUAUCAAAUUUAUUUUUCACUCUACCGUGUCUUGCACCCAAAGGCCAUUGUAGACUCCCCCUUCCUGCAAGAGCGCUCCAUUAUUCCCACACACACCAGUGUAAACAAACAUGGUGUUUGCAAAAGAAGGCGAUAAUUUUGUGGCUAAAUAGGGCAAGAGCAAGUCAGUCAAGUGGAAUUGGUACAGCUUCACAGUUUCAGACGAAGAGCAAACCACUUCCUGCUGCAAAGUCUGUCUGAAGGCGGUAUCAACCUGUCCACACAGAAACAAAUCCAGAGGUAAACACAAAAGUUUUUUGUCCUAUCAGCGUUUCAUUCACACAGAAACGGCGUUUCGGGUGACUGAAAACAGGUACGAGAGUGCAUAAUUUCGUAAACGACUACCAUUUCAUUUCCGUGUGAAUGGCUAUCUACAUCUGGAAAGGAUUUUGUGACACACAGCAUAACUCUUAUGGUGCAAACAAACAUUAUACGCAUGCUCCGUACUCUUCUUCUGUCUUUUGUGCACUUCCUCUGCAGCAUUAUCUGCCACUUACUGCCUUGGCUUAUGUGCUACAUUGUUUUCAGUAAUUUCAUUUUGAGUCCUUAACCUCAUAUGCCCUCAUCGAGGGCAUAUUCUUGAGAGGAAGAUCAAUAUCCUAGCCUCCACUGUGCAACCAAGAACCAGAAAGUAAAAAAUAAAAUAGAAUAAGAAACCACCAAACGAACAGCUUGGGCAGGAUCAUGUUUAACCAUCUUUUAGUGAUCGAUUUUUUGGUGCCUCCAAUAAUACUUGUAUCAGUUUUGUAUCUCUCGAAUGGCUUAGGCAUUCGACCCUUCCUAGAAACAAGGUAGCAAAAUCAGAGGGUAUUUGAGUAUUGAACACUGAGCAUAGAGAUAUGUGGAUUCUGUUAAUUUAGGGCAUUCUCAGAAAAUAUGAAAGCACCACAUUGUCUCUAAUACGGCCUAUUAUCCCCUCUAUAUCGUUCCUGGUACAGAGUUUUUAAGUAUCUGAUAAUAUUCUUCCAACAAUGUUCCCUCCAGUACAUGGAGCAUGUCGAGGUUGACUGGAAUUCCCAGAUCCCCUUCCACAUUUCUUCUGAAAUCACUAUCCCAGCAUCCCUUUCCCAUCUUUCCUUAAUGUAUAGUGUUGAGCCAUUCUCAGCCUCUAAAAGAGCAUUGUACAAUGCUGAAGUGGAUUUGCUUGGUGUUGACGUUUGGGCUGAUUUAAAUAUUCGAUAAAACUCAGAUUUGGCUACUGUCAAGUCUCUAUAGUUACACUUUUGAUUAAUAUAGUGCCUCACUUGAAGGUAUAUUAUCAUUAUUAUUAUUAUUAUUAUUAUUAUUACUGACAAAUUGGAAAGAGCUUAAGUCUGCGGUCAUUUUAUUUUUAAUUAAAUACUCCUUUAACACUGCCGAAGCCCAAACUAUGUUUUGUUUUGUAUAUAUUAAGUGGUUUCCCUAUAGGAACAUAGCUAAAAUUAAGCAGUUAAUAGAAUAUUAUUGUCACCUUGGAUAAAGGCUUUAUAUCCUAGAAGUUACAAUUUUAAACAUGAUUUGUUUAAAAGAUAAGACCAGCUUGCUUUUAGACAACAACAAGUCUUUGCCAAACAUUUCAAAUUUGGAUACUAACAAGGGGAGAUUAAAUAGAAAUGAAAAACUUAAGAUGCUUCCAACUGGCAUCUAGCAAAUAUGAAUUAGCUAGGUGAGUCAUCACAAGACCUUUCUGGAUUUAAGCAAUUGUCUCUGCAGCUGCAAAAGUUCAUUACUAGCAAUGUUCCUACUUUUUGGGGUGUUUUUUUUUUUUUUCACGUGUUUAUUUUGAGGCAGAGUCACUUAUUUAUGAUGGCCCAAUACAAAACUGUCCUUCCCCCAUCUGAAUACAAGAAAACCUGAGGAACAUGUAUAAAAAAAAGCUAAAGAAUAUUAGUUUUAGGGUUUUUAAGAAGGGUUUGGAUGGAGAGCAAAGAAAAGGUUUCAUAAAUGUUUAGAGAUCAGGUUUAAUUCUGGAAAGGCUGAACAGUUUGUUCAGUCUGCCUCCAGGCUCUUCAUUUUACAAUCCCAACUACUGGAUCUUCAACAGGGAGGAGCAGGUUGAGUUGACUUUUAUGUUCAUGGCUCUAAAAGUGUCUGUUUGAUUGUUCUUAAGCUGAACAGACUGUAGAUCAAACUCAUAUAUCGGCUGUGUUUGCUGUCACAUCUCCCAGAACUUAGAUAACUACUUAUCAGAGCAACUCUUUUGUCCUCUAACAUUCCUCCACGUUCCUUUCUUCCAGGUAUCUGAGGGCUCUGAGGUCCACUUUCCACAGCCGGGAAACUUCUCCCUCUUCUGCCAGAUCCAGAAGGAGACCCUUCCCCAUGGCAACGAGCACCUCCUUAACUGGGCCCAGAAGAAGUACAGGGCGGUGACCUCUUUCUCUGAGCUCAGGAUGACUCAAGACAUCUACAUCAAAGUUGGAGAAGGUGGGUGCAAGAUUCCCCAAAUUCCCAACAUAGCUCCUAGCCCUAAGGCACACCUCCUGGUUCCGCUUUAGCUCCCUAAACAUCACUUAGCUUUUUGUGUUGGAGUCCUAGCUAGAGGUUUAAACGCUCCAGCAGGAUACCUGUGGUAGUUCACAUGCAGUCAACUGAAUAAUCUGAUACAGGUGCUGAUGUAAAAGCUUACAUACAUGAAGCACUAUUUUGCUUUCAAGUUACAGAGCCAGGACUGUGUUUUAACAGUGUGUUUUAACUGUGUUUUGUAUCUACAUAUUUCAUGGUUUAAUUUUUCUUACAUCAUUCAAUGAUGUCAAUCAUCCUUUUGGCCAACGAAAAGCAUUAAAAAGCUUUGAAAGUUUUCACUUGUAUAAGCAGGAGGAAGACCAUGCUCUACAUAUAUGUGCAAUUGGUGGAGAGAGUGGAGGGGUGUGUUCGAAAUGAUGAAGCAGUGAGAGACUUGAGGAGAGGCCAUGAUUCACUUUCAUGAAAAUCUUAACUUCUCAAACUCUGCUGGCUGCUCUGUCCUGUUUAAUAAAAGCAAUUCUAAUUUCAUAGUGUAUCAGCUCUCGGACAGAACACGUUUUUUGAUCAACAUCUUUCAGCUCUUAGAGAUAACAAAAAGCUCAUGUCUGCAGAGAAAUGAUAGAUCUUGUGCUGCUGGUGAAAGUUCACAGUGGUUACUCAGCCUUCAAGCUUUUGGCUCAUGUCAAUAGAGGGUGGCUGUGGUCUGGCAAAAGCUCAAAGUGCCAUGAUGUUUACUUCAAGCAAAGAGCUGUAGAUUUCCACUCCUUCACAUCAUCAAUGGUGUAUCAUGAAGAUGGAUAGUACUUCCUUUGCUCCCUAACAGAGGAAAAACAGGUACCACAGGAGGUCCAGAGAGGAAAGUGCCAGCUUCAGCUCACAACUUAAGCAAGGCUCUGUUUGCCAAAUAAGGAAACAGCUGUCUUGUGUUUUUCUUGAGAGCUCGGAAAGGGCCUGACAUUUUACUUUCUUAGCAGUUAAGAAAAUUUUGAGCAACAUUUAGGAAAGUUAAGGAAAAAACACUCAAACAUGUUUAUGAAUUUCAUCCUGUUAGUGCUGGGGAACUCUGGUAAAAGCCUUUUUUAGUUUUCCCACAUUAGCCCAAAACAGAGAUUUUCCUGUUGAUAAAAUGGCAGGUUGUGCCAGCCAGAGCCACUGAACUUCACUCCCUGCUGGUCUAGUUAGCAUUGAGACAAUGGAAAUACCAGCUGCAGGGCUACAAGUAAACUUCUAUCCAGUUUGAGCAGUGGGGUCAAAGCUAACAUCCACAAAUCCCCCCUGAGCAGGACAUUGAAUCCCCCCCCCUAAAAGCAGGGGUUGGGUGCUUUCCUCUACCUGACCUUCUGCUCUGACCCUUCUGUGGUGGAAGGGUAACAAAAAGCUGCAUUUCUUCUCCUGGGAUCAAACCAGCCUCUCAGAACCCCUAAAGAUUAACACAACCAUCGCUCCUCUUUUAGACCCCGUGUUUUCUGACACCUGCAAGAUUGAUACCAAGUUCCUGUCUCUGAACUACCUGGGCGGCUAUAUGGAGCUGCAGACAUCAAAGGGCUGCGUCCUGUCUGGACGCGACAAAGACCGAGAAGUCCACAUUGUUGAGCUCCAGGCCCCCAACUCCAGCAGGUAUGCAGCCAAAGCCAAGAAAACAUGUUGUCAUGGUUUAUUUUUGAGGUGGAGAUGCUCUCACUAAUCUCUGCGGGGUUUGUUUUGGAUGGAAAAUAACAUGAAGGCAGAGGGGAGAUGUUUCUCUUUACUUUGGGGUGCUUUUCUUUAGAGAGGUAUAUUUCAAAACCUGGUGUGAAAGUGCAGGUUGCCAGAUAAUUCCCUCACUCCCUCAAAGGAGUGAUUAUUCUGUGUUCAGCAAAGAGCAUAAACGUGUUGGUAGCUCUGCUGUAUCUGGCUCAAGUGCUAUCUGCUCUGUAGUGCAUGUGUCUGCUUUUUCUCUGGGAGCACGUCCAGUUCUUUAAUUAGUUGGCCAGACACAUCAGGCACAAUGAUUCUAUUUUGGCCUUUUUUUUUCUCUCCUUCCUCUGCAGUGCUUUCCAGGUGGACGUCAUAGUGGAGCUGCGGCCUCUUGAGGAUGAGGCCCCUCUUCAUCGCGACGUUGUCUUGCUGCUAAAGUGCGCAAAGUCGGUCAACUGGGUUAUCAAGUCGCACAGUGUGAUGGGAAAGCUGGAGGUGGUGGUAAGUUUGCAGCAUAUCAACAGAAAAAAGCUUUUUUUCCCCUACACAGGCUUCACCAAAGGGAUUUGCACUGUCUUAUCACACAUCCAGUGGUUCUGAAUUCAUGCCACAGAAAAAAAAUUGUCAUUCCUUUCACCACCAACCCAAAAAUGUGUCACAGCAGGAUGUGUGUUGAAAUGGUGCCUGUUCCCCCGUUGAAGGAAGGGUGAGGGGAUAGCAGGUUAGAGGAGUAACUGUGAAGUUUCAUCACAGCAGCUACAGGGACUGUCAUCACAUCUAGAGAGCUGGGGACAGGGUUUGUGAGGGCAUCCCAUAUUUCAGAAGAAAAGCUGCUGCACAGAGAGCCUGGACCGCUUACCACCAUCAGUCAUAAUAAAGUGAAUUAUGAGAGCAGCACUUGCUUCAGGUAUUUUUUGAAGCUGUAAAAUGUUCAGAUCUCCUUGCCACACUCCAAAGACAAACACUGGCUAAUUACAGCAAUAUAUUAGAGUGCCCUAUUUUUCUCCUUUAGAAAUACAGCUUCACACAAAUCAUCAGAGAUGAAGAGACAGUUUUGAUAUGAAAUCUUUUUUAGUAUUACUGAAGUCUCUGAGGACCCUCAGGAACUUUAAGAGUGUGACACCUUGUAUGCUCACUUUGAAAGAACACUUUAACUGUAGAUCAUGUUGACAGGGGAUUGGAAGUUGUCCAAGCACCAUAACUGCUCCAGGGAUGAAACUCUAGACCCCUUUAUUUUGAAUAAAAAAAUCUGUGCAGUAAAACAGAAAGAAACUUUUCAAAAACCCAUUUGAAUUAUGAAACUCUGGAGACUUUUCUAUGUACUUUUAUAUUGUUUAGUUGUGUCCCUCUUUGCCGGCGUUGACCCUGCUCUGUUUUCAGCUGAGGUGUCAGGGGGAUUCUGAGUUUCCUCAGUUUGUAAUGCUGAUACUCCUGCAGGUUUGCUGCAGCCAUGACUCUGCACUUUAGCCAGCAGUUUGUGUUUUUACAGCUGCAGGGUCACUGCAGCAUUGAAUGUCAGUCAGAAUUUGAGAGUGUAAUGCCAGGUCACCUUGUGCCUGUGAGACAUUUAGAGCAGCCUAAAUGAAUGGUUGUGCUUUUGGUGGGGGUUUCUUAACAAACACUUGUACAACAAUAGGGUCAGGACUUAGACAACUUUAUUAAUCCCACCAGGGGCAAUUGAUUUGAGCAGCUUGCAUACUGUCAUCCUACAAAAAACACAAGUACACAGAACAUGAAUAAAGUACAUACAGAAUGGAUAAAAGCAAAGUGCUUAUGGAUCUGUUUGUGGGAUUAUUUUAACACAGCUAUGCAGAUUGCAUUAUUAGUCCUGUUCUCAUUUAUCAACACCUUUAUUAUAUGUAUUAAAGUUUGCUGCACAAUUUGCACCAUCAUCAGAAAAAAAGUAUAUAUAUUGCUGAUUAUUCACAAUGCAUCACCAGCAGUUAAUUUUCAGUUUAUGUACGCCUGUGGUGUCUGAUCAAAAUCACUCUAUCAAAAAGUCUCUAUCAGGACUUAAGCAGCCAGUCUUGAUCUUGGCUUUUCUAAUAUUGAGUGUCUGUUGUUACCGAGGGCUGAUUGCUUUUUUACAGGUUAUUAAUUUUUAGAAAGGACAUCUGGAGAGAGACAUAAAAUAAAGGGAGUAGAAAACGGGGAAAGACAGGCUGCAAUGAGGACUAUAGCCUCUGUACAUGGGGUAUGCACUUUAAAUGCUUGGCCAACCAGCACCUCAGAGUUCUGAUUGUAAUCUCAGUGAUUGUGAGUAGUGUCUUGCCCCUGGCAGGGCCUAACCUCUGGUCUUACACAGAGUUCAGUGGACUGCAUAGGACUCCUUCAAAGGUUAUUUUAAAAUUGAUGACAACUGCUCUUGUUGCAUACAUUUUUUUAAGUAAAAACUUAAACUUAUUAAAAACUUAUCAAACAAACUGAAUCGAGCUCUAUGUGGCCAAUAAAGAUUGGUAUAAAAUGUCUGUAAGAGUCUGAAUAUAGAUCUUUGAAAUUCAAUAUUAACCCUUACAGACAUCCUUCAUAUUGACAUCCUUUUAGGUUUAGAUCUGCACCCGUGAUGUAUCUUGUACUCACAGAUAGUUCUAACAUGGUUUAAGUUAAAUCUGUCAUGAGGUGGAUACCAGACCAAGCAAGUGACUUCUUGCAUUUCUUUGAUAUUUCCUCCUUUACAAAUUUUCUCUGUGUGAUAAAUGUGACUGGUAAAAAAGAAAAAACAACCUGUUAAACACCUGUUAAACUAUGCAAACUCUUUUCUGUAUUCCAUAAUCUACUCUAUUUCUAUUUUGUUUUGAGUUUGGAUGUUUCGCAAAUCCAUUUUAAGACAUACACCUGCAGAAUGUAAGGGAUAACAUAUAAUGAGUCCCUAAAGUUCCUCCCUAAGCAACAGUCUGUUCUUCAUAGCAACAGUCUUCUAUCAAGGUAUAUCAGAUAACUGCAAGAGAAUGACCAAUCAGAAUCAAUAAUUCAACACAGCUGUGUAUCAGUCAACAAAUCAUAUAUAGUAAAUGAGAGUUUAACUGGUAACCUCUGGGUUGGUGCUCAGUGAUUUACACUCUUAAAAGUUGCCUGUGUUCAUGCCAAACUGAAACUUGCCAAGAAAUCAACAGCUCAUGAGUGACGCUACAUGUAACAGUCCAAUUUAGGCCCCAGGACGAUUGUAUGUUAACUUGCACUUUGCAGUUUUUCCACUUUUUUGUCUUUACAGCAGUGGCAGGGAGGAUGCAGUGCUUGUGUAAGCAGUGUUUUGGAGAGUGUCAGUGUGAUAGUCUCAUAAAAACUGAGGCCUCACUUCACUCAGAAAGCAGGUUGUUCUCAGUGUUGCUCAAGAGAGUUAAAAGUGUGGGAAAUGACUGUGAGAAAGUAUUGCAACUCCCUCACACAGGGAGGGAAAGCGGCAGGGCAGAACAUGAAUUUAAGGAGCAAACUAACAUGCUGUUUCUCAGCAUUGAUUUAGCUGUGGCACACCCAUUACCUCACGCUAUUGCAAAUGAUUCACACACUUGACACAGGACUGUACUUGAAGUUGAAUAUCUGUGGUGAUAGUUAAACAAUAAAUCAUGCCUUCUAGUUCUGAAGAUCUUGAAGGAGGUACCUAAAAUUAGGUUCUUAAAUGAUGAUUGAAACCAUGUGAUGAGAUUUUCCUCUUCUUCCUCAGGCCUCUGAUACCAUAAGUUUUGGUUCAAACACAGAGAGACUGAUGCAAGUCUCAAAAACCCCGAAGCAACACUUGCCAUCUGGGUCCCAAGCCUUGAUCAAGUGGGCAGGGGAUCACAGCUACAGUCCAGUAACAUCUUACACCAGCACCCCUGUGGCUAACCACUUCACUAUCCGACUAAGAGAGCCAGGUAAAGUCAAAAAUGUCUCUUGAAUUCAAAAAUAGAAAAAUUUGAGAAUACAGUACAGAAACCAUCUAUUUUGGCAGCUGUUGUAGAUUUUUAGUCUUAACAGUCUUAACAGAAAACCUGGUGUAAAAUUUUGUAAUGGUUUUAUAGUUUUAGUCCUGUAUAAUUUCCCUGCCUGUAAAAUCAGUCUCUUGAGGUCCUAACCAUGUGUGACUUUCAGAUGUGGUGGAUCCUCUGGAGAGCAUGUUGCCUCCAGAGCUCUCCAUCCUGCGAGACUCCAGUCCUCAUGCAGGACUAGGAGAGGGAGAGGUUGCUUCUCGACACUCCAGCCUUCCCUUUCCCUUCCCUCCACCUGGCUCUGACGGCCUGCCCUACCUGCAGCUGCCUGACUCUCUGGACAAUCGGCCCUGGGAAAAUGUAGAGCCGGAGGAGCACCAGGGCGUCCUGAAUGUUGGUCUGACAGUGCAAUGUGAGGACACAAAGAUGGUGGUCAGCAUUGACAAAGAAAGUCUGCAAGUAAGUCAAAAACAUGAUGAGUUUUUAGCUGGUUUAGAAAAGGGGUGGUAAAAUGCAGAAUGUUUAAGAAAUAAGCUGUGUACUAGUAUGAAGAGUAGGAAGUGUAGACAAAACCAGUUUUGUGCUGGUGCAAGAUCAAAGAAUUAGGCAAAAUGUAAAAAAGUAAGCACGAGUCACUGUAACAGGCUGGUGCAUGCAACACUAUCACUGAGUUUUGAUAAAGCUGUACAUAGGCUGCGAUACAACUACUUGACCACAGCAAUGUGUAACUAGCACAUGUAUGUGAAAGUCAACCAGCAGAGAGGACUGCUAUUAAUAGAUAUGGAGAAAACAAAAAGAGGACACUAGUCAAUGUCUAAACUAAUAAAUGAAUGCAGGAUUCAUGCCUCCAUGGUUGUACAUCUUUGAUAUCUAAAAUGUAAACUUAGUGUUCAGGCAUCUGUAUUAAAACUAAAGGAAAAACAAAGCAAAUAAGUGUCAUAUCCAUGAUGAUAAAAAAGUCAGAACCAACACUGACAGGUACAAUGACAAGUAUUGUUCUUAUUCUUGUACCUAUUUAAAUAAAUAAAUAAAUAAAUACCAGCUUCCCUGUUAGACACCAGCUAACAUUCAAGCAUGUUGAGCAGUUCUUAGCGUUUGGCAUCUCAACACAGGGGCAGCACACUCAGCCCACAUCACAGGGUGGAAACUGGCAUCGACUGUAAUUAGGAGAAGCUGUGGCUGGAGCUAGACCACCUUGUGGGAUUUGUUUAUUCCUUGGAACUUAAAAGUUAAACAACCGCUUUAACUUUAAGACUUUCUUUUCAAAUUCUGAAUAUGACUUAAUAAAGAAAGGUUUUUGAUCAUCAUCCAACAAUUCAAUUUUUUUAUAUUACCUCAGGCAAAUGGUUUUACUCAUGCAAAGCUCACGCUCCAAGAUCCUGCAUGCAAAGCAACAAUCAAUGCCACCCACUACACACUGGAAACUCCUCCUGAUGGCUGUCAGACCACUGUGUAUCCCAUGCAGGGUAGCCCUUUGGCCCUGCACAUCAACUCUGUGAGUAUAAAACGAUUUCCAUGUUUUAGUUUCUUACUGUAAAGCUUUCUCACUUGCAGUAUGCUGAGCUACUUACAAGUCUACACAAUCAAGGCAAAUAUACACAAACAAACUGUUUGAAAGUUACAUUGAAAUCCAAAUGUUUUCACCUGAGCUUAAAGGAGUCAAACAUGACCUUUUUCUUAAACCAAAUCAUUUUAAGGCACAAACAGCACAAUGUGUGAAAAAGCAAAGAACCAUGGCAAGAUUUCAAUUCUGAACCAUCACUGACAUUAUGUUUUAAAUGUGACACAAACAGGGGUCUCAUUAGUGAAUGUCCUGUGGCUGACCUUUUGGCUCUUCCAACCAAUCACAGCACAAUGAUAACGGGCAAUUACAUCUUUAGUGGGGCAGGACUGGUCUUGUUCUUUGUUUGGGGAAAAACAAGCAGCCACCUGCUGUGUUGGAAAACAAAGCCGAUGCUGAAGUAUAAAAAAAAAAAACAAGACAAGGACAGUCCAUUAGAGCUCGUAUUAGAAUAACAGCAGACUUUAACAUGAAGACAGUUUAGUGCUGACGCUACUUUAUUUGUAAUAGCUGUUGAGCUUUUCAUCCCUCAUCUGUUAUGACAAAUUUAGGUGAAGAGUUAAGCAUGAUUAAUUCAAUUCAAUUCAACUUUAUUUAUAAAGCACAUUUCAUGCACAAGGCAGAGUCAGUGUGCUUCACAACACAAAAACAGUUAAAUAAAAAUCAAUUUGAAAUCAAUUUAAGAGUGCAAGUGCAAGUAAACCAACUUGACCACAUACACACAAACUCAUACAUGCAGUGACCCAAUUGAUCCAUUUUCUGUUUCCUUGUAUUUCCCUGUGCAGUGUGUUUUUCAUAACUUCAUUGUGUGAUUUUUAUAGAUAAAAAAACAGCAAAACUAACAUCUUGGAUGUAGCAGUCUGGGGAAUUGCUCAGAUAAAUGGGAUGGGUUUUUUGACUUGCACAGUUUUUAUUUUACUUCCUCUAUUCACCAGGACAUGGGAGAAAUCAUUCAGGAUACCAAGUGUCUUAGUUCUAAUUGUUUUACUCGCUAUUGUAUUCAUAUCUGUCUGAUAUCAGACUCCAGCUAACAUCCUUGGGAAAUAGAUAUGGUUCUUGUAGGAUUUACUGAAAAAAAACAUGUUGUAAUGCAUGGUUGUGCAUUACUUUGGUGGGAUUAUACAUGCCUUAUUACAGAAGGAGACCAGCCGUUACAGAUUUAAGGAAAAAUGCCUUAAACCCCUGAGAGGUCCGCUUUGUCAGUUUCUACAUUAGCCAGGUGUUAGCUGGAGUUAGCAUUUCAAACAUGACAUCUGUCCUUUGCAACAUCCCUAUAGAAACCAAUGUUACUGAGGGUACCGCCAUGUUUUUACAGUGAGAGGUGCAGAGCUGCUCACCAGACGCUUGAAACUCAAACUCAUUUCCAAAAUAUUGUCUUUUCAUUUUACUGGUUGAAGAGAAAGCGGGGGAUCUAUGUAUCGUGGUCUUUGUGUCAUUAUGGUGAAAGAUUUAGAGUGAGAAAUUGAUCAUUUCUUUGCGCUCUGAAGUACACUCUCAUGUGAUGGUCAACACUUGAAUGCCUUUAUGAGACCCAGUCUUCACAAGUGGAUACCCUUGGUUAUCUUCAUUAUAAAGGAAUGCAUUCAUCCAGAGUGUUUGUUCCAACAAGCAGAUGAAUCACUUCUCCCCAACCUUCUGAAAUCUUUUGUGGGGGGACAUUUGGAGAAACACAUUUUGUGUCCAGUGCAGAAAACCUGGGCACAUGUCCAAGGUCAUCUUUUGUGUGAGUACUUUGAAGCAGGGAUGACCUCUGACCUUUGUUCAAAAGAGAUACAUUGUCAUUGACAGGAUCGCCGCAUAUCAAAUACAAUCUGUUCUUUUCUUGUCCUGUAACAUGUUGAUAGAAGUCAGCAGUGGCACUUAUUGAUGGCAGGUCAACUCACCCUUGGUUCAGACUGAAGACAAACACAGUUGGUGUCAUGGAGAUUCUCCUCCCACCUCAUUAAAGUGAACUUUUUUUAAAGCAGCAUGCGCUCAUCUCAGAACCCUGAAAUUCCUCUGCUCUACUGAGAAAUUAAAAGAAUGUUUUUAUGUUUUUACUCAGUGUGGGUCCCACUGCUGAAGCAACAGGACAUUCCCACAUUUUCAAUCCAAGUCAGAUUGUUUUGGCGACCCCUCUCAAAGAUUCAAAUCUCCAUGACUUUGACUCGUUGAAAACUCAGGAUUAAGCAACACUUUCCACAACUGGAACCUUAAGAAAACAGCUGGAUAAGAUUUUGAUGCAAAAGUUUUCCCUUCUCGUGUUGCAUUGGUAUUUGUGAAUAACAGAUUCCUCUGUGGGCUGCAGGUUCUGAUAAGUCAUACUGAGAACAAGGACGGGAGUGGUGGACCAAUGGAUUAUGAUGACCUGGAAUCUGGAGAUGUGUUGUUCCCCAGGGAUCCAGCGGACUUAGAGAAGACGUUCAGAGAGCCCACAGAGCAUCAGUCAGUCAUAGUGGUAAGAUUCACACCAGUCUGUGUGAGAACUGUACUUCACUUUUGAGUCACAGUUGUCAAGGCUGCAUCUUUAUGUUAAUCGUGCAGAGCUGGGGAAAAAAAAAAAACCUCUCUUUCCCAGGGUCCCUUGGUUCUAGUAAAGCCUCAUCUGACUCUUGCAAUUUCUCUGAUUUUUCCAUAUCUGUUUUAUGAAGUUGACCUGAUAUUUUCCAUUUGAAGUUCCUCCAUCUUUAUUCCCAUACGGACUCAUUUUCCUUUGUCUCAUCCAUUUCUCCUGUUGCACUCAUUGUUCUUGUUUAAACAGUCACGUUAUUUACUGCUCCAUUUUAAUGCGCCCAGUGUUAGAAUCUGAUGUCCAAACCCUGAGAUAUAUUUAAGUUGGCUUUGUCUCUCUUUUUCCCAGUUUAACUGCACAUACAGUAAGCAGCAGGACACUUCAGAGACACUCCUGAGGAUCAUACCAGGACCAGGGAAGCAGCCGGUCAGCAACAUGACAUUUCACAUGGAGCUGUACAACACACUGCCGCCCCACAACCCUUCACGGCAGGCCUUCUACACUGUUAUGCAGAAUCAGCAAGUCUUUGUGGAGGUAUUCUUGCAUUUCUGACACAUUGUGGACCAUUUAGGGGCUUGUGUUUCAGCAGGUCGAAGCAGUUUCAUGUUAGUGACAUGUUGAUGACACAUUGGACACAUUUUCUUACUGGACACUUAAAGUAGCGAGUCCAUCUCCCUCUGACCAGCUGCAACACAGAAACAGGAUUUAGGGAUCAACAAGGUGCACCACUCAGUGCCGCGUAGUACUUCUCCAAUAGGAAUUUAACUGAUGUGAUGGUUGGUGGUCACUUGCAUUGCAUGCUGUCAGGACACUGUUAAAGAGGUUCCUCUUUAACAGCAAGUCUUGCACAGUAGAAUGGUACAGUAAACAUGUUUUCAGCUUUGAUUUAAAUGACCUGGCCUCAGGUAUCUAACAAACCAGAUGACAUUGACCUGAAUGUUUCACAUGGUGUCAGAAAAGAGACUUUACCUACAAAAUAAAAUAUUAAAUAAACAAAUAAGAUGUGUGCUCAGGUCAAAGACCAUUAAAUCACUCAUGGACAAGUAGAAACAUUUAAAGCUCCUGUGAGGAGAUUUUACGCAUCACUGAAAUAAACUGAAAUCCAUACUGAUGAUUUUUUAUAUUUAAAAGCAAAAGAAAUCAUCAGCAACAUGAGUGAUGAUUUUUAUAUCGUAAUUAUUGUAUGCAUGAAAUUGUUGAGGGGGGUAGGUGUCACCUGAGCACAUGAAGGACAACCCUAUUUUUACAAUGUUAAUAUAAAAUAUUCACAAUAAGUGAUGCAGUCUGAAGUCACUAGGAUUAGACUUUUUAUCAGAAGACACAGUUUUAGCAUGUAGAAAACAAGGUAUGCAAAGACUACUUUGUCCACAGGGGGCACCAAAAUAGACACAAACCAAAAGUUCCACUCAACAGCUUCAAAAUAAAAGCCAAACUUACAGGUGUAAUAUGCUGUAGUUGGUUGGUGUUAUCCCAGUAGUGUAGUAUGAGUCUAGCUGUGCAACAAAUUUUUUAACAGGACUUUUACAGACUCUUUUAUCAAACUCAAGACCAUCAGAAAACAAAUCUGAACAAAACACACACUGUAUCAUCUUCAAACAGGUGCCUUUAUUUUACAAUCUUCAACAUUUCUGGUAUAGACAGAAAAAUAGCUUAAAAAGAUAAUAAUCUAUAUCAGCAGAUAUAAAAAUUUCUGCUGAUACGUACUGUUGAUAAGGUAACAGCUUAUGUAUAUCGACAAUGUGAUGGAAACAGCAGACACAUGACUUAAUGUCUUUAUUUGAAAAACAUCACAUUUGGCAUUCAUGGUCAAACCAGAGGCUCUUUCUUGUUUUAUGGUGGUUUUUAAAAAAGAAUUCACUGGUAAUUUAUAGUACAGGAGAGCUUUUGUAUUGUUUACAGUGGAUAAAAAGCUGUAUAUAUGUCAGUUUUGUCAUUGGUAGCAGUUUGUAAACCCUGGCAUAUCUGCAAAAAUCCAUCCUGCAUCCUUGCUUUAUUCCUUGCAUUUUUUAAGUGUAGUCAUUUUACCUGAUUAUGUAUCUAGCCUUAUGUUAAGGCUAGAUUAGUCUUAACAAAACCAACACUUCAAACUUAUGAAUUUUGUUCGCAUGACCUCAGCAGUGAGGUUAUCUUACAAUCAUUUUUCUGUGGGUCAAAUAUAACUUGAGCAGAUUUCAAAGAAACUCUUCUCAGUUGGAGGACAUGAGCUCUUACUCCAUUGAUCCCUUUAUGGGACAUCAACAGUGUCAAUUUGUAUUUUGUCUAGCUAGGGCUAGACAAGGCCAAUACUCACUGUCACCCCUCAUCUUCUUUGUAUCUCCUCUCCAUGUGUCCCAGUAUCCCGUCUGUCUGGCUCGAAGUCCUGUCUGUCUGUUUCGCAACAGUAAUCAUGGAGGUCAUGUAAGAGAUGGCAGAGACCCAUACUUUGAGGUCUUUUGAAGAGUUGAUUUAGGAUGAUAUCAGCAGGAGAUGCUGCACUGACAGUGUGGACGCAGGGCCAGCUGCUUACAAAGAGUUGUCUGUGCAUGUGAAUGCAAAACCUUUCCAAGAGGAUACCAUCACUGCCAAUCAGUGAAAAAAGGAAGGGGAGGAGUAAUAACUCAAAGGACUGUCUCAUGGCUGAAUAGAUAUUACUAGCACCCUCUGAACUGUGACUGAAAUACUACUCAGAUAUAUUUGUUGUUUUAGAAAUAGUUAAUGUGUCAGGGCCUGUGUUAAGACUUCAGCCUUGAUUUAGAGUCAUUCUCCUGUCUGCUCUGGUCUGGUUUUCACAUUAUUGCUGUAAAAAAAAAAACAAGGGAGCAUUUAGAGGCAUAUUGCUCUAUAUCAUUGACUAGUUAAGUGCUGACUUCAGUAAGAUCAAAAGUGCUGCCCUGACGUCAAAACAAUCAGCUGAGUGAUGCUUCAAAGUAACAUGAAUGUUAAUGGACACUAGCCCUCAGAUUAUAAACACCUUCUAAGUCAACCACCUCAAAGUAAAUGAGAGUGGGAGUGGAUUUAUCUCACUUUCUGCAAAAAUGUCAGCCGGCCUUGUCAGGUCAUUAGCUGCAUAAUCAGGAGCAGAAAAUUGCUAUAAAAAUAUCAUAGCAGUAAAAACAAUUCUGCACACCCUUAAGAGUACAACAGUGCAUUUAUGUUUGCUUUGAUAUCACAAAGAGGAAGGGAAUCAUGACUCAUGGUCUGGGAACAAAAUGAUCUAUACAGUGAGCUCUUAUGGAUCAAAAAGGCUCAUUGGAGAAAUCUUUCCAUACGAGUACUGUUUAAAUGUUUCUCCCACAAUGGGAUAUUGUUUAUUUUGGUUCUUUUUAUACAUUAUUAUACAAAAAAGAGACAUUUCUGAACAAUAAUUCAGUAAUGACCGCUCCCUUUCAUUAAGACAGUUAUUUAAAUGAGAAAUAAGGGAAAAGGAAAAAGAGAUUAUCUGGAUCAUUUGCUCUGUGUAAUAAAUUAGACCUGGACAGACCUGCUCCCUGUAUGUGGUUCCUCUGUAUUUGAAGAAUAAAUGUUGUUUUUUUCCUCUCCCCUUCUCCUCUGCACUUAAGGUCACAUCAACCGCAUCAGAUCCAGAGCUGGGCUUCACCAUCGUAUCGUGCUUCGUUUCUACCAACUCUAACCCCAGUGUGGCCUCAGGCUACACCCUUAUCGAGACAGUCUGCCCCACGGACGACUCAGUCAAAUACUAUCCUCAGAGAGAUUUCCCUGUCCCCCACACACAGACAGAGAAGAAGAGGUUCAGCUUUAACUUCAACUCUAAUUUUAACACCUCCCUGCUUUUCCUGCACUGUGAGAUGUCUUUGUGCUCCAAGAGGCCGCAGAGUAACCCAAGACUACCAGUGGUAUGCUGCAAAAUCUCUUAUUAUUUUGCAUGUUUUAUAAUUUCCCUAAAGGAUUCUUUAAUUUCUCCAGAGAUCUGCAGUAUCGGGAGUAGUAUUGUUUGAGGAAGACUUUAAUUUGGUGUUGUAGCAUACCAUCUUUACUCUGGCUGACCUAAACCAUUCAGAGUCAGGUCUGCACUCAAAGCAGGAAACAUGAAAUGAUGCAAAUGUCGCCAAGUAUCCAGCUGCUGAACAAAAUAAGCGUCCAUCUUGGCCAUUAUUUUCCUUUUUCUCUGAUGUGUUAUCUACCUAACUUAUAUAUCCUUUUGCAGACACUUUCCUCUAUUUGUUUGACCUUUUACACAUCAUAAAUUUGUGUUAAUAAGGGGACUGUGGAGCUAGUUAUUAUGUUAUGAUUACGGUCAGUGUAAGGUUAGGGCUCAUGAGUUUGUCUUUUGUUUGCCUUCACAAGUCAGGAUUAAGAUAAGACAUUUCCCUGAGAAAAAGAAACCUUGUGACAUUUUCUUUUCUUUUUUUUUUAAAUGAAGCAGUAGUUCAGUUUUUUAAAUUUGAUCUCUUGCAGUGCUUACAACCUGGUGAGACCUGCGAUUCUCUCAGUCUGGACAACAUCAUGGCGAUGAUGAUGAGAACAAAGACGUCAACCAAGCCAUUAGUAGUUGUGGAUGGAACCAGCCAAUCAGACAUAACAGGUUAGCACUGACAGGAAAAAAAUACUUUUUUUUCACUCACUUGGACCUCUCUUGUCUCAUCUCUGUCCUCCAUAUUUUGGUCCUAUCUGCGCAGCACAUUAUCAAUUAAGCUUGGAUUUCCUUUGUUUUGAGAACAAAGUGUGAUAAGGAAACUGUGGAGCUAUGAGAGGCCAGUGUGAGGGCAACAGAGCUGGAGAAAACUCGGGCCGGCACUUGGAGAUUAAACCAAAACCACAAAACACUGCACAUCACUCCCUCACAUCUGGUCAUCAUUAACGGUGGUGUGUGUGUGUGUGUGUGUGUGUAUGUAUGUGCCUAGUAAUGUUGUGUAUGCAGGUGCGUGUAUGUGCACAUUUGCGCCUGUUUACAUUAAUGACAGUACACAAGAGUGUGUUUUUGGGUGUGUGUAUACACAAGCAUGUGGUUUACAGCAAUGAAUGGGAGUGUACCGGUGCUGAGGCCCUGUUUGGCUGCUCUGGACCGGUCCAUGCUCGGGGAGAGGUGGAAAAAGAGGAGUCAUACAGAACCAAGCUGCAGUUGUUUUCACUUAGGACCUUCACUGUGGCCUCAGCUUUCCACUGGAGAGAGGGAAAGGGGGAGAAAUGAGAGGAGUGGUGGUCCUCUUGCUGGCUUCAGGAGUCCAUCCAGCGCCUGCAGACUUGAUCAAAACUUGUACAGUGACUUAUUCACUCACCAUAUUCAGUCUGGAAGGCUUUGAAUGAGACCAGGGAGGGAGCAGCCUGAAGAUUAGAAGGGGUCUGAAGACAUAUUUUACUCAUUAUGAUUUUAACUUACAUGGGGUGAUAUCAUACGUGCCUGAUCUCUGAGGGACAGUCAGAGCUAGUCAAAUCAGCAUCCCCUCUGAGCCAUGACAUCAGCAAGAGAUCUGUGGUCCGUUUGAGUCAAUUGUACUGACUCAUCAUGAGUUUAGUACAAAUCAUGUCACUCUAGGCAGCGUGAGAGUGAAACUGACUAAUAUAUUAGAAUAGCCAAUAUCAGCAAAAACAACUUCAUUGUAAUUUAUAGUUUGAUAUCAAUAGAUUCGAUUAGAUACAACUUUAUUUAUCCUUUUGGGAUGUACUAGCUCUAAGUAACAUUAAAUGGCAGUAAGUGGUGGCAAGUAAUGUGCCUGUGCCAUAAACUGUAUAUAGAAUGGACGCCGUCUGCCUCCUCGCUGGGUGAAGCCACCCUGAGAACAGCACUCUGUAGUGACGGGCUGCAGUAUAGGUCAUAAAUCCUGCCUCCUCCAGCAGUCUUUAUGGAGCUGUGGACAAACUUCAUAAAUUAAUUAUACAGAAUAUAGAUUUUUCUCCCCCUGGUUGUGAUGUUGACAUGUAGUUACUGUAAGACUGGUUUGUGCUCCAGUCCUCUUUUUUCUGUACAAUCAAUUUUUUAAAGUCAUUAGGGGGUUCAUGUUUUCUAUGAUUGACACUUGAUACAGCCUAUGGGCAUACGAAGAUUGUGUAGCUCACCCAGGGGAUAUGCUGUUUGAGCCGUCAACACAGCACAUCAAAAUCCCGGGAAUACCGAGAGCAAUUCGGCUUCAAAUUUGUACAAUGAUGGAAGGUGGAGCCAGGUUGUCUAUAGUAUAUACAGUCUAUGGGCUGUGAAUUCUGGUCAGAAUUUAAAAAUCUGUUGAAAAAAAAAGGAAGUUAGUCUGUUCGAAACAUCCUAGUUAGAAAUGGGCCAACAGUGCCCAUUAUAACUAACCAUGAUUAAAGGUGCUUCGUGAUUGGCUUGGUUUUUAACACCAUGAAGAUAAGUCCACUUAUGCCGUGCAGAUACUGGUUUUCCCAUAAACUGAAUUAUAGUCUACUUUAGACUGUUGGACAGUAAAUGUUACUUAAGUGAAUUAACUUUAGGUUAAGGGAAAUGAAGAUGCUACUGACCCCUUUAUGAUUGUUUAUCGACCCAACUAUCAAGAGCCUUACAAGCUAAAAUAAAACGCUAAUCAAAAGUGGACAGUAGUCAAUAAUGGGCUUUGUGUAAGGAUAAGUGAAAGGUAUCGUAUUUUGCAUGAUGACUGAAUCAACUACAACAACUACAAAGCAGUCAGGCACUACAUACAUUCAAAACACUUCAUUGAUUACAACUCUUAAACCAAAUUUAGGAGAUACUGAUCCAAGACUUGUGCUAAUAGUACAUUUUUAUGAGUACAUAAAAUAGACUUUUUUCCAUUUCUAUAAACUGCAAAGAUGUAGGCUUCAUAAGUCUGGUAUCAGUCAUUUUUUACAGAGAAGUUUUGAACAUGAGAGGGUUGGAUUUAUGACAUUUUAAUUUGUCAUCGGGUUUCAUUUCUGGGCAGAGAUGCGAAUGGCGUCACUUUUGGGCACUGAAUUCCCAGUGUUGAUGUUAGAGAAACUGCUGAGGAUAUUGGUGAACAGAGACUCUGCAGUGUGCUGUAAUGAGUGAGGGAGUUUGCUCAGCUUGUCCAGGGGAGAAAGCAACAGGCUUUGCCCACACCAAUAUGCAAGUGCAGCGGGUUUGUUUUCCAUGGAGCAGAUUAAGUAAACACAGAUAUGCAAUAAACACAGUGGAAAAAAACUCAAUUUCAAAGGCCGUGUUUUAUUACACAAAGGCAUCUCUUAUACUAGGAUGGCAAACAAAACAAGCAGCCUUUUCAGUGGCCUUCGUUUUGCACUGGACGGCAUCCCAAAGAGCUGAACUUGAUCUACAAAUCAAAGGCGGCCACUUGUAGCCAAGUUGGUGCAUGGAAAAACAUAGGAGGCUCAAAAUUCUGCAAUUGAAAGUAGAUUUACUGCUUCACAACAUCAGUAAAUUUUAUGCCUUUUUUAUGGAUCUGGUAAUGUUCAGAUUUAUUGGGGAGGCUGGCAGAGGAGAGGUUAUCAUUAAACCAGUACAGGUAGUAUUACUCUGGUUUUAGCCUGAAGAGAGUAACAGAAGGAACAAAUCUGGAGUUCACUUUCUUACAUUGCUGACCUCUCUGAAUGCAGAUCUUUCUUAGGAGUUGGGUACUAUUAUAAUACCGGUUAACAAACAGGUCGGUAUAUCUUUUUAAACCUGAACGAUAUGGAUAUUUGGACUUUUACUUAUUAACAUUCAUGCCACAGAAGAUAAAGGUUUAGCAGACUCAAUGUAAAUAAAUCAACACUUAAAACCAUAUGAACCACUUUAUAUUAUAAGUUAUUAGAGGCAUUGAAGGCCUUUUGGAUCAAGUUUAUUGCAGUAACAGGCUUCUAUCUGUCAAAUUUAACUGCACUCGUCUUUAUAAGCAAGAACAACUGUUGUAAGGAGUCUCAAAGAGGCCGUCAGUGGUUUCUGCUCGCUGUGGGGAGAGGUCAGAGGUUAACAAAAACAAGUUUCUACCAAGGGGUCCUUUCUCAUUCCAUAGCCAGCAAACUUACACAAACAAAUGACGUUCAUAGAGAUAUCUGAACUGAUCCAACUCUGGCAACAGCUUAAAGCUGCAGACAUGAGUUAUAACUUAACCUCCAAAGUGCUCUUUGUUUCUUUUUAGAGGGAGAACAAAAGUUAAGAUCUGACUGAUGUCCAGCAGAGACUUGUUCCCCUUGGACAUCGAGGCAUUAUUUCAAAAGUGUGUUUUUCUUUUUAGCAUGGUAACCAUGGCCAUACUUGGAUGAUUGUGAUGUAAAGUUGGAUGAUCGUCAAGUCAAUUUUUCCACAUAAAACUUCAUGUUUGCAGGAAAACAUUGCAGCCACUCUUCCUCUCUGUUGGACUCAUGGGGUUGGAGAAAAAAAUGGAAACUCUUUGCUUUCCUACUGGAGUAGAACAAGUCACAUGGAAGAGAUAACACUGGAGCACUAGGACGGAAAGUGGUAGAGGGUGGUGGAGAGGACGUCCUCUGGCCAUCGUCCCCCUCUGAAAUUAAAGUCCUCACUGAUGACCUGUCAUCAUCUAUUAUAGGAGAUGAAAACCUAAAGGUGUCCUCUCCAAGAAUAGCAGUCAUUGUACUGGAGCCUUGGACAUGUACCAGGAUCGCCUCUUGAGUUUGCCCAUACACAAGCGCCUUUGUAUUGUUUGUUAAGACAUCAUUAGAGCUGAGUAACUUUUGAAAGCCUUCCAGAUGGCUUGAAAUAAAUGGGUUAGCAGAGUUGGCUGGAGUCAGUAGGUUCAUCUUUUAGGACACUGUCAGCAGACAGAAUAGCGGCUCUUUCAGCGAUUUCCUGCUCCAGGUUUCUGUAUCACAUUCCUCAGAGGACUGCUUAUCAACACACAGCAAUAUCAGUAAUCUGCUGAUCCUCUGGCAUGUAGCUGACAGGCUGACUCAGGCCAUGUAUUGGUUUUUAAAUAAUUAAAAUUUGUAACAUAUACCAUGAAACAGUAUACACAAUGGUAAGCAUUUAUUCUUCUUUCUCUCUGUCUCUUGUUGUAGAUAUACCUACUCCGAAAGCACCUCCAAGUCCGAAUGAUCCUACAAAUGACGGUAAGUUAUUUUUCAUAUUUUAGGAAUUAUGAUAAAAAUGAGAUGAUGUCAUGCUGGCAUAGACAAUGUAAAACAUGGACUUAGUCCUACAGACAUCAGCCAUCAGUCUGUGGAGAAGUGAGUCAGCUGAUAUUAAAAUGCUGCAUCUUAUUCAACUCUUAGCCAAUCUAGAAACUGGCAAAGAGUUGGAGUCUAACCACCUCCUAUCCGUCUGUGAAAUAAGCUACAGCAUAUGCAUGACUUACUUCUCCAAUAUGAUCAGAACAAGUUAGUUAUUAAAAAAGUCAUCCUCUGUGCAGGUGUCAUAACUUAAAAAGUAGAGGUAGAGACCAAUAAUGUAGAAUGGAGUUAGCUCAGGCAGGCCACAAAGUGAAGUUAGCUCAAACACACCUGCUGGUCUUGAGCUGGCAGCUUAGCCAACUACCUAUUGUGCAUCCAAAAUGUGUGAAUCCUCCUAAAAAUGCUUUAGUAUGCUGACUCUUCCUGCUGCAAACCCACCUCCAUACCUGCUCCUCCUAACAUGCUGCGCCUGAUUUUACCAGUAUCAUAUAUACUGUCACUGGUGCCUGCUCUAUUUUCUACUUCAGGGGUCUUUGCUGCUGCUCUCCCUGCUUUAGCUCUUUCGUGUAUGCACAUGAAACUGUGGGUAGAUGUUCUCUCCCUGCCUCUCUUAACUGCUUCUUGUAUUGAGGUGUAAUCUUGUUCAGUUCCACUGUAGAAAUGUGUCUUUAACAUGAGCUGUAACAGGAAUUCCUGGGCUGUUUGAGGCAGCCUCAAGUGAACAAUUAACUCAAGUAUCAUGUACUCAUGCAUCGGCUUUGUCUUUAAUACAGGAAGUCUUAGGCAUCAUAAUUUGAUAUAUUGACGGGAAACACUGUUUUGAUGCAGUUGCUUUUUAUUUAUCUGAACAUAUUGUACUUAUUUAUGUGGUAUGAAAUAUUGAGGAGCUUAAAGAGUUCAUCAUUUGUGUAUGUGUACUGUGUAUGUCACGUGUGUUUCUUUGUUUACCAGGCACUAUGUACAUCCUGGAUACUCCCACAGUCGUUGGGAUCGCCUUUGCAGCCUUUGUGAUUGGGGCUCUGUUGACCGGGGCCCUGUGGUUUAUCUACUCCCACACAGGUAGGUUCCUUUACCUGCUGCUCCCCGGCCUCUGCUCUCCUUUCUUCCACAUUAAUGAAAAGAUAAGAUGCUAAGGAAUGCCUGAGUGUCUCUGUGCCAGAAAUGUGCCGCUGAGAUUGCCAAACAUCCUGCUGCUGACAGGGGCCAGUUCACAAUAACAUAUUGACUCCUCUACUGUAAAUAUAUCCUGUUGGUCAGCAGCAAGAGCUCUCCUCUUUCCUGCCUUUGAAUGUUUUUUCGGGGCCGCGAGGUGGUCAGCGAAUAUUCUCAGUACAAUGGCUGGAGACAAGUUGGAAAUUCCCUUUGUUGGGUUUAGUGGCCCUCACAGGAAAAGACACACAAUCUGUCCAUUAGAUGCCAAGACCUUCCUCAUCGCCCCCUGCUUGUCGACCCUGGCUGACCCUUGAGAGGAAGUGAGCUCCCAGCAGCUCUUUAAGUUCAUCAUUGCACAGAGCUGCCCUGUUCUCACUGACCUGACUGCUGAUCUGCCAUGCCACUGACCUGUUGCCCCAUGGCUGAUGUGUUCUCCAUGGACACCUUUCAUGCACAGGGUCAGGGCGUUAGAGCUUAGCAGCCUUUGAGAAAAAACAUCAGUGUGAGUGUUUAACUUAACGCCAAGUUUGCAGUUUAAUAGAAGUUCUUGGUUGGAUUGCCUCGAACAGCUGAGACAGUAAAUCAUCCUCCCUGAUAGUUGUGAAUCUUCACGGAUAAAAACAAGUACAUCCAUUGGAAAUGCAAAAAUUAUGGCCGGUGAUGAUAAGUCACAUUUAUAAGUAUUUAUGAACAAAUUCUCUAGUAGCAGAAAAGAUCAGCUGUCAGAUUUAAGUGCCCUUAUCUCUAUCACAACAUUAGUAUUGGCUGCCCUUUGGAAAGCCACUUUAUUUCAGCUUCAUAAGUUUCUUUCUGUGACCAAGAAACACAUCCUUUUCAGUUGGAUUUCCAAAGAAAUGAGGGCAAAACACAGCCUGUGUAAAGAAACAGGUGGAAGCGUAGUUGUUGUUGAUAGACUUCAAAAUGUUAAGAUGAAGAGUCUGGGCCUGUUGAUGUUGCUAAAACAGGGCUUUGUUUUGAAGUUAAUGGAGCUGAAAUGACCUUACAUGGUAGUAGUGGUCGUUCCACACAAACCCCAAGAACGGAGAUCCCCCAAAACAACAGCCUAAAGAUAUCCCAUCAGUGUAUUUUAAACUAAAGUACAGAGUGAAGAAACAUGAAAACAGAUCGGGUCAAUCCCCUCAGGGUCUGAGGACAAUGUUCCUAGUCUCUUGAGGAGGAGGAACAUUUUUUCCUUUUUCAGAGUGAAACCCACUCAUUGGCAUUAAAUAUGAAGUUUUGUAUUCAUUACACUUUGAUUUCCCAUAAGGCAAUUACAAGAAUCAAAGCUUCAUGAUAUCCUUUGACAUUUUGCUCAUUAUCUUGGCACACGUAAUUGGCCAUCACUCUGCCAGGGCUGCAGUCAGGACUGCCAACAGAUCUGCUCUGCACCUCGGCUCAGCUGGUGAAAUAAUAUACGAACCAAAGAUCAAAACCAACUGUGAAAACAGGCUGAAUCACUUACAUGAGGACAAAUUUCACACUUUAUCUACUGUGACGUCCAAACACAUGCAAGUAGAUUAGAAAGUAAUGAUCACACUCUCCAAGCUCUGAUAGGAGGGAAAAAUGAACAAGAGCUUCUUUUAUUGAAUUACUCUUCAAGGAUCAAUAAAGUUCUUCUUCUUCUUCUACUACUUCUUUUUCUUCUUCUUCUUCUUCUACUUCUUCUUGUCCUACUCCUUCUUCUACUUCUUUUUUUGUUCCUUCUUCUUCUCCUUCUUCUUCUUCUUCUUCUUCUUAUUAUUAUUAUUCUCAUUCUUAUUCAUACAGCAAUGCAAGCAGCAGUGCUUAUGACCAUGCUGUUGUUUAGCUCGCUGACGCUUUAUCACUCCUCUUGUAAAAUGUCAAAAUCCUUACACAUGGUCAUAGUCACUGCAUUGCUUCAAUACACACACGCUAACUGGACAAAGAGGGUAUCCCUCCCGUCAGCAGAGGUUGAUCUUUGCAGGAGGACGAACCCAUGCUGUCAGCCCUUUUUAAAUAAUGUUAGAUCGAUCGAAAUUUUGCGUGAUCAAUGUCAUUCUUAACGAUCAAUGCCCAUUCCUGGUAUGAAUAGCCUUUGGUGUCUUUUAAUGUUGAAGGGAACUCCCCAGUGUAAAACGUGGAUAUAAAUGGUGGUAAAGCAUAAAUUUACAAACUUCAGUUGUGUCUUUGUUUUAUUUAGGAGUUAAAAAAUGAUCCCAAACUCGGAAUCUCUUUUAGUUAAAUUCUGUUGCAAAAAGAUGUGCUAUGAUGUUCACAACUAUUGACUGGAGUGGACUGAUGGUAUUACAGCCCUUAAAAAUAGCAGCCACAAACAAAAAGAUGAUUGAUACCUUUGAACAGUGAACCAAGGAUGAAUCUAAAUGAUUUGCAGUGAUCAGAUCAAAAUUUUUGUUUGUCCUGCAUACUGCUAAGGGACAAAGUGACCACAAAAUAAAUACAAAUAAGUAGGUGUUAGCAUAGUAUAAGGCAAAAGUGAGAACAUUUUUGCGGCAUAUUUCUGCAAUUAAGCAAAAUUUGAAGGGCCUCACAAGGCUUAAGUCUACAUUAAAUUUUAAAAUUAUUAAAACAGGUAAUUCAAAAUUAAAAGAGAAAAUAAAAAAAAAACAGCAAAAACAAGGCUAACAUGCUAACUGGCAUGCCAACUCUGGCAUAUGGUGCGAGGUGCAGGAUUAGCUAAGCAGUUAAAUCACACACCUCAUGUACAGAAGUUACAGUCGUCAAAAUGGACAGCCCAAGGUUGAUUCUGACACCUGACUGCAUGUCUGCCUCACUCUUUCUUCCCUCUGUUCCGGCCCCCGCCACUGUCCUGUCUCAGAGUGAGUGGGUCAGCUCAUAAAUUUUGUGUUAUUUGACUUGAGAGGUCAGAUUUUGCUUUGGUUUAUCUCCAAGCUCUGACAAAGGGACACAGUAGUGAGUCAAUUUAUUAAUUCUGUGUGACAAUAUGGUAGCGCCCUUCUACUCUCCAAAGAUAAGAUUUUCAUUCUGUUUCUUCCCCAUCUGCUUUGUUUAUCUAAAGAUAAUAAAGGAUAUGUCAUCACCUGUCAGACUAGUGAGUUUCAGAGUACCACAGCUUUUAAAGGGAUUUUGUGCAUCACAUAAUUCUAAACUUUAUUAAAAACAUUAUAAAUCUGGAACAUCGUUUAUGCGCAGACAUGUUAAGGUUGCAUUUCUGCUUUUGUAAUUCCUCAAUCUUGAAGUCGGACAUUUGCUAUAACAUGUACAUGCAGUUUUGAAACUCAGUAUGUUUCUCUGACAUAAAAGCGGCCGGUAUCUCUCCCAUCUAAAAAGAUAAUAUUGGACUUGGAUUCACCUCAUCUGUCGGAGGAAAUAUAAAUUCCCAAGUCCCUUUGUUUGGUGGAGCUCUUGGUCCUGUGAGGGAAAAACUGCUGGCAGCUCUGCUCUGGUAAACAUUAACAGAACUCAGGGGCCCUGAAGAGGGAGUGGGAUGCAGGAUUGCCUGUGGACACAUAUGCCUGUCAUAUAUAUGCAAGCACUCACAUAUGCACACGCAAAAGUUUUAGUCUAAACCAAACUGUCAGCAGAAAAAUCUUUGUCUGUGAGGGGGGGAUUUGAUUGGGAGUUUUUCCAUUUAUCCUGCAGCAAAAGCUCAGAAGCAACCAAAGAUGACUAUCGUAAUAACCAUGCCAAAUACUCCAAUCAAGCAUAGACUUGGCUUUAAUUCAGACAUCACUCAUUGUCUGUCAGAGAUGUUUUUGAGUAAACAAGUUUAAGAACUUUCAUUUGCUCCUCCUUUGUUAAUCAGUGUUUCUCAAGAGUCUCUGACAUGCUCUGCUUAUUUAAGCAUGGAAAAAUAAACCAGUGAGUAAUUUGAGCCCCAGCUAGAGUGUCCUGUCAUGUGUUUGCUGUAUCUGCUAAUUGAGUUCAGAUUACAAAAGAAAUGAUCUCGGUAUAAGAGAAUCUUUUUGUCUUUCUGUUCAAAAUAUGUCUUUUUUAACAGAUGCGAUGUUAGCUGCUGUUUCCGAGCUCUCUGAGGUGACAUUUUGGGGUACUUACGGUUAGAAACGAGCUGUGAAUCUGUAGUAGAUUAUAGUCAAAGAUGCUUUUAUUCGAGGCAGAUGGAGUCCAGAGUUCUUUGUGCUUGAAUUUGCUCAUGUGGAAGUGCACUGGGCUGAAAACGAGACUGUUUUUACUCCAGUUUGCCCCCUCCAUUGCUCUAUUUGCCCCCUACUAUUCAGGCCUCAUGUGUUGUCUAAGUGCAACCAGAGCAAGUUGUUUUCUGUGGCUUUAGAUUGAAAGAUCAAAUAUGUUUGCUAAGUUCAUUGUUAAAAUCCUUUAGUUUUGUUACCCCAGUUAUUUUUCAUGGAAAUGUGUGAAAUGUACAUAUCAUGUUUUAUGUUUUCCCUUAUUCAUAUGAAAUACCACUUGAGCAGUUGAACAAAAAAAAAAAAAAAACGUCCUCCAGAUCAAAAUAAAUCUGUUUUGGUCUUAAAGGGGCUUAAAUAGCAUUGGACUACAUUUCAAAAAGUGUGUUUACACCUGAUGAAUAUUAGUAUUAGGAAAACAGCAACAAAGGAGACUGUGGUGUUUUAGAGAGGAGCAAUUUGUACCUUGAAACCGAACUAUUAGUGGAGUUCCUUUCUGUGUGUGUCUUUCACUUAUUUCAGUCUUUUCUCCUCUCUCUCCCCUUCUGUGUCUAGGUGGAUCUGCUACAACCACACAGCAGGUCCAGAAACCCCAGCCUGCCUCAGAGAACAGCAGUGCGGCCCACAGUAUCGGUAGUACACAAAGCACACCCUGCUCCAGCAGCAGCACAGCAUAGCCCAGGGGGACACCGUGCAACAGAACCGGAGGGGUCUGCAUUCACAGGGACUGGUGUGUUGAUCUCCUUCCAUGAAAGGGAUUAUGCAAUAAAAAGUUUAAAGGUAAUGAAAAUAAUAAUAGUGAUACAGGCACCCUCGGAUCUUUUUUAGAUCCUUUAGGUGACGCUUAAGCUAAGUGCUGUCAUGAUGUUUUUGGUCAAAAAACUUUAAGAUGCAAAUGCAUCUAUACAGGGCUUUUCUUCCUAAUCCAAAUGCUGUUGUUAGAUCCCAUCACAGCCUUUUAUUUUUCACCAUAAAUGGUCUGAUUCAGGCUGUUUAUACCAGGCAGGUGUAGUCAGACAGCAAGGAAAGCAGUAAGGCAGCAGUGAAGUCAGUAUUCGUAAGUGAGAUGUUGAUGGCUGGUUUUACACAUUAUUACUUUGUGACAUGCUAACCUUAAAGGGGCAAAAGAGCGGAGCAACCACUACAAACAUGCGGACAAAAGUGCAGUAUAAAGGCAAGUUCUUUUUUGCAGAGGGAGAGAUGAUGGCUUUGAAAGGAAAGGGCAAUUAUUGAAUGUAUACAGAAGAGUAAAUGCCAAAUAAUGUGACAGAUAAAUGUGAAAAAGAUGUUUAUAAAAGAUGCGUAAUAAUGUAAUCACUUUGCUGAUACUUCCCUGAUAAUGAAAGCAUACACAGAGGUAUGUGCUUUCUACUGCUAUUCAGUAGUUUUAGUAGUAGUUUUCAGUUGACAUGAGUCUGAGACUCAUAGGGACAUUAUGUGUUCCCUUUUUCCGGUGUUUGGUAACAGAAUACUUUAACAAUUUGCCAAAUGUGGUCAAUACUGUUGUGUCUUUAUGCUGAGUCAAAGUCUGACACAUUGGCUGUAAAGAUAGAUGACACCUUUAUAUCUUCACCAGUUGUUAGAAAGUGAAGCCAUAAUACCCCAAACGAUCAGUGCAGACAGAGUGCACUGCUGUAGUCAUGUGAAGUUGGAGUCUGGGAUGUGUGUUUGUUUUUGUUAAGUCUCCUCCCACUUUUCCUUGUUUACUCUGCCAAUCCAGUACACAAGGGGCUGCAGGAGAAGCACUUGUCAACAGACCUGCCAGAUGAGUGACGGCAGUCCUGGUGCUAAAGCCCCUUUUUAAAAAAUUAAAAACCACAGUUAUCACGAAACCAGCACUUAGACAUAAACUGUGCUAGUGAGAUUUUGCGAAUGCAUUUUGAUUGCAUAGUUUGACCCAUGUUCUGUCUGUCAGCGGAGGAGAAGGCAGGUUUUAUGACCUUUACUGUAGCCAGUGGGUGGAGCUAGCGCCAAAUGUUUUGGCUUCACUUCUGCAGAACUGUAUGUCAUUCCUCUUUUCAUUCUGUCUAUGGUUUGGCACAGAGGGUUAAUAGUCUUUGCACAAAGACCUGAAGCAAAGGCAAACAGCGAUCUCAAAAGAAGUAAAAAAAAAAAAAAAAUUGCACAUUUGUAGAACAAAGGGUCCCCCUUACAUCCAUAAAUGUUAUUCGUGAGUGUUUGAAGAAGUUACACCUGCCCCAAAAGCUUUGGACGCAGCAAAGCCAGAAAGUCAUUUCUGAUGCUAGGGUAGUAGCUUUCCAUCAGGCUCUGUCUGGAGCUCAAAACAAGGCUGACACAAAGUUACUAACACAUCUCAAACAGAUUAAUAUGUUAUACUUUCUCAAAUAGAAAUGUUAAAAUGGUAAUUUAGUAAUUGUUGGGUGGAUGAAACUACUUCUCUUAGCUUGCUGUUUCCCUUUGCUUCACAUUUUAAGCUAAGAGAGGCUAAUGUCAUCCAGGCUUUGACUGUAUACUUAGCAUAAAGAAAGAGUGUUAUUAAUCAUCAUUUUUACAUCCAAAAAUACAAUAACAAUAAUGUCCAUUUCUCAAAAAUGUAAAAGUAUUCUGUUAAAAUUUGUAUAUUUUUGUAAGUACUGUAAAUACUGACAAAUGUUAGAAGGCUAAGUCUGGCAAAUUCUGUUUGCAUACUUCUGAUAAAGCCAGUUUUUCCAUAACGUAGUUUAUUAUCUUGUUUUCAGAAGUUGUAAAAGAAGAACAGAAGUCUCAAAUGAGGACUUAAAUGCAAAAUGAUGGAUUAAUAUUGUUAAUACAAGUUUUGGAUCUGUGUGUUCUCCUGCAGUUCAAAGUUAAUUCUAGUAAGUUAUAUAAAACAUGCAGAGAUCAUCAUGCAGAGACACUUUCACAAUUGUUUAAGUUUGAUUGGUCUUCUAAUAGGAUCAGAGUUCGGCAGGAUCUGUUACACUCUAUCGUUAGCUGUUAAGUGUUUUUUUUUUUUUUAUUCAUGCUCAUUUUGUAUAAAUCUUGGCACUGAGAGUGUUAAUAAGCUGUAGCUGGAGCUCACUAUUCUGAUAUUGGUAUAUCGUCAUGUUAACUUUAAACUGCAACACCACAACUACCCCACCGUCUCAGAAUAAUAUGAAUGUUUGCUGUCGUGCUUUCCUCUCACCUGUAUAUGUUUUAGCAGACUGUUUGUGGGCCCUUUGAGUUUCCCCUGUCAGAAUUCAACGGUGAGAAAAACAGAAUGUUUGAUAUCUCAACUUUUGAUUCUUUUUUGUAAACAUGUAUAAAUCUUUCUACAGAGGGAACAGAGUAUAAAUACAUAUAUAUAUUUGUGUAUAGAAUUAUAUUUUGGAAUAUAUUUACUAAGAGAAUUUAUUGUCCUGUGUGUGAAAGUACUGUGAAUUUUUAUGGAUGUGCUCAUUCUUUAUACAUGAUUAUUUCAGAUUUAUGUACUAUAUUCAUGCAAGCCUUAUAAUGUGUUUUAUGACACUUUGACUGCGGUGAAACAUUUAUAUUUUUGUAAUGCAGAAUUAUUCAGCUGCUCCAGUAGAAUCGCAGCAUGAGCCUGUUUUUGUGAUUAAAAAAGUAAGGAGUGAAAAUGGAGUGAACAUUUAGUCAUAAUCAAAAAGCUGCACUGACGUGAAUUUGCUUUAUAAUACACUUUUAUAUUCUAGUCUCUAAUUCAGUGAUUUUCAACCUGUGUGCCAUGAGAGAUCGUCAGGUGUGCUAUGGGAAAUUAUCCAAUUUGCAAAUAAUAUGCCAUUGUUGAGUGUCCGUGCAGUAAUAAAGUGAGCGUCAAGCAGUACUCUUUUAUGUCACUGGGUGGAAGCAGAAGGUUAAUUGCCUGUAAAAAAACUGAAAACAGGGAGAGGCUGGGAGCUGUUGAGGAAGAGCUUAGUGUGUGUCUUUCUUACAUUCCUGCAAGGAUGUCAGCUAUGUGUUCAUCUAAACCAGGGCUCACACUCAGUGAGUAUUAGUAAAUUUAGAAACUAUAUAGCAGGGAUGCACCAAAAAUUCGGCUUCCGAAAAUGGCGAAAAAGUGCUUUUUCGUUUUAAGCUGAAACACUUUUUUUCACCAAAACAACACGGCUGAAACAGAUGUGAUGAAGCAAGCAAAAAACGCGACCAGUACGCGCUUGUCUGGAUAAGAGCCAAAAUUUCUGCGGUGUAUUGCUAUGUAUCUGAGAACUACCAAUAGCGAUCGGCAUAGCAUGAAAUGCAAAAAUUUCAAGAGGGGGUGCAUCUGCAAAGAGUUGCUUCACACUGGGUUUAAUUUAUCACCUGAUAUCCAAACAUCCCAAUCACCAUUCAGAAUAUGAGAUGAUCGUCACGGAACAGGAAAAUCCCUCUGAGCACACCCACUCUGUCUGCGGCAGAUGUUGCAGCCGAUUACAAGUUUUACUUCUUCUCACUUUUAUUGAUAGAUUUAACAGAAAUCAACACUGCAGACUCAUGCUCAGCUCCCACCCUUGGCUGCUUGAAAGUAAACAUUGUAACACUACUUCUUCUAGCCGCGUCUCUACCGCUCACAACGGGCGCCAUCUAAAGGUGUAAACCACUCAGAACAUGCAGCAACAUGCUGACUCAAAAACUCAAAAGUCACAUUGCAGUUGCAUAAAUUAAUAUUAAAUUAAUAUUUAACAUUAAUUAAUAUUGAUUUAUACAAUUGCAAUGCCUUGAUUUUAGUAAGAUUAGAACAAAGUCAUAACCAUAAAUGCAAUAGUACUAAUACUUGGUGUACUAAUUUCCUUCGGUUUUUGGCUUUGGCUUCCUCAUUUUCAGUUUUGGCCAAGAAUAUUCAUUUCAGUGUAUCACUACAUUCUAUAAUAUAUACUGUGUAAGGCUAUAAAGUGUCAUUUUGGUUGGUGGUGUGCCCCAGGAUUUUGUCAAUGUAAAAAAUGUGCCGUGGCUUCAAAAAGGUUGAAAAACACUGCUGCAAUUCUGUGUCAUAAAACAUGUUCUGAGUUUGUCAGGAAUAUUUUAUAUAAAUGCUUCUCAAAUUGAACAAAUUGCCUUUUUUUGUAAUGGCGUACAACUUCACAUAUUCAAACCAUAUUAAAAUUUUGAUUUUUUUUCCCUGUUGCAAAUUCAGUACUGUUUUGCAUGAAUAGUACAUUUUGCAAGAUAUUAAGUAUUUUUGAAGGAAGUACAUACAUUGGAUGAAAUAUUAACUUUUAAUUAAUUUUACAACACUUAUAGUGAAAAAAACUAUUUGAGGAAAUGCUGUGGCAGUGAAUAUAAAUCUAUAUUUAUAACAUAAUGUUACUGUUAAUGGAAACUACCAGCAGUGCUGAAGAGACACUUGGCUGGUGGAGAUAACCAGUUACAUAUAUGGGGGACUACACCACAAAGUUAGAAAGCUUAUCCAGGUCUUUCCGGCCUUAACUGUAGAAUGCAAAGCUGUGCAGUUCUGCAGGAUAGCCGGACAAUCAUGGACAUAGUUUCUGUAAUGUGAUUGCGUUGGGUGGCGUUAACCUGACUCUAACCCUCCAGUGUUAAAAUACAAAUCCAAUUCAGAAGUGGUUAAAACUGCAGUUCCUUCAGUGCCCACUGGGGGCUGGCUGCGAAAGACCUGUAAGCCCCAUUAAUUACCAUUUAAAAAAAAAAAAAAAAAAGGUUUAGAGCAAAAUUAAACACAUUCACAUUUUUUUCUGCAUAUUCAGAUGCGUUGUCGAAUUGACUUUUUGCAAACGUUAUAUAACUGUUUGAUAAGAGUCCACUUUUUGGACAGUUUUUAGGCUAACCAACAAUUGGGUUAUGUUAGCAUAUCCAAUUUUGCUAGCAACCUUGGAUUUGCUCCAGAACUCCCCCUCAGAAGCCAAGGACCAUGAGUCCUCCCAUUCCACACAAGCCGGUUACGAUUGUGUCAUCAAACAAAAACCCAGAUAACGAACUUGUUUGGGUACUUCUGUUGUCACAACAGUUACAACACCCCCUCAAAGUAAUGACAAAAUCAAAUCAAGGCAAAAACCUCGGAUGGCAGCAGUCCAUGAAAAUGAAAGGAGAGUAUACUGUAUAAUGAUGUGUGUAUUCAGUUACAAUGGAGGUGGAGCAAAUCCAGCCAUCUUAUUUCAUUUCUGGAAACUAAACUGUUUUCAAUAAUACUUGAGAAAUGAUUUUUAUUGAGUUGCAGUGGAACCACUCGCUCUUAGAACAACAUUUAAACUUGUUUGUUUUAUCAGGCCUGCUGCCAGGAGCAUCCGUGCCAAAAACCCUGCUGAAUCCUUUAUUCAGUAAAGCUCACAGUAAAUAUACAGCAGUGAUAGAUAGUGCUCUGCUGCUGUUAUCAUGCUGUGUUAUUGUGAACAACAACACUGCAUCCCUCUGUACACAGAAAGUACUUAGUGAGGGAUCUGUGUUUCACCAAGUUGAAAUCUUCAGCCUAUAAUCAGCGGUCAUUGUGGGAUUAAGGCUCUCUGACGUUUCUGUAGUUUUGAGGUUUCUCUUAUCGACUGUGGUGAAUCCAUCUCCCAUAUGUAAUUAUCUCCUCCACCCCCUCGUGUCAAGUUAUGCUCUGGAUCUAAUCUUCUUAUUUGAGAUAAUUGAGGGAUAUUCUCUAACUCAAAUUAACAUUACAGUCCAUGAGAGUUGCUUUGCUAACAUUCCUCUCUGCUUUUUGCCUCAGUGCAUGCUCGGAAAGGCUCCACUCCUUCCUCUGUAAAAAUAAUAUGAAAUAAUCUUGCUGUAUGACACAAAAGGAGCAUUAUCAAAGGUCUGUGUGUGGUUUUUGUGAUCUGAAAACAGCUGUAAUCUGAGCACAGUCCAUAUAUUUUAGAUAUUGAUUGUAUCGUUUUAACCAUUUGACUACCUCAUGUUGUUAUAUGAAUGUGUAAUUUGUGUAUUAAGUGUGUACUUAGUGUGAAAGUGUUUUCAUUGCCAGUGUUUGAGCUCAAUGGUCAUUACAGAUUACACUGCAGAUGGAUGAAUUUUUGCCCCCCAUUGUUGCAGUCUCUCUUUUUUUAAUCUCAAAAUCAAUCAAUGAAGAUUUUUAGCUUCACCGUGAUGCCAAGAUUGCCUUAUUUGGGCAUUUUGUAAAUGUGUAAAACCUUUUUAUCCUCUUAUGAAAUUUUUACUCUGUUGUUGAAUCUUUGAUAUAUGCUGUAAAUAUGCAUGAUAUGUGUAUACCUAUUAUGUCCAAUAAAUUCUCAUACUAUUUUACAUCUUACACUUAUUUAUUGUUGAUUUCUGUGGCACUCUGGGUGGGGAGCGUGUGUGUGUGUGUGUGUGUUUGUGUGUGUGUGUGCACCUCUUGUAUGGAUCUGGUUGAGUACAAUGAGCUGUAAUAACGAUGUGUUAGGUUUGGCUCUGCAGUGAAGUCAUGACUCGUCUCUAGUGAGCUCAUAGCAUGAUAUGGACCAUGUGGACCUCUGCUUGGAGGUUUUUUUUUCUCAAUGAGAUGUGUGCAAUGCAUGGGUCCAUACCCCCCCCAACACACACACACACACACACACACACACACACACACACACACACACACACACACACACACACACACACACACUGCCUUUGUGCAGUCUUUUCUUUUGAUUAGAGCUCCUUGGAGACCAGCUGUAUACAGUAUGAGCCAGACUAGUUUUGAUUUUGAAGUCUCUGUGAUUAUGGCACUAUAGAAAAGAAAAGCAAGUUCUUAUAUGCAAGUGAAGAUCAAAUAGUCAACAAGUGGCAGAUCCUGACCCCCAUUUAAAUCCACUAAAUUGUGAACUUGUAUGGCAGCAAUAUGAACUGUAAGGUCGUAUGUACAGCAUAAAGGGAACUAGAGUAUUGAUCUGUUUUAUUCAAAAUUUGUCAUUUUAAGCUUCUGUGAAGAACACUUGGUGCCCCCUGUGAACAAAGAGAUAUCUCUUAUUAUUUUGUUUGUUUUGUUGUCUUGUACACGUGUAAGAAGUGUAACUUGAUAAAAAAUCACAUUCCAUUGUCUUUUACACAGGAAUUUUUGGCUGGUUAUAGAGCUGACUGAAAUGGAUGUGUUUUUAUGACUUACAAAAGUAAAUGAAAAAAAUUUGUGGCUUUAUCUACAGUAGUCCAUCUGCAUUAACAAAUCAGUGCUAUAAUGUACUUGUUGUAAUGUGCUAGAUGAUAUAUUUACUGGAAUAGAAAAAUGCAUAAAAUGAAAACCUAAAGAAGCCAGUUUUAUCAACAGCCAUUUUAUCAACAAGGUUCAAACUCAAACUAGUAAGUGAAAUCAAUGAGUGUAAUCAGCCUAGAAGGGGAGUGAGACUAAAACCAGACACAGAAAGAGCAAGAAAGACAGUAAAACUGAAAAACACUAAAGACCAUUGACACACAAGAGGGAACGCACAAGAAAUUUGAAGAAUAAUACAGAAAAAUGUUACUGCCAGGAAAACACAAAACCAGGGAAACUGAUGAUGAUUUUUUUUUUUAAAUAGAAGAAACAAAAAGGGAAAGGCUGAGAAACACAAAACUAUAAAAAAUACAGAUUUAAACAAAACUCAUUGAUCCUUACGUAGACCUAUUAAAUACAAGCUAUAAAUGAAAGUGCUUCAUUACGCUGGUUAUCAAGUGCUUAUGUCAACCUUAAUGUGACCAACCAUCCCUCGAAAACUUCAGAUUGUCAACCUCACAGCAACAUAAACCCUUUCUUUAUUUUAGUCUACAAAAUAUUUUUUUUUCCUUCCAGAUUUGAAUAAGCGCUGAAGUGAAACCCAAAUCUUGAAUAUCACAAAUGGAUUUUUUCCUUGUCAUGCCACAUGAUCCAAAGUUUUAAGGCCUCUGUCAUGUUACAUCUGUGUCUAUUUUUUCCUCAGACUGUCCCCCCAGAGGAGCCAUAAUGCUCGAUACUCCUCUCCAACCGAUGACUAAUUUAUUAAAUUCCUAAACAAAAUGUUCAUCGAACCAGAAUCCAGACUGUGAUGUCAUUAUUCUCAUUUCCAGCUCUGCUCCUCUGGGUACCUGGAACACACGUUUGUUGUUUGGCCUCUACGCUGUGCAGCUAAUGUGUUCAGACACUGAUUGCAUUCGCCCCAGACAAUAGUCCAUGACAAACUCUGGGUUAAAUUAAAAGAGGUUUUUUUUGCUGUUGUUUUUUUAUUUCCUAAACAAUGGAGUCGGGGAGGCCGGACUAAUUCAGAGCAGACCUUUGCUCCUAAACAUGAUGACUUAAAUUAAGUAAAGUGAGAUGUUUUGGAGCGUUUGGCAGGUUUACAGAAUCAGAGGGGGAUGAGAGCAGAUUAACAGGGUCUGUGGAUCUCCCCCUCACGGCACCUCUUCCUGUCCCAUGGCACUAAACUGUAAUGUGGUUGGAAGGGAGACAACACGUCCUGCAGUGAAAUGAGCCAGACACAGUGAUGUUUAUUUACAGGACAGCACAAAGGAAAGAUUACAAAUGUGGUAAUGAUUUGCAAGGACAUCUCCUAAAAGUGUGUGAAUUAUGUGUAAUGUACUUUCCGCUCAAACUGAUGACACAUUAUGAACUUUAUCUCCCAUCAGGCUGAUUGUAAGUAUUAGGUACUAUACCUGCUACAAAAGAGUGUAACCUGCGACUGAACUCAGGAUUCAUGACACUGUUGGUCGACUAUCACUGGAGGCUGAGCUGCAGCUUGAAUGGACAUUACGUUCUCCUGUUUGAAUCAUCAGCACAAAGAUAAACUGCUGCAUCAGAAAACAUCUGCUGCUUUGAUCAAAAGUUAAAGGUAAAAGUCUGCAGUGAGCUAAUUUUGUUGGAUUGGGUCUGAUUUGCACGAGAAGUGUCCAGUUUAAGUGAGAAACAACUCAUUCAGCCCACUACUUUGGUAGCAAACAUCCAAUCACAAAGACUGAGAGCCGUAAAAAAGAGUGACGGGUCCUACUAAUUCACAGGAUAUGAUUAUGAAUACUGAAGACAGAUUAAAGACAGAUUUUAUAUUGUUUGCACAAAAGUAAAAUGACUUAUCUGCAAUCAAAUAUUCCAUUUCUCUAAAGCUACUGAUUCAUCGUGUGACUCUGGCCUGUGGCGCAAGAAUCGAGUGCCUCUGACUGACUUGUAAAAUUUACUUUUAUUCAAUUCAAAUAAGAGUCCGUCUUGGUACACAGGAAAAUGUACCCCAAACAUAAUUUAAACCACCACCCAGUUGUGGCACACUCCAAGACCUAUGACCUAAGGCAUAAAGGCAUGUUCUGACCUAAGAUAUGCAGUCUGCCUCAGCUCUCAGCUCUCUUUGCCUGUUUGCGUAUUGAACAAGGGUUGAUUGAGUAAAAAUUUCUAACAUGUCAGCCAUCAUUUUUGGGCUUCAUUAUGUCUCUUCAGGUUCCAUCACUGAGAUUAUGUUUACUGUUUUGUCUCCUGGCAAGUAUAAAUCAAGGUGUAGAUGUUGAACUGAUGCUGAAGUUUUUAGCCAAAAUCGUGUUACCUGUGUCAUUUUCAAGAGCUUUUCUUCUGCAGAGCUCCAGUAGCUCAUUAGCAAUUCGCCUCUGAGUCGUGGGCGGAGACAGCGCUGCUCUUCACCCUCCUCU